Cinara cedri is the source of this 97734-nucleotide messenger RNA. Lineage: Eukaryota; Metazoa; Arthropoda; Insecta; Hemiptera; Aphididae. The record is from the annotation of a GenBank genome assembly.
AAGCUCUGUGCGACGACCACGACCGGUGUUGUGUACGCGCGCGUGAGAAACGGAAUUUCGAAUUUUUUUUUUCGAUUUUUUUUUUUUACUCCCUUAUCCCCCUGCCGCAUUGGAAUUAUGUCGGUUUUAAUUUAUCAUUAUUAUUUGUAGUCACUGUUAAAUAUUUAAGAGGUGUGUGUGCGCGCGCGCAUGUGUGUGUAUCGUGUCCGUACAGCGAGUCGACUUUUAUGUUAUUAUAAUAUUGCCGCGCGUUAUAUACUGCAGCGAUGAAUUGGAUACGCGCCACCACGACGACGACGAUAUCGUUUUAAAUCGUAUGUACGGUAAAAUACCUCAAAACUAAACGCCAACGCGAUAUAUUCAAAAAAAUAAUACAAUAACACAAAUCAGAAAUCUACUGUUUUGAAAAUAUCUAUACUAACGGUUACGUAUAAUAGGUAAGUAAUAUGUUGUUAUUUUAAUCUUAACGCGUAUUUUUAAUUUGUACACAAUACACAUAUACAAUUAAAUCGCAAAUACGUCUUAGAGUACUCGGUAGAGUUUUAACUUUUUUAUAAAACGAUUAAUAAUUGAUUAUUAACAAAUUAAAAAAAAGUACAAGACGAUAGAAGAUAUUAUACCAAUAAGUACUUUUAUGAACGUAAAUACAUGGACACCCAAUUGGUUCUUAAAUCAAUAAAAAUCUAAUAAUAAUAUUAUAGUAAUACCUUCAUAUAGCGCGUACUAUCGAAAUUCCGGAAUUAAUUAAACACAAAAUGGGUUUCUAUUCAUCUACGUAUCAUGUUUAUAGGUAUAUAAAAUUGUUACAAAACGCUUUUAGGUAUAAUAAACCUGUACACAACCGUAAUAGUAAUCUAACUCUUAAAAUAAUAAAUAUUUUUAAAAAAAUAAUUAAUGCGAAAACACAAACGUGUGUUGUUAUUAUUUUUGAAUUUUAGAAAAAGGUAUUAAAAUAAUAGUAUAUUCAUGAAUUUACAUUAGGUGUAACUAAAACAUCAAAAUGUAACAUUUAUCUUAAAGAAUUUCAGAAUAUUAAGUAUUAUGCCGUAAAAAAAUCACACACAAGUAUUACUACGACUAAAAAUGUUCAUCUGUAUACUUUAUUUGGUUCAAUGUAAUUCAUCUAAUUUAAUUAAGUAUAUACUCGUAAGCAACACAGCCUUACGUGUGCAGUUGCAGUUUACUCGAUCAUACCUUACUAUAGCUGUGCCGUCUGACGUUACCUAUGUCAAAUAGAAAAAUGUUCAUCCCCAUCACCAAGAUAAUCCAUAAAUGCCAAUAAUAUUAAUAAUAAUAAUUAUUAUUUUUAUUUUAUUUGUUUUAUCUCUCUAUUUUUGUAUUAUGGCAUACUCGUACCCUCUGUUAUUUGAACGGAACACAAAAGUGUCGGAUGGGAUGCAAAUGCAAUUGCAAUGUAUCGAACAUAAAAUUGUUUAAAAAUUACAAUUCAAAGGUCCAAACUGCAGUGGCGUUUCCAGACUUUGGUUAUGGGGGAAGGAGGCAAAAUAAUUAAAUUUAAUAUUAAUGAUUAAUAAGAAAAAAUUAUAUCAAAUAAUGUAUUGAUCAUAUCUACUUCUGGACCGAUGACUAUGCCAAAUGCCAAUGUAAGUCAACUUCUCUUGGGGGAGGGGGUUAAGGACGCUCCGUAACCAAAGUGCAAUUUAAUAUAGUUACUCGGGUAAAACUAAUAUAAAUUUAUCAUUCUAAUUUUAUAAUAUGGAUAAAUGUAGAGGAUAAAACAAAUUCUAUCGCUGUUAUACAAUUAAAACGAUCCUACAUAAAUUAAAAGGAACUUGUUACAAUUUUACAAAGAAAAAAUAGAUUUGAAUUAAUUAUGACAGGUUUUAUCAAAAGCAUUUUAUAAAUAUAAUUUGUUCAAGGGUUACGUAUAUAUAUAAAAAAUAAUUUGAUUUGGUCAAUCCUCUAUAAUAAGGUGACAGUUGGUGAUUUUCACAUAGCCCUACAAGAAUUCUUUAUAAGAUUCGAGCAUUGAGCUCUACAAAAGAUUUACUCGUUCUUAAAAAAAAAAAAAACUACGCCUGCAGCUAAAAAAAACAUUCUUUUUUCUGUAAAUGAAAUAAACUAAAAAUAGUCUUGUAAAAAUGCCUACAUUGUAACAAAUUUCACUGUAUUUCCCACUUCCAUUCAAGUACCUAUUAUGUUUUAUUUAUUAUGAUUUAAUAGAAUUAACGCCGUUCGGCUAUUUUCAAAGGUAACUUGAGAAUCUAACAUAUAAAAUAAUAACAGAAAAGAAAAGAAGAAUACAAAGGAAAAUACAUUUUGGUAAUUACGAUACAAAUAAAAGUUGCUCGUAAAAAUAAAUAGAAUGUGUACCUUAGUACAGAAGUACUAUAUAGAACCAGAUUAAAUUGUAAUUACGCGUCAUUUCUGAUAAGGGUGCACUCAUUAAGAAAUUAGUAUUAAUACUAUUACUUGUAGGGAGAUAAAAGAGAACCCUGGACCUGCUAGGAACUUGGAGCGGCGACUCGACCCUCGAUCAAUCCGCGAAUAAAUCUGUAUUACCAAAAUUCUUGCGCCUUUCAGGAAGUAAUAUAAUAUUACUUAUAUAUUUUUUAGUCUUUCCAAAUAAUUCACAAAAUUUUUGGUUUUCUUCACAUCAAAUUAGAUUAGUGUAGUUAAUUAAAGUUAUUAAAACAUUUGAUUAUUGAUAAUAGACGUCUACUCCAUAGGUAUAUAGAUUAAGUCAUGUUCGUCUAUAAGGUUAUAGAAAAUAAUUGAAAUAGGUAUUAACUUUUGAAUAUAAUUUUUUUUUCAUACCGCUUCUUUGGAAAUUAAAAUGACUACAUUAAUAUAUAUAUAAAAAAAAAAAAAAAACUAUUCAGCGGACGUGUAUGUAUAUUGGAUUAAAAUGUUUAGAAUAAUAUUGCAAAGUGGCUAUUUUGAAAAGUUAACGAAUGAAGUGGUUUUUUCUACAGAUUAAGAGGUAAAAUAUUAGUUUAUUUUUCUCUAAAUAUAUGAACUUCUGACACAAGAUUAAAAUAAAUAAAUAAAUGGAACAUUAGCAUCGGGCGGCAACACAUCCUGUAUAUUAAUAGGUUAUUUUACAAGAACACCCAAAUUUUACCAACUAAAUUUCACAGAAUAAUGUAAGCAAAUUCAGUUUUAUUGUAAAUUAUAGUUUCCCAACCCGGAUUCUCGUGCAGUCUAAUUUAUUAUUGAUCUUUAGACAAAUAUUAUUUUUAUAUUUCCCUAAAAAGUUAUUAUCUAGUUUUUGAUAAUAAAAUUAUAGGUACAGAAAAGGUUGUUUAUAGGUAAUGCAGCUAGAAAAAGUUUAAAUUGUAUCCAUGUGUGUAAAUUUUAUAACACACUGGUGAUAAUAUCAUACCGCAACAGUUACAGUCGAGAUAUCAAAACUAUUCCUCUAUAAAACUUUACUCUGCCGUCAAUCUUUUGUGUUAUUAUGUCUUGCGUCUCGGAAAAAGAACGAACGGUAAUAAAAUCACGGUCGAAAUGGUGCCGAAAGAUAAAACAAUAUUUGACAGAAAACUUACUGCUCGUAUGCGAGUAAUUUCGAUGGCUCAGACGGGGUCGUUAAGGGGGUUGUCACAACCAAUUUUCCAGAAAUUUAGAUAUUGUUAUACGGCGCGGUGACGUAUAUAUCCUGUACUCGAACUGAGGGGGAGAGAGGCGUAAUGGUGACCUCAACUAAAACUUUUAUAAAAAUGUUUAUAGCAUUCCUCAGUGAUAUAUUUUUCAGAGAAUCCCGUAUACACGCUUCAGUAAUAGGGAAUUUAAAGUAAGCCUUGUGCUUAAUUCACUAAUCUCGGGAUAUUCUUUUCGUAACUUAAAAUUAUUUCACAGUAAAAUAACCACCGAGCACGUAAAUACACCAUUAUAAUGUAUACGUUAUAAUAUAUUUAUUUGUUGUAUACGAAUUAUCUUAGUGAAUAUUUCGUCAAUAGAGUUCCUCCUACUUGUUUUUCGCAAUUUGAGCACUGCGUACAAACCGAUAUCGCCUGCAGUAAUUCGGUAACCUACAUAUAGUUAAUAUUGUAUACAACAUUAAAAUACAUAAAGUACUUUACAAUCAAAUAAGUAAUAAAUCGGCGACACGGUCAGAGAACAACAAAAUCCAAUCGUAUAGCUAACGUCUUUAGAUACGCUUUUUUUUUUUUUUUUUACUCUACGAUAAGUGUCAUUUUUCAUAAUAUUAUCAGAAGCUUGCGGUAACGCCACUGCCGCCAAUACACAGCAGUUUGGAAAAUUAUCUUGAAAUUUCUCGAUUGGUUUGUAAGUUAUAAUCAAACUGUUCCCUUUACAUAUUAUAUUAUACAAUAUAGGGGAAUCCCAAGGUACAUAACAUUAAUAUACGGACUUUUACCAUUAUCCUAUCAUAUUUGAAGUAUCCGUAUACAUGCACACGGUGUUAUACAUAAUUUAAAAAGUCCAAUGUUUUAUCGAAUAAAGGAUAAAUCGUAAUUACGAAAUAAUAUGUCCCCUCACUCCGUCAUACACAUGAUUUUAAAUGUUGACGAAUAAUUUUGGAUAAAUUGUACAAUUUAAUAACAUUAUAGGUACUAGAAUAAAAUCCGUGAAAAAAUUAAUUAAUUCGUCGUUGAUAUUGACUUCCCUUGAUUAAACGUCAGAUAACGAUAGUUUAAUUUUACUGACCAUCGAAUACUGCUAUAAUAAUAUCAACGGUACAUAAAAAAAACGUUCUUUGUGCUAAACAAAUUUACUUUGAAGGAUUUUUUUAUAAACUUGUCAAUUUUUUUCUGUAUAGAAAAUACAGUCCGACUGAAAAUAUUAUACCUAAUUUAAUAUUCGAUGGUAAUUUAUUCGUUUUUAAUAUAUUAAUAUUGUAUCAUGCGGUUAUUUCGUUGUUUGUUAUUAAAAAUGCUUAUACGAUAAUAUAACAUGCAUAUUAAUACCGUUUUUUUUAAAAAUGAGACCGGGGUUCUAAUUUUAUUUAUUUUUGUUUUUUGGUUUUAAUACGUCAAGUUUGUAAAGUAAAUAAGUUAAACUAAUGGUUGAAAAAACCCGAUUAACAUAAACGAAUAAGCGAAUAUUUUAAAAAUACUUAAGCAAGUGUUUAUUUUCUUUAAAUUAGUUAUUAUAAAGUUAGAUAACCUAUUGUAUUAUGUAGUAUAAUAUGUGGUAACCUAAACUAUUUAAAUGUAAUUCAGGCUUCUAGGACGAUUUUUGACUGUUUACGGUAAAAUUUAAAAUAAAUAAUGCUUUUAAAAUCUAAAAAUAAAUUAUAAUUGGAUUUUUUAAUAUUUAAUUCAGCUAUAAUCUAUAAAAAGUAUCAGUUUAAAGCUACAAAUUAAAUUAAAUCACUGUUAGGCACACCGGUUAGUUUAAAAAUGUGGUGGUUGCCUAUGUAUAUUUGUGUGUGUACAUAUAUUUUAUGUUAUACUUAAUUUCAAAUCACACGUUUAAAAUGGAAUUUUGUGAUCACAAUAAUUUUAGAUUAGGAAACUGCUACUAAUUGUUUUUUUUCUACAAAUGAAGUCUAAUACUGCAAUAUAGGAAGUUAUAUAAUACUAUUAUAAGCAUAAUUUUUUUUUCCAUGCGUGGUGAAAAAGAGACCAUAUACCAACGUACAUAGGUCAUAUGCAAGUAUAUUAAAUACACACUUACUCCGAAUAUUUAUUUAUAGGUUGCAAAAAACCUAACCUAUACAUAAACUUAUCAUUUAAUUAAUAAUUUUAAACAACUAUAUGUCAUACUCAUCAUAUAUUAUUCAAUAUUUUCAUUCAUAAUAAAAACAUGGAUGUGAUAUGUCACCUUAUCAAUGAAGACAGUAUUCAGACGUAGUUUUCGUACAAUAUAAUAUAUUGUAGGUAAAUAAAAUAAAUAAAAGGCCUCACUUGUUUGUCAUUGUAGUAAUUAUAAUGAUCUCACUUGGUGAUUUCCCAUCCAGAAUUUUAGAAUCUAUGAUUAUUUUAAACAUUGUUUUAAGAAAACAUUAAAAGUAUGUAUUAUAUAUAUAUUAGGAUAGUUGUUAUCUUUGAACUUCAAUAAUUUUAUGCCACGGGCUCGAAAUUCUAUUAAUUACUUACAUUGUAAAAAUAAUUUUUGUAAAUUUUGGGUACAGUGAGCCAACCCCUUCACGUGCCUCGAAAGGGUUGAAGUUUGUAAAAAGGGGAUGUUUUUGGAUAUUUUACGUUAAUUUUUUUAAUUUUUAACAUUUGUAUUUUCAAAGUUCAAAAAAAAUAAUAUAAAAACUAUCCCUUUUUACUAACUCCAACCCCUUGGAGGCACGUAAAGGGGUUGACCUAUCAUAACCAAAAUUUACAAAAAUUAUUUUUACAGUGUACCUAACAGAAUCCCGAGCACUUGGAUUCAAAUAUUUGACGUUUAUUUUCAAUUAUAUCUAUAUUUUAACAUAGCUAUAUUUUGAAUUGAAAUUACAACCCAAAUUUUAAUACUCGAAUGAUAAACUAUGUAUUAUUAUAAUGUGUGCGUUUUUGAAAAAAAAAAAAGAUUUAUGUAAACGUAAAAAAAAUAGAUAGGUAUUUUAAAGUUAUUCAUAAGAAACUAAUAUUGGAUAAUCAUGAACAUUAUACUGUUUAGCAUAUACCUUAUAAUACAAAAUAAUUAAGUAUUUGUAUUAUUAAUUUUAUAAAAUAAUAACAAUUAUAUGAAAUAAUUAAAUAAAACCCUAACAGAAUGAUGUGAAUUGGAACAAUAUCAAUUAUCAUUAAUAAUAUUGUGCCAAUAAAUAUAUAUAAAUAUUUCAAUAACUCACUUCGACCCCUUACGAUAACUCAGAAUUCACAAAAAUAAUUCAUCAAGUUGUCCAAAAAAAUUUUAAGUCAGCCAAUUAUGAAUACCUACCUAUAAGUAUGUUAAUAUGGUAUAUAUUUCACAAUAUAAUAUUAUAAUAUUUUCCACCUCGAAUAAUGAUCAUUGAUAAGUUUUAUCGACAUGUAUAUAGUUUCCAUAAAACGAAAGAUACGUAUCUAAAAAUCAAAAGCAUUGUCAAUAUUUUUUACCACGUAGGUAAGUAUACGAGAUGAAAAAAAAAACCGUACGUUUUUGUCAGGAUGGCAGCAUUUUUAAGAGCACAAAUAUUUUCUAACUACAUGGGAGUAUAGCUAUCCGUUUUAAAUUUAUUUUCAAGACUCUUACCCUUUGUGUAGCUAGAACGAAUGGUAAAACUUUAUUAUUAUUAUUAUAUCAUUUUUAUUAUUAUUUAUAUAUUUUUUUUUUUUUUUGAAGUGUAAACGCUGAAGUUUAUUGAAAUUUUGUGUCGUUGAGUUUUUUGAAAACCUACUACCGAAACCCUAUUAGUAUUAAAGUUUAUUUCAUUUUGAAUACAUGACAAUACAAAUUAUACACACAAAACUAAACAACUGAAGCAAGAAAAGUUUUCACGUUGAUAUUUUAAAACUAUACCUAUGCUAUAUAUAGAACUCAAAAACAUUGUUUGAAGAAUUCCGUAUAAUUCCCAGUACAGUGAACACAAUAUUUUUUUUGUUUUUAAAGUUUAAUUAGAUUCUCGGAUACGUCAUACAAACCGGUACUAUAUGUCUUGAUUUGAGUAAUACAAGGAAAAACUAUAAUUUUUGUAAAGCACACGUGAAAUCGUAAAAUGAUUGGUGUCGAUUGUGUCAAAAAGUCAACUAUGUUGACAACUGUAGUAGAUUAGGUAAUAAAUAUACUCUAUAGCACGCAAUUAAAAUUCGUAUUAACAUUAUCUAUAUCCAUUACUAAAAUAAAAUUGAAAACAUAAUCAAAUAAAAUAUUGUAUGAAUGUAAAAUUAUUAUUGGAAAAUGUCCUGGGUAAAGUAUCAUGUUGAUAGAUUCAAUAAUAUAAUAUACACAUAAUAUUUUAAUAAAUUAAUAAUAUACGCUAAAAAUGUACAGUUAACGAGAAGAGUCAACUAAAAAAGCAAUUUGGGAUAGGUGAAAUACAAAUUUUGUUUAUGGGAUGAUGAUGGUUUUUUUUUUAAUUAUUAAGAAUAAAAAUAAAUCGUUAAUACGAAAAACCAUUAUAUGGAGGACUCAUUGAAAAUGGAUUGUGUUUGAAUAGUUUGUGUAAAGUUUAAAAGGCAUGACCUCAUUUAAUAAUUAUAAUUAGAUAUGUAUAUUAAUCAGCUAGUUACAAUUAAUAUUUUGUACGUAUUGUGAUACAUAUAUUUUUUUUUUCUAAUAUUUAAAAUCUUUUAAUUACAAAUGUUUACAUUAAAUUGUUAAACGAUUUGCAGCGUCAAUUAAUGACUAUAAAACACUAUGUACUCCUGGGAUUACUAAAAAAUAUGUACACACAUCUUUAGAUACAAUAUUCUAACCUAACUUAAUCAAAAUAGUUUGAAACGUCAAACUGUACAGUUUGCACAUACAUAAAUAUGCUUUGUGAUGCAGAAACAACAGGAAAUUACUGAAAUCUACACGAUCUCAUUUCUAAUUUAUAAAUAUUUAAUAUAUAGAUAUGGGGGCAAUUAAAUACACUUACAAUCGUGAAAUACACAUACCGUACGAACUUUUACGAAUAAAUUAAAUUUGUUUAUAUCAUUUACAGUAUUCAAUAUUGAAGUUUCACGCUAUUUACCAAGUGCAUCAAAUUGGGCAGUAGAAUACAAGAUAAGCGUGUACAAUCUGGAAACUUUCCAACUAUUAUUUAAUAAUAUAUUUAUUAUACCGUCUACGAUGAAAAUAAUAAUACAUAUUAUUUCCGGUGAAAUUAAUAGUGAACUAAAAUAAUAUAAACUGAAUGACGGACGAAAUUCUCUCUUUAGACUAUUUAUAUACACUAACAAUAUAUUUUAGGGCUUAGUGGCCGGCCGACCUAAUAUCGUGACCAAAUUAUUAUAUAAAAAAAAAAUAAAUGAAAAAUAAUAAUAAUAAUAUAUUACUUUCAAAUUCAAAAUUUGUACGUUUAGGUAAUUUAUAGACUUAUAAAUAAAUUAACGUUACUGCAGGUUAUACAAUGAAAAAUAGGUAUUGGAAUUUUGUCAAAAUAGUAAUAAUAAGGGAUAAAAUAUUGUAUACCGUGUAUUAUUACCAAGUAUUUUUCAUAGAUACACAGAUUAUAAUUAUUAAUACUAAUUGAUUUUUACUUUAUUAAAAAUCUACAACAAAGAAGAAACUAAACACUUGGGACCUUUAGCUAUAGUGUAAUAUGAAUUUGGGUUCGUUCUUUUUAAGGUACCGUAUUUUCUUUACUCCUUUAACCAUCGUUUAAACUUUACAUGGAUGUUGAUGAUAAAUACUUAAUUAUAAAAUAUUGUGAAAUGUGAAAAACAGUUAUAUUAAACUACUUUUUAUCGCUUGUUCUUCUUGUCUUUACUUUUUGAAGAACUCUGAUAUCAGGGGCACCAAAGUCUCACUUUGCCAACUUACCUAGUAAUUGCACCACUGAGCAACAGUAAGUAUUUAAAAUCUGGCGAACCUGGUGAAACGGUGAAUCUGAUAUUAAUGUGAUAUCAACAUUUCUAGAAAAAUAUUCUUUAUUCGAAUCUGUAUUCUAAAGGGGGGUUCAUAUUUGAAAAUCAAAACUAUGCAAUUAUUUAAUAUACAUGGAUUAGGGGUAAAAAUUAAAAAUGAUCAUAAAUUUAAGCUUACACGAUUUCAUAAUGAUUAGAAAAAACAGAAAUCAAAUUCACUUAAAGUUCUCUGAGAUAAUUGGUGGUUCAUUAUAAAAAAAAUCACCCUGUAUAUAUAUACAACCCUAAAUAAAUAAAUUAUAAUCCUAAAAUAUAAUAAUAUAAUAUAUGCAUAAUAUAUGGGUGGUAAAUUUGUCAAUCUUAAAUAUUCAACAUUUUCAAAACUUAACAAAAGACAUUUUUAAUUUCGUUAAAAAAUAUGUAUAAUAUACAUUUCAAAUAGUAAAUAAAUAUAAAUAAAUUAUUUAUUGACUGUUAGAACUUUCAACUACAAAACGAUAAUAUUAUAGUUCAUACUUUUAUUUUGUAUAACAUUAUUACUAAUACAUUUAUGAAUUUCAUUAUAAAAUAAAGUCUAGCACAGAAAAAUGUCUGUGUAGCUAAUAACCAGGACUCGGGACUUUAUGCAUUUAAAAUCCUCAGAAAAGAGCUUAAAACGUCAAAAGUUAUGAAAUAAAAUUUAAAAAUCAAAAAUGGCAAACAGCUCAGAGGGGUUUAACAUUUCUAUCUCUACAUACCAUCACGGCUCUAACCAUUAAAUGCAAAAAAACUUGUGUUUAUUAUCAUUUUUGUAAUGUUCGAAAAUUGUAUUUUAUAAUUUAGAGUCAUUGGAGGGGGACUUUGUAUAUUUAUUAUAUAGUACCUAUAUGUAUUCAACAGUAAACUAUUCAAGAAAAGUAUACUUCUUCAAUUGCAUUCUAAUAAAAAAAAGAAAUGCAUAGUAUUAAUUAUAUAGGUAUUAUAAUAUAUAUGUAUACAUAGGACGUAACAAGAAGAUCUGACACCUGAAAGAACUUUUGUUCUGUUCAAUAUUUUUAAGUUUCAUAUCCUUAUAAUGAUUUCUAGAGCCUAUCACCAUAUAAUUCCUCUAUUUAAUAUGUUUUAUAUAUUUUUAAACCACAAAUAAAACGUUUAAAUUUUAAAAAAAAACUGUACUUACAAAAUCCAAGAUGGCUAGGUAUUUUAUAAAUAUAUUUUAAAACAGAAUUUAGAUGUUACAAAUAGUUAUGGAUGAUAAUCGUUAAGUUUCUAGAAUUUUUCGAAGUUAAUAAUAAUUAUUAACAAAAUUGUUUUUUAUUGGAAAAUUGUCGAAUAAAUUUACAUUAUUUAGUAGUGGCAAUGAAAAUAAUUUAAAUCAUCUAUAACUUAAAAAAAAAUGUAGAAAAUUAAUGAUUCAUCGUUAUUUGUGAGUAAACAAUUGUAACACAACUCGUACGAUUUUAUAGACACUUUACAUAAUAAAAUUUUAAAAAUUGUAAGGUUUCUAAUAGAAAUCACUAUGACAUAUUAUAUUAAAUCAAUAGGAAAAUGAUGGCAAUCUCUUCAAUUUAUUGGAUGAAUUAUAAUACAACGGUUGUCUGUCAGCAUGGCGGCAUGAGCGGCUAUACUAGUUUAAGAUUAAUUUUAAUUAGUUUAUGUCCCUCUUGUGCGUGUCACCAACAGUGUGGUAAUUUGGUGUAAAUAAUUAAUUUAAUUAAUCAGAGAGAAAAGCAACAUUGUUACGAAGUACAUGAUUUCCAAUUUAUGUAGUGCAGGUAGUAUUAAAUGUCUAAUGGCAAUUAUUAUUACCUACUACACAAUACCAUAAAUCAUGCUACCAUAAGACAUUUAUGAUAUUUUACAGUGAGAAAAUCACUCCUAUAAGUUAAACAAUGUAUACCUGCGAACAUUUGGUAAGAAUCAAUGAUUAUAUUAUUUGCAUAUUGUACAGAACAGGGUCAUUUAUGUAUGCUAAGGGAGUGGUAUACAUAAAAUGAGUGGCUCAAAUAUAUUUUUAGCAACUUACUCUUUUUCUUAUAACUUAUCUGGAACUUUUAAUAUUUCCACGAACAAAUAAAGAAUUAUUUGAAGAACAAAAUUAAAAGAACCUGUUUUACCCAAAAAUAGUAAUUAACAUUUUUAAUGUUUAUAAAAAAAUGCUCUCAGACAAGGUUCAAAGAUAUUCAUAUAUAUACUAUUACUUGAAAUACAGUCCGGAAUAUAGUAUAUAUUAUAUUGGUCUUAAUUUGAAUAUUCAAUUGUUAAAACUUUUAAUUAUAUAUAAAAAUAAAUACAAAACAGAUUUGAAUGAUAAUUUAGAUUUUAAAUGUAUAAGUAUAUCACUAAGUCUAUAAGUAUAUUCAUGAAUUUAUAUUUAUUUUACUAUUGAGUAUUUUAAUAAAAUCAGUUAUAUUAUUAUUUUCUAAAAUCGAAACUCACAACUAAAAUAAAUUUGAUCAAAAUCGUUUUUGUUAAGAGUUAAUAUCUUGAAAAAGAAGCAAAAUAGAAAAUAAAUUUCGACCUUUUACUGAACCUACCUACUAAAACAAUAUAUUGUACUAAGUACAAAAUUAUUGAACCUAUUUAGUUUAGACUGACACUAGAAGAUUACAUUCUAAUCAAUUGUAAUAAUUUUUACAGUAGGUAAACUUAUACAAGAAUGAGAUUGAUUAGUUGAAAAGUUACAGUAAUAAUCAAUGAGAAAUAGCUUUACGGCAGUUCUUGUGUUCAAAUCGUUGCAAAUUAUGAUUUAUUAUUUAAUCGAUUACACAUUAUUAAAACCAAAAAACCUUAGCGAACUCAACAAAUAAAAGUAAGAUGCUCACGUAAAAAAAAAAAAAAAAAACAGCAUAUUAAUCAAAUAGAAAAAUAUUGCAUACCCAAAAAACAGUUAAAAAUCACUGCUAUGGGAAGUAUUUUAUUUUGUUUUUUUUUUUUACAUGUAAACGGUUAAGAGGGAGCUAUUUAUAUGAAACUUUUGAAGCACUCCUUCUAUCCAAAUACAUGCUCACAAUGCAUAACUUAAAAACAAGUAGUUUAUAUUCGGUUUAGCAUACCACUGACGUAAAUUUGAUCAAGGAAUCGUUAUAUUAAUUAAAUUUUUAUGUGACAUCCUCUAUCACUUUAGAAAAGGAUAUACAACUCUGAGAAAAUCAGAACUAAGAUUUUUUUUUUGAUUUUUCCGAUAAUCAUUUGAAAAUAUAUUCAAAUAUUUAAAAUUAUAAUUUCUAAAAUUGAAUACAUUUUUAUUAUUUAUUUAGUAAAACAUAAAAAUAUAUUAGUUGAAAGAAUACAUAAGAGAAUCAAACAUUUAUAUUAUUAUAAAUUAUUAUGGAAUUUAUAAGAUUUUUAUGAUGAAAGGGAUGUGGUCGUUUUUAAUUUUGAAUCGCCAAAGUAUUCUUUGAUUAAAAUUUCAAUUCGUUUGAGAUACAACAUAAACCGACUAUGUACUUAUUGUAUCUUUCUCGACAAAUGCCUUCAGAAACAACAAAAUUUAAUUAAAAAAUGAACCAAGACAUUUCUGUACCAACCAAAAUCUAAAAUACAUUAUAUGUAUACUGAUUUGUUCGCUCUCCUUAUACAUUCAAAAUAUUUACAUAAUUGUCUAAAUUAUUUCAGUAUUUAUAAACGUUCAGAUGUUGAUGAAAAUCUUAUUAACGUUUACAUUUAUAUUUCAAUACACGUCUAAACGAACUCUGCUCGGCAUUGUUUUUUGUUAGCAAUGAUUUAUCGUUGCGUACAGACUUAAAUUAAAAUACCCUAUAAUAUACCCUACCUUCUCGAAUUCCCACCUACAACAGUAACACAACCUUUCCAAUAGUAUCAGUUUUUUUUCCCUUUUAUCUGAAUUUAAAUCAACAAUUAGUUUAUUUAUUUAUUAUACAUUAAGAGGAUGAUUAAAAAAUAUUUUCAUUUUUAAAAACUAUAUUAAUUGACAAAAGUAAAUACAUUAGAAACAUUGAUUUUAUAUAUUUUCGUAUUUCUUUAUGAACGCUGAACAUUUUAAUUAAAACGUAUUAAUGUCGAAAAAGGUAUUUGUAUUGAUUACAUUAUUAUUAAUAAUUUUAAACCAAUUUCAACAUGAUUUUUAAUUUUAGAUUAAUAACUCGGGUAAUAAUAACAAUUAUUAUUUAAGUCCAAUUGGUUAAUGUGGACGUACAAAAUUUUGUUUAAUAUUAUCUAAACAAAUAUCUCAAAACAAAUUUCUUCACUCUUUACACGUUUUUUUUUUUUUUUUAAUGAUUAUACGCGUAGCUACAAUGAUACAAUAUUGUAAAAAUAAUUGCGAAUUGAAUUCAGUUAACUCUGUUUCGAAAUAGAUUUCAAUUUAAAAAUAAAAAAUAAAAUAUUGACAAGCGCCCAAACGAGGAUAGUUACAGGUAACCGAUAUCCACAACAUUUGCAUGUAUCACGCCGCCCGUUGAAUUUCCGUAUAUAUUUAUAAAUAAAUCAAAAAUAUAUUAUAAUAAAAUAUCAUGUUAUUGUUUAAAGAUUUGGCACCCUUGAUCGAUGGCGCGCGGGACGCACGCGUACGCGAAUCGGCCCACAUUAAAUCCACUACUAUACGUGUUAUUACAACAACAUGAUAUUAUUAUAAAUACCUACCAUACAUACGUUCCGUCGUCAUAUAAGCAUACGUAAUCACCGUUCGGAUAAAUGAAUUAAUCUUGUGUACCUACUGGCUGAAAAGUGGGUCAUGAACAGCAGAAAUUGAAUACGCCACUGCGCUGAAUUUUUAGAAAAAAUAAAAACAAAAAAAUACUUUUUUCUUUAUUGGGGAUUGAGUUUUCCUAUAGGUCUAUAAAGUCAAUGCACUGGCGCCAAACGACGAUUAUGUUGAAAAUAUAUUGGGAAUUAUGUCAAACCUAAUACAGGGUGAUCCUUAUACUGAAGUUAUACGACACUCGUUAUCUCGAAAAAUAUUAACUUUUUGCGGAAUCGGUUUUUUUUAGUAAACGUACGAAACGAGCAACUCUUUAAUAUAACAUUAGAUACCGUUAUUUUUUUGUCGCCUAAAUUAAUAUAGUUGAAACCACUUUUGAUUUUCAAAUAGCAAUCUGUACUAAAAACUGCAUAAAUAAUAAGGAUGGUUUUUUUUUUUUUUGGUUAGAUAAACUCCCCCUUCCUGCUAACCGACAAAACUUAGAAAUUAAAUAUCUCGUGAACAGAGGUUGACGAUAAAUAAAAAUGUCAAAACCGAAAUAUAUUUAAACCGAAUGUAUUUUUAGAGGCAUUUUUAAUAGAUUAUCGGUUAAUAUUUGAUAACUAAAAAUGGGUAGUAAUUUCAACCCUAAAAAUAAGGGCAACAAAAAAUAAAGGUGAUGUUAGAUAUAAUAAAAUAUCCGAAAAAGUGUAUCCUUUCCGGAACAAUGAGUAUCGUACGUCUUAUACGAGUGUACUACGGUAUGAUGAUCACUCUGUAUAAUAAUAUUACGUAAAUAUUUUUAUUAUUCAAUAAAAAAAAAAACUAUAUAUUUUAAAAUCGAUUUUUACCUAUUGUUUACACAUAACCGGGGCAGCUAUGGUCGCGUAGUGCGCAAACAACACUUUUCUGUAGAAUAUUCAUAACGCAUCAUUGCCGGAAAAAUAUGUAAUAUUACUAGAAUACGUAUAAGAAAGUAUCGAACACAACUGCAGCUUUUGUUUGGUUUUGUUCUCCUUUAUUAAAACGCUUUAAGUUAUUUAAACUCUCCGUGCAUGAAAAAUUUACACGUUAAGUGAAUUAUUGAAACUGUAUAAAAAAAUUAUAGUGGCAUACAGACACGUCUAUACUCUAUAUACAUAUAUAAUAUAUAUAUAUGUAAGAACCUAACGUACACAUGCAUGUAAUACAUUGUAAACAAUUCACACACGUUUUAUGUAUAAAGUUUAAACUUUCGGGCAGAGUGUAAGUUUAAAAGUGAUUAUGCAGAAGUGUGUGGUUAUCAAAUAUGAAAUUUAUCCGAUGUGGGUACUCAUCCGUUAUUGCAAGGCAGUAUAAUAGAUAGGUAACUCCCUGGAACUCUCCUGUUUUCUUUUUUUAUUCAAGAUUAUAAUAUUCUAGAGACGGUUGCUUAUGAGCAGGGUUCGGGACUUAUAACAUUUAAAGUCAACAAGAAAGCGUUCAGAAAACUUCAUUAUAGUCCUGAAUUCAGCACUUAAAAAUUGUUUACGAUGUUAGCAAAUUUUUUUUUAUUCGUCGAAAUAAGCAAAAAAAAAAAAAUCACUUUCGAAUUUUUAUAUUUAAACUUGUUAAUCUUUUUAAAACUAAGAGGUAGGGGUUUUACCGACGCGACAAGUAGAGAUAACCUAAACAAGAAAAUACAAAUUGGAUAAUAUAAUUCAAAAAUAACAUUAUUUAAAAAUCAUAUAGAGGAGGGAGAGGGACCUAGAGUUUUUAAGUGAAUUGCUUAAUCAUAAAGUAUAAAAUAUGCGAAAAACAUCCAGGAAAAACAAGUAAAAUAUUUUUAUUUUUUUUAAUAGGAAUAAAAAAAGAACUUCAAAAUUGCAUACAAAGUUGAAUUUGCCGUAAUGUAACAUGGAUUUCUAUAGCGUUCUGCUAAAUGUAAUGGAAUACCAAAAAAAGAAGUAAAUGCGUCUUGACCUGCUUAUGAGUUACAUAUAUGAUUUAAAUAUUGUUUAUUCCCUGAUUUUUACAAUAUUUGUAUGGCUUCUAAAAUAAUCAUCAUUAAAUUUUGAUAAGUACAUUAAUAUUUGUUUUUAUCGUUUUUAUUGUUUUACCGUUCUACUAGUUGAAACAAUACGAAUUUCGGUGGAAAAAACGCAAACAACAUUUAACGUGUAAAUAAUCGAAUUGUUAUCCAACGGCAUCAAAAAUGUAGAAAUCGCGAAUGUUUUCAUCAUUCCCAUGUUUAUUUUGGUGUGCAAUAAAGUUUUUAUAGUCGAUUCCUCCCGAAAUAAAAGAUAUAAUUUCGUAUAUAAACUCGACAAUUUUGUACUAUUAUUUUUAUUUGUUUUAUUAAAAUCUACCAGCAGAUGUAAUAUGCACGGUAUGUUUGUGGUCACGGCGAUUCAAUAAAAGUUAAAUUCCACUUUUGGGUUAUUGCGUUAUAACAUUUAAUUACUUAAACUUAGUACCCUUAAAUAAGGCUAACGACUUUAUAAAAGUUACAACAAGGAUUUGCUUAUUGUUUAAAAACUAUCCUAUGGCAUUUAUUCUUAAUUCCAAUUCGUACAACUAACAAACCCAUUUUUAUUGACUAAGUAUAUUAAUUUUGAAUGUGAAAAAAUCCGUGUUUUUAAAUGAAUUAAUGACUGUUAAUUAUAAUAUACACGCGUUACUCUGAUUCUAACACAAUCUGCUUGCAUAGGUCAUUACAUUUUUAUUUCAUUACUCUAUACUAUUAAUAAUUAAAUAAAAAUAGAAAUAUAUUUUAAUUAUCAUACUAUUUGUACUUAGAUAUAAAGUGACCAAAAAAAAAAAAAAUAAAUCAAAGGUAAAUAAUAAUAAUCUAUCGCAUAAACAUAAUAAUGCCCUCUCCUCAAGCCACUCAAAAAAAAAAAAAAUAUAAAAUAAUUAUAAAAGGAGCUGACAUUGGGAACUGGUGUGCUAAUGUUGUAGGUGGAAAGUUGGAAAGAUUAGGAUAUAUCAAGGUUGAAAACUUUUUAUGUAUGAAAGCAAUGCCAAACCAUUGCUAAAAAAAGCGAUUCUUAGCGAAGUUUAGUUAGACGAGUUUUAAAAUGGCGUAGUCGUUAUAAUUUUUGUCCAAAUUUGAACUUAAAACUCGUAUAUAAAAAAAUUACUAUAUUUCACCCUACUUUCAUUUUUUUACCACUAAGAAUAACUUAUAAUGACCCUCUUGUUAAAUUUCCAAGCAUUUCUGUUUGGUCAAAACAUUUUAUCUAUAGAAUACCUAUCAAAUAAAAACUACUUAAGAGGACGUUAUACCCGAAUCUACUGUCCAACUACUAGUUAACAUGCAAAAAAAAUGAUUACGCAAAAUAAGUAAAAAUAGCUUCAUUUUGAUUUUAGAGUAAUAGUACUUAUUAUGAAAUUUAUAGAUAACAAUAUUUUUAAAGGAAAGUCAUAGGUGUUUUUUGAAUUACGAACUAUUAAAGAAAUAACAGCUAUUUAAAAAAACAAAAAAAAAGGUUUUUAUAUCUUUUAUAUAGAGCUGUAUAUUUUGAAUAAUACAAAAACCUUAAGACAUUCUCUCCAAAAUAUUGUUCUCUAUAAAUUGCACAAUAAGUACUUUACCUCUAAAAUCAUAAUUAAGCUAGUUUAACUUAUUCUGCGUAAGUAUUGAUUUUGCAUGGUACCUGGUAGUUGGACUGAGACUAUAGAUGCGGGUAUAUGUAUAACGUCCUUUUAAUCAAACUCGGAAAUAUAAAAUUCCUAUAAAUAGCUCAAAAUUCGACAAAAUUUGUUGAACAAUUUUCCUUUUUUAGAAAAAUCCAAUACAAGUUUUCUAUCAAAAUUCCAAGUCUCUAUAAAUAUUUUUAACUGUAUUAAAAUAAAAAAAACAAUAUUGAAAAUAAUGAAACCAUUAUUUCCAUAAACGUUCCCGUUCUUUCAACAUUUUUUUUCGGGUAAAUUAUUAAGAGUACUGCUUAACAAAUAAAAAAUCGACUUACUUACUCACCAAUUAUAUACAUGAAAUUCAAUAAAAAAAAAAAAAAAGGUAUUUUUUUGAUUGGAAUAAUAUUUCUCGUGGAAAUUUGUAAAAAUUUAAAAUUACGAAAACGCCUUUUUUGGGAAACACAGUGUUAUGGCCAUCUUGUUACUGGCAGAUAGAUUCAAUGGCUUGGUCAACCAUUUUAAUUAAUUAGGCCACUUUGUUUAUACGAUAACCCCAGCCUUAUUUUAUAUUAACAAUAUUACUAUGCGAAUUAUUUCAUAAUUUCAAAGAAAUGUGUAAAAUAUAAAUUUGAAAAAUACAAAUGUAUAUGUAUAGUAUGAAUGUAAAUUUACUUAGUUUAAAAUCAAACCGUAAUUUUUAUUGUAAUGAGGUGUGAUUGGAUUCAUCUUUCCAAAAAAAAUAACAUGUAUAUAUAUAUAAUUAGAUCAAAAAUACAGUCAUUAGUUACUAUUGUUUCGAUGACAAAUGUAUUUUGUAUUCUUAUUACGAACAUUUUUUUUCCUUGGGGCGCUUUAAUGUGUACUUAUGCCUGCAGUUUUAUACAUUACUACGUUGAAACAAAUAGUCACACAUCAUAAUUAAGUUUUUCAUUCUUCUGCAGGAAAUUGGAACCCCCUCAUCCGCUAACCACCACCAUGCGAAAAUACACCUUAAACCCUCACCUUCUAAAUAACACUAUCGCCGCGCAACUGCAAAAAAUACACGCUCAAGUUAGGAAAAUAAUACGUUUACGUAAAAUAUUGAAAACAUACUGCAAUGUAGUAUAAUAAAUAUUUUUUCGAUGUAUUAAAAUCCAAUAAAUAUAUUAACGGACGUCAAUCGGAUUUCAUGAUGUUUUAUAACACCAAUUCACAAUAAUAACACAUUUUAAUGCGUGCAUAUAUUAAUAGUUGAUACAAUACAAAAUUACACAUUAUAUUAUACUACUUUUGAAUGUACAUGGUAUAGGUAUAUAUGAUUUUAAAAACUACACAAAAUACAUACAGUGUGUCCGUCCACAAAAAAAUAAGCCAUCACGAGGCUCUUUAAAGCAAUAUUCAAUACAAAUUUUUAAAUCUAUUUUCGGGACAUGAAAUUUGACAAAUGAGUUCUUCACUCCUCUGACUUACAAUAUUCUUAACUCAUGUAUUCUGAGUACAAUAUAAAUCCACUUUUUUUUUUUAAUGGGGACUCAUAUUUUGAAUAUAGAUUGGUUGAAUUUGUCAAGCCAUUUUAAUGCGCCAACAUCCAAAAUCCAGAAUUAACUGAAUACGAGCUGUUUUGUUUUUAACUACUUAUAGAUAUUUUUUAGAAUAAAAAAUUGAUUUAUACAUAAUACAUUUAAAACAGUCGAAAUAAGAAUAAAUACAGAGUGUACCUAUAGUAUAGGUACAUUCUGUAGUAUACUAUAGUAUUCUAUUAUAGUAUGGGUCCUAUACUCAUUUCGACAAUAUCUACAGAUAUUGCUAAUCAAUAACCAUACAGAAAUUGUAGUACACAUUUAAAUUGAAACUGCUCUAAUUCAGCCACGUUUUUAUUUAGAGUACAAUUUGAUGCAUUCAAAUUACUUUUAAAGGAGGUACCAUUGAAAUAAAAAUUUGGCAAAGAAUCGUCAUCUUUAUUGGUACCUACAAUGUAAAUAAUUUGGAACGUUUUUACUAAAAAAAAAUUGUAUACAUACAUAUUAUAGUAUGUAGUUAUAGUAUACAAAAUAAUAAAAUACUUGAAUAAUUUUAUUAAAUAUAUUUAUCUCCUUUAUUGUUCAUUUGUUUUACAUUAUAAUUUAUGUAUUAUAUAUAAACGAGUAUAUACACUAUACAAUACACAUACAUUAGUAAAACUUUUACUUACGAAUAUAUCAGACAUCAGUGAGAGUAGAAAAUAUAUCUUCCUAUAUUAGCCCAUUAAAAAAAUGUUACGGGUUUUGAAAGGUGUAGACAUUUUGACAGAACAAUGUAUAUAAAUAUUAUAUUCCUUCAAAUAUUUAUAAGUUAUCAUUAAAACAUAAUAUAUCAUAAUUAUUUGGAAAUAUUGGACAAUAGACAUUAGAUGUUUGAAAUUGAUUAAUAUCUGUACGAUAAUAUUUCAAAUUUAAAAUCUGACUGAUUUUACAUAAUCAGUAAAAAAACGAAGGUGAAGAAAAUAUAAUAUUUUACAAGUUUUAAAUUUACAAUUAUAAAUAAACUAUUUAUGACGAAAAUUUUAAUAUAGUAUAAUACACCAUUUAAUCAUAUUUUAAACAAUAUAAUAUUGAAGGUGUUUUUUUUUAAAUAUUUAUGUAGUAUUUCUGAUUUUGAGAAUGGAUAUAUUGGUUUAACUGAUGUUUUUUUUUUUCUGUUUGUAAACAAAUUUGCUACCAGAAAACUUAUUCCAAUUAAAAAAUGGCAAAAGGCCAUUUUUAUUAAAUUUUGGAUAUUGUUGGUGCAUCAGCUUUUAAUUUUUCAAGCUGGUUUUAUAAUAAGUGUGAACGAUAAACGAUUAACGAUAAAAACGUAAAAUAAAAAAGGAAAAUUUCAGUCAGGUAUGAAUCUAAACUAUGAGCUGCUCCUCUUUUUUUGCUGAUCCGCAAAGGGAGCAAAGGUAUUAAAUUGUUUAAUUAUCAAGUUAUAUUAGAAUAUAUACUUGUACUUAUCAAGAUAACCAAGAUAACUAUAACAAGUAUCUAGUCUUGGAAAAAUAUCGGUAGUCAAGAUAACACGGAACCAGAAGUACCUUUUUUCAUAAGCGUUUAAGAUUUAAUUUUGAUGAAAAUCAUAAUUACGGAAUUUUAAAAUAUGUACAACCAAACAUCCAUUCUAAAACAUUUUUAAGAGGGCCCAGUUCACAGAGGACAGAAAUAUGUAUCUGAAAUGGUAAAUAUAGAAUAGAUUCAACAGAACAAAAAACUCAUACAAAUAUUAUUUAAUUUGAAUGAAAAAAUAAUUAUUCAUUCUAUCGGAUAUAAGGCAAAAAAUAUUUUCAAAUAAAUAAGGAAUAAAGGAAAGAGCUAUAUUUAUUACUAUAAUAUUACAACAUAGUAGUAUCUAUAUAAAAUGUACGCAUGUUCAUUUUUAUUAUAGGAACCCAUUUAAUUCUAUAUAUGCUGAACUUUUGUCAAAUAUCAUAAGAAAAUAUCUACAAAAAUAAAAUGUGUACACAGAGAAAAAAAAUACCAAAAAUAUUUUCAAUCUUUAACAAAACAAAAAAAUAACGUAAAAUCUCUCUAUUGAAUCUCUCCCUAUUUAUCUAAUACAUAAAUACAUAUGUACAUACAUACAUACAUACAUACAUACAUACAUACAUACAUACAUACAUACAUACAUCCAUACAUACAUACAUACUUACGUAUAUACAUACAUACAUACAUACAUACAUACAUACAUACAUAUAUACAUAUACAAUAUACAUAUUAUAUCAAAGCAUGUUUUUUUCCAUGGGACUUAGGAAUCAUUCUCGAAUUUUACAUAAACAGAAUGCUUGUAACAUCAGGUCAUUGCAACGUUCGGUACAAAAGUAGUAGGUACUUUUUCUAAUUUGAGUACACUUGAAAAAAACAGCAUACCGAGUAUAAUUAUACUACUGCUCCCUAAUUAAUAUACACUAAUAAUAAUAAAAAUGAAAAUAAAUAGCAUCUAACUAAGUAAAAUGUAUAAUUUUGUUUAUUUCAUAAAAAUAAACGACUCGCAAUAAAUAUAGGAAUAACAAUCAAUCAAUUAAUCUAUUUUCAUUUAUCUGUGACCUGAAGUCUGAACCUCCGGGAAACAAUAGGAAACGAGCCAAUGAUAUACGGAAAAAAAGAAAAAUAACUAAAUCUUUCUCACUCAUAUAUAAUAUUAAAUAAAUAAAUAUAAUGUAUAAACAUCAAGUUUUACUAUAAUACUAUUAUGUUACACGUUUCGGUCACAGGUCAUUUACCAUAGCAAAGAAGAAAAAUAAUAAAAAAUACAUAGUAUUUCAUCAUUUACUAUUAUUCUGGUAUUUUUGCAUUUUUCUCAUAUAUCAUAAUAUCAUCACACGUAUACUCAUCACUAUACAUCACUAAUACUCACGUAACACGUUAUACUUUUUAGUCAAUAUUCAAUGAUAAUGCAAUGAACGCUUGUUUACCCUUAUGGUCACCCAUUUAUUUAAAGUGGGAAAACAGGGAGUGUCGUAGGUUUAUUAAUGCAUAACAUUUAUAUUUUACUAUUACUUAAGUAAAAUGAAACCUAUAAGUAAAUUGAUUUAAUUGAGUAUUUUCAAUAAAACCUAUCCUAUUCAGAGAGAAUAAAACAUAAGACAGUUUUAUUUCAUAUGUUCACAUUUUUUGAAAUAGAAAAAAUUGCCUUUUCUAAAGUGCAACCCGUAUUUGAUAAAGUUAAAUAUUAAAUUUAAAGUUUCAAGUUGAACAUGUUUGAACAAUGUAUUGGUACAAAAAGCGUUUCAUAUUUUUAUCCGAGAUAAAAACAUACCGCCAUAAAAAUAAUAUUUUAUACUAUAGUAACGUGGUUCUAUUUUCUUUCAUUAUAAUUGUAAAUUAAUAUAAUUGCAUUGCAACAGUAAUACGAUUUUACCUUAUUUAUUUUGUAUUAAACUAAGUCUAUGUUACCUAUUGCUAAGUAAUUUUGGUGUUCGUAAAAAUAUAAAUGUAGAUAUUUUCACGACUAAAAUAUAUCAGGCUAUUGCAUACACAUUUUAGCGUUGUCAAAUCAAACAAUAAAAUGGAAACGUAAUGAUGUAUAUGUACAACACAAAUAUAGUAUGAAACCGUAAUAAUUAAUUCAACUCCGUUAUGCUGCCAUUUUAAUUGUUGACUACGGUUAGACUGAGAGUAAGAGUAAAAAAUAUUUAAUUUUAUACUAUGUAUAAUAUUGUACAUUAGGUAUAUUACCGGUAGUGACCCAUUAAUUGGUUUACGCAACCACACAUAAUUCUUAGAAAAAUUUCGCAAAGACAAUGAAUAAAUGAAUAUUGAACAAUGAAUAUUGAACUACACAAAAAUAAUAUAAAAAGAUAUCAAUUCAAUAAUUAAAUACUUAUAAUAAUAAUUUAAACAAUAUUUAUUUUUCAUCCAUAAUAUACGCAUUUAUAUAAUAUAAUUUUCAGAGAGACUUUUUUUUAUCAUGGUCCUGAGUGUUAGGGGGUUAACCCUAAUUUUCAUUAAAUCAAUCAACAUUCAACAACAUAAUAUCUUAAAUCACAAAACAAAAUAAAAUUUAAUUUCAUCAAAAAUUAAUUAUUUAUUUUAGUAAUAAUAGUGAUACAUAGUACUGUACUUAUAUGUGCUAUCCUCUCUCUAAGUAAUUAUCAUAUGCAAAACCCCUCCCGAAAAGAAUCCUGUGUGCGUUACUGUACCAGACAAUUUUAUAUAAGGUUCACCACACAUUUUAAUUUAUUGUUAUAAAAACAAGUGGAGCGUAAUAUAGUAAUUUUUUUUAAUAAGCUUUUUUAAGUUCAAAUUUUGACGAAAGUCUUAAAAAAAAUACGACAUUUCAAAACACGUUGAAAAUUUCGCUCAGGGUCGUAUUUUUUUAACAAUAAUUUAUCGUAGCAAACAAAUAUAAAUUAUAUAACUUUGUGAAUGCUACUUCCCCAAUAUCUGCCUACAACAGUGGCAGCAGUAUUAACUUUUAUUUUUACAUACAAAUUUAUAGAUUUCAAAAAAAAAAUAUAUUAGCGAGAUUUUUUAUUAUCGAGAAAAAAACAUUACUCAACAAACAUGACAUCUUCUUAGAUUUUGAAGAAUUCUAUUUUGGGCUUUUAAAAGUUAUUAAAAUAUUCUUAUACUGUUACUAGUUUAAUGCAAAGAAUAAUUUAAUAAGCGUUAAUUAAAAAAACUCGUUUUUUAUUUCAAAGAGCUAAAACCUAAAACGAAUUUAAUUAUAUCGUGAACAAAAAAAAAAAAAUUUAAACGGUUUAAUAAUUAAAUAUAAGAUCGUUUAAAAGGAGUAUUCGAGUUGAAAAAUGUAUUUCAAAUGCUUAUGAAUUUGUUUUUAAAAAUGGAAAGACUUCAAAGUGCUCUUCUACUCUUCAAUAUCUUUUUAACAGAUUACCCAACCUCUUCAAACACUAUUAGUAGAAUAUGCUAACGACAACACUUUUUUUUCACACAUAAAAAUCCAUUUAUAAUUUCUAAUAACUUUCAGUUUUGUUUCGACCAAAUGGAAGCACAAAACGCAAACUGGAAAGUUAAGAUGAACGAAUUUGAGACAAUGUAUGAAAUAUUCAGAUAUCAAAACAUUGUCCGCACGUUUAUAGAAAUGACGUUCUAAUAUUUACUUCACAAUAGCAAUACACUUGACAAACUACUUGCAUGUGACAUGGUCAAAUCAUAUUAUAAAAUUCCUACUCGUGUAUAAUAUGUAUAAUGUAUAUGCACAAGAUAUAUACACAGUGUAACACGAUGAUCUGAUACCUGAAAUAACUUUUUUUCUGUUCAAUAUUUUUAAGUUUUUAUUUCUAUGGUAAUAAUUUCUAAAGCAUUGCGCUUUGAUUUUUUUAUUAUAUAUAAUUUUUCUCAACUAAAAAUAAAAGAUUUAAUUUUUUUAAAAUUGUUUUUACAAAAUCCAGGUUAGCCAUUUUAUAAUAUACAUACAUUGAAUUCCGCUUAAUGUGGGCACGUUGAGACCAGUUAACACUUGCCCAAAUUAAGCAGUUGCCCAUUUAAACCGAAAUGAGUAUCGUUACACAUUAGAAUCGGGACCAAACUAUUAUGCCUAUAUUAGACGGCUGUCCGCAUUAACCGAUGACCACAUUAAGUGGAAUCUACUGUAUAUGUAUUGAAACAAGAUUUAGGUAUUGUAAAAGUUUACAAAUGAUGAAUUGUUAAGUUUCUAAAAUUCUUAAGUACUACUUAUAUUUUAGUAUAUUUUAUUAAUAUUGCCUCAUUCGAAUUUGAGUUCCGCGAUAAAAAUCUACAUUAGUUGGAUCCUGGGUUUACAGAUAGUUUAAUAGUUGGGUGCCAGGUUUAUAAGAAUAGUACACUAGUAGAGUUUUGGGUUCUCACAGGUAGUAUUAGUGGACCAGUACCGUAAUAAUAAUAAUAAUAAUUCUAAUAGCUAGUUUGAAAGUUUAGAAAAAUAAAACACAAAUGAAUCCAAAUAUUUACCAAUUAAUGGAUGUUUUAAGAAGUAUCUAAAUAGAUACUAACAUAAAAAUAAUAAGUUCAGAAAAAAAUUAAUCACUGGCAAAAUAUAUCUUAAUUUUUAAGUCUGUAAAAAUGAGAAAAAAAAAUGUCUUGAAUUGUUUUAAAUGUUCGAACCCAUGAAAUGGUAUAUUACCUACUGGAAGUCGGGACCCAACUAGUGCACUACCUAUCAAAUCACUAGAGCCCGAAACCCGACUCGGUUGCAACCAAUUAAAUAUAUAUUUAAUACUUGUAUUUAAAUUAAUAAUAAUAAUAUGACGAUUAAAAUUUAUCUCCUUGUUAACCAAAUCAACAACUGCAACUGUGUAAAGGAUAUACUAGUAACAAUACAGACGGAAGGACACAACAGCCAGAUGUAAUUCACACCAUAUAUAUAUAUAUAUAGCCACCAUAGUAUUAUGUGAGGUAGUGCUAAAGGUAUAGAAUCUAGGGCAAUUUAAUUCAUAUAAGAACUGAUUAGAACUAUAAAUCAUUACAACAAAUAAAAACGAUUUUGAACAAUUGCCACGCUUCUUUUUAUGAUCUAUUAAAAUAUUUAAAUGUCACAACACAAUAAUAGGUAUUUCAAAACACGUUUCUUUAAAACACCUGUACAACUAAUUAAACACACAAUUCAAUAGAUAUCAGACAUUUUUAUUUAUUUGUAUAGUAACAAAAUAGAUGAAGCACAAAAUUACUUUGAAUUGGUCAUCUCAAAACACUAGAAUUAUCAAGUUCUAUAAAUUGUUGACAAACUAAUUUAAUAAUGCUAUUUAAACAAUAAACACCAAUUAGCUUGCGUUCGCGAUUAAACAUUAACCAGUAACCAAGUCAGUAAAAACAUACAUUAUAUACUUUCAUUAGUGCAAACUUGGAAGGUCAUACAAAGUUGAAAUCAACUAUUUAACAUCAAAUAAAAUAUAUAAGUGUAAAAACCCGAUUACCUAAGAACCUUACUAAUCGAAAUUUGCCAGUAAAUAAAUCAAUAUUAUUGAGAGAAGCCCCAACGUCUUUGUCAGUGCGUUUCACUUUUUACAUAUAAGAUAUAAUAUCAUAAUAUUCUAUAUAGCUUUACAAGGAAGAUACAUUAUGAGCAAAAGUGCAGAAUUCAUACUCAAUGAAUAUUACCUAUUUAAUAAAGGUGUCAAUAGUAUUUGACCAAAACAAUUUCCUGUGUCCAUGUUAUAGCUUACCCACUAAAUCAAUGUGGCAAUAACUCUAUGGGUAGGUAAAGAGUUUAUUGGCUAUUAAAAUUUAAGCAGAAGGUACAUUAGUAGAAGGAACAUAAAGUUGACAAAAUAUUAAUGAAAUAGUAAUGUUAUGGUAUACAAAUGAAAGAUAAAAGAAUUAUAAAUUAUUAUCGUAUAGCUGAUAAAAAAUCAAUAAUAGUUUAUUAUCAGGGUAAGGAUAAAAAAUUGUUGUUAAAUCGUAUGCUCAAAAUCUAAAUUAUAACAAUACAAUACAAUUUAAUUUAAUUUAUCAAUUAUUAAAAUAAAAUGCAAAAAUAAACAAUUUAAUCUAAGUGUGUCGUUGGAGUCAACAAUAUACUUAGUGUUCAUAACGACAUUGACAUUCCAAAGAUGGAUUUCUUUUCGAUUAGUUUUAAAAAAAACAUUGCAUUGCCAAUUAAAACGUGUGCAUUAAAUAAUAAUUUUUGUAUAUACAAUAGGCGUUUUAACAUUUAAUAUUACUUUAUUUAAUUAUAUAAUAAAACUUUACACAUUAAUUUGUAAUAAACUAUUAUUUAAGAAUAGGAAAUAAUGUAGAACGUUUAUUUCCAUCAGUCCAUUUAUCGUUGUUAUAUUAUUAUAAUAAUAUAUAUACAUAAAUGAAGCAUUUUAUAAAAUAAGCACGUAAAAUAUUUAACUGUGCAUUCCUCCUACCUUCCCCAAAAGUAGUUCUCAAAACGUGAGAAGUGUAACGAAAAAAAAAGUUUUGAAAAUAUAUUAUUUUUAACUAUGUUGGCAAAAUUACAUUACCUAUCUAAACCUUUCUGUACAUAUUUCAACUAACUUCAUAAACUACUCUAAUCAUUUAUCCGAAUAAAUUUUGUAAAUCAUCAGUUAAAUUUAAAUCAGGAACGUUUCUAUCUACUAAAUAGAAGUCUGGGGUAGAAUAAUAAGUAGCUAUUUUCUGUACCUACAGAAAGUAUUUGACACAACAUUCAUAUUUUGUUUGUGUACACUUCUGUGCAGGUUAUACUUAACAUAUAAUUUAGUAAUUUUAAUUAAAUCAUCUAAUUAAUAUAUACAUGCAAUGAUGAUUAUAUAAUAUUUAUACGAAUUAAUCCGUUAUAGUUCAGUAAUUCUUUAAUUACUGUAUCGAACAGUCGCAUGUUUAUAAUACAGGUUACUUGCUUAUUUGGUAUUAUACUUCUCUAUGGUUUUGCUAGGAUAAUUUAUAUGAAAUAUUGUGUUUGAUUUGCAAUGGUGACAUUUUCUAAAGCGAUGAGAUCCAAUGUUCCAUAACAUAAUAUGGAACAUAUAAAGAGUUUUUACAUUUUUUCUAUGUGGAUUAUAGAGACGCGCAUUUCGGGAAAUUAAAAAAAUCAAUAGAAGCUUCCUGAUCUUUUCUGAAGUUCUCUAAAUAAAGAAAUGGAAUUUAUGGAAUUAGCUAAAAGAAAAAUCUAGUUGCAAAAGAAGGAAUGGUGUAUCCUGGAACAAUUCUGCCAUUGACUCUAAUGAUCAAAUGGCUGUCAUACAGAACACUUUUUUUCAAAGCUAGUAAAACAGGUUAGACACAAAUAUAUUUGGUUUAAAAAUAAUAAAAUGUUUGUAAAGAAAAAAUGAUGGCUUAAAAGUAACUACAAUUGAUGAUGAAAAUUCUAUAUAAAAAAUUGUUUAACAUAAUUUUUUUUGUUAAAGAAAGAGAAAAGAGGAAGUAAUAAGUUUUCAAUGAAAAUGUUUUACUUUUUAUCUUGGAAAAUACUUAUAAGUACAAUAAAUUAUCUUCUAUAAAAAUGUAUACGGACAGAUUUUUAAAUAAAUAAUUGAACACGCAAAAAACGUUUAAACGGAUUAUCUUUAGAAAUUCCUAAUUCAAAAAGGAUUAAUAUCACCAUCAACUGAAAAAAGUGAAAACUAGAAAAAAUUCAAAAAUAUUGUAAACAUUUUAAUUUUGAAUUUCAAUUUCAAUAAAUAAAUCAUUUUAAGUAAAAUUCUGAUGGUUUUAGAUUCAAAGCAUAGUAGAUUUAUUAGUUUUACUAUAAUGUUUAUUUUAUAAUAUUAUUACUCUUCUCUUUUUUUCAUUUUUAUUUUUUAACACCUUUUCUACUAGAAAUUUUGCUACAAAGUAUCAAAUGUAGCACAUUUUCUGAAAAAAUUUUUUAUCUAGUUGGUACUUUAAAAAGGACAUUUUUUGGCUAUAUGAUAUAAGCGCCGAAAGUGUAAAAAUAACAUAUCAUUUGCGCCAAAAUUAAUAUUUUACACAUUUUAUAAAAGUAGGUAUUUAUAAAAUUUUUAAUUUGUCAAUAACCGAAAAAAUAUACAUAACAAUAAAUAAAAAUAAUUUUAAUUUUAAUAAAUUGGUUGAUUUUGUUUGAUCUUUAAAAAUAUCAGAUAAUAAAUUUGUCGAUUAUGAUUAAACGUUUGGAGUUUUUGAACGAUAAUAUAGUUCUAAAUUUAGUAUCGCACAGACACGUUUAAUAAAUACAUCUAUUACUUCAGUAUAAUACUCGUAUAUCUAUUAACCGUGGCACACAAGUACCUAAAAUGUUAGUGCUUUUGUACGAUACUAUUUUUUUUUCUUAUCCCAUUUUGGCACUUAUGUCUUCCAACGUAUUUUUUGAUUUUCUAUGCAGUUUUCAUAAUAAUUGGGAAAAACUUAAAAAGGACAAAAAUGAUAAAUUUACGGCAUUAGGAUUUAUUUAUUUUACAUUUUUACGCUUUCCGUUUUGUCACAAAAAUAUUGCUUUAAUAGAAAAACAACAAGAGACCUUUUUUGUUGAAUUUUUAAACUAAUUGAAGACAAAUCAAGUUGUUUUUUGAUUAUCUUUGUAGUUUUUUUAAUAAUUGAGCAAUACGUAAAAAGAACUGAAAAAUUGACUAAAAUACCUAAUGAUUUUAUUAUUUUAAAUUUUGUUUUUGUAAUUUAAUUCAAUUAAAGAUGUUCUUAGAGACUUGAAAAUUUUACUGAAACAUAUUCAUUUUUUUUAUAUGUGGUAAAAUUUUCAAAACAUUUGUGUCAUUUUUUUUUUUACUAAAAAAAAUUGAAAUUUUAAUUUUACGAGUUUUUUAGGUAAUUUUUGUUUCGUAAGCAGUUUGUGAGACGUAGGUAAAUUGUUAGACUAAACAAAAAUUCUUGAAAAUUUAACAGGAUUUUUAAUAUAAGUCGUACUUAGUAGUAAACAAUAAAAAAACAAAAUGUGUGUAUGCAGAUUUUUUUUUAAAAGAAUUUCAUUAUCAAAUGUUAACAAAAAUCGUUAUGCGAUAAGGAAUCACAACCAGCACGGUAACCUUUACCUUUUAUUGAACAUUAAUCGUUUUUACACUUAUUUUCUAGAAAUUAAAACGCCUAUAAUUAAGAAACUUUUAAUCAGAAAUGAAUGCAUGAUACAUUAAAAUGUUAAGAAUAAUAUUUUUUACAAAAUAAUUAUUUUGAAAAUUUUCUAAACUGAAUAAAUACUUAUAUUUGUGUGUGUGUGUGUGUGUGUGUGUGUGUUUAGGGGAUAAACAUUCAAAUUUAAUUUUUCUCCAGAUCGAUUUCCCCUCAAAGACAUACCGAUUGAAAAAAAAAAUGACUGAAAACAAAUUAAUAUUACCAGUGUUAGAAAAAUCCGUCGAACAAGGUGGGACACACUGUAUACUCUACCCUCCCAAAUUCCCACCUACAACAGUGGCACACCCGUCUCCAGUAUCUCCUUUUAAAACUAUUAAAUAGACGAUUAUUCGAUAUUUUACAAAAUUGGUUUUUACUAAGUUACUCUUAAACGUACAUUAUUAAAUUGAAAAAGUUAGUAACUCGGAAAGUCGCAUAGUUCAACAAAUUGGCAAAGAUUUAUGUAGGUAUGCACAAAUAACGAACAUAUUAAUAUACCGAAAAGAAUUCAAUACAUCUGCGUAAAAGAUCCGAAACGAAAGUAAUAAAUGCAAAUCGAAUAAAUUCCAUUCUAUGUACUCAAUUGCCAUUGGGAAUUUGAAAAUAGAACACAGUAAAUUCCUGUUCAGUUUAAAAAAAAUAUAUAUAACACUUUGUGGCAAAAAAAAAAAAAAAAAAAAAAAAGUAAAUCUCGUUAAAUAAUAUGAUAAUAUUCCGACACUGAUUGAAAAUGUAUUUUUUUUUUCUUUUGAAAUUCAUGUUUAAACAUAGAUCUUUAGCAUAUGAUAAUAUACAAGUAUAUAUAUAUAUAUAUAUAUAUAAAUAUGUAUAUUAUGUCGACCAUAAAUUACAUGUGUCAUUAUUUCGAACACGUUGGAGAAUAUAAUUUGAAAGUUAGGUGAGACCUUUUUAUUCGGAAAAUUAAACUUUGUAGAAAGCUUAAGAAGCAGUUAAUUUAACAUAAAUAGAAAGGUUCCAAUGCCAGAAUGUUUUUUUUAGCUAAAAUAAUAGCUUUCGGGGAAAAUUCUCAUGUCUCGUAGACUACGUAUUCAAUUUUAACAAUUAUUUGUAUGCUGGAAAGAAGAAGACUUCUAGGAAAAAAAACUUCGCUUUUCAAUCUCAAAUCAUAAAUCUUUAUGUUUUUUAUCAAAAUAUUUGUACUGUAACAGUCGAAUAUUACUGUGGGAAGUUAUAUUAGCCGUUGGGCCCUUUAAACAAUACAAUUAUACACUGAACACUGCACAAAUACUUGAAUAUAAAAUAUAAAAAUGUGUGUUCAAAAUCUAAAAAAAAAAAAAAAAAAAAAUGAUUGUGUAACAUUUGAUAAAUACCUUUUUAUUAUUUACCAAUUAUUAAAGUUAAUUAUUAAAUAAUAUAUUUUAAUGUUUCUUGAGAAACCUCCGGUGGAAUUAAGCUGUUGUGGUGGUACAUAAUUUCUAUUGAAAUAUGCAAAUAUGCAAAAAUAUAUUAUAGUAUCCAAUUUUUUUAAUAGCUUUUAAUUAAUAAUUAUUAAGAUUACUAAAGAAAAUCUUAAAAUUUAAAAUAAUAUGCAAACAUAUUCAAUGUUUAUAGAAACAUGAAAAUUCGUGCUCUACAAAUUAAAAUCUAUACAAAUAUUGUGUAUAAUGAAUAAUUUUAAAAACAAUCAAAAACCGAAUAACUAAUAUAUAAAUAUCUGAAGAAAUGAUCAUUACUGAAUUGACGAAACAUCUGACGUUUAUAUAAAUUAGAUCAUAUUAAGAAUAGGAAGAACGUGAAAUAAGAGGUUGUGGAUACUGGUAAGGUGAAGAGGAAUGCGCAAAGAUAUCGUGAUUUAUAAGUCAUGAGGUUCCCCGCCAGGGAGCCAUUAAGGCGAAGGGUAAUACAAGAGGUAAUUCAAUUAAAAUAUCACAUAGAACAAUACUAUUGUGUAUAUAUAGUUUUGUGAAGGUGUAUAUAGGUCUUCCAAACCUCAGCGAUGUUUAACUAAAAUGGUAAUACAUAUUCCAAAAUUCAUCAGUUGAAAACAUUUAAUUAUUGGAUUUUAUUUCAUAUUUCAGAGUUAUCAACUAAUUUUGUAUUUAUUUUAUCCUUAUUAAUAUUUUUUAUAGGUUUUUGUUUUCUAUGAUAUAAAUGUAUGUCAGUGAUAAGGUGCUCAUUAUAUUUGUAUAAUAUAAGAAAAAGGUUUCAAAUAUAAGUUUUUUGUCAAAAUCGCAAAUGUUAAUAUUUUUAACUUAAUUAAAAUGAAAAUAAGAAAAACAUGAUCUUCGUAAAUUUUCCCAUUCUUUCUAAGUUUUUUCGGUUUGGCUCAAUUAUUAUAAAAAUUACUUAGAAAUCAAAAAUCAAAUUAUUAGCUCACCAACUAAAUUAAAAAUACAACAAAAAAGUCUCUUGUCGUUUUUUUAUUUGAGCAAUACUUAUAUGAUAGAAAACAUAAGCCAUACAAAUUUAAAAUAAUGAAAUCAUCCUCCGUAAAUUUGUUCGUUUUUAUUUUUCGUCUUUUUCCGAUUUUCCCGAUUAUUAUUAUGAGAAUUGCGUAUCAUAAUAAAACGAAUAAUAUAUUCCUCGCUACGAUCAGAAUCUAAAAAAUUUCAAUAACUACAGUAAAAUAAUUUAUUCGUCCCACGAUGGUACAUUUCACCUAUGCUAAAUUCAAUAUAAACCAUGUAUUUACAAACGUCACUGACAAUAUUUUACAGAAAUAUGAACAUUAUUAUAAUGCGCACAGUACCUAUUUAGUUUAAAUUAUAAUAUUUCGACGUGUAUAAUAAAAUCAAAAUUCUUUAUUUUAUAUUUAAGUAGAUAACGUUCUUUGUUAAGAGGUUGCUACACGUGCAUUUUUUGUUUCCGUCCUACAAACACACGUUUUAGUAAAAACACGCUUAUACAGACUACACAGAACUCACUUAAUUUUAGUUUUAGAGUAGAAAGACCAGGAAAAAAUUAGAAAGAACAAUAUCACGAAAGAUAAAACUUUAAGUUUUUUUUCCAUUUUUCUGAAUAUAACAAUCAAUUUACCGUCUUUAAGUAACGAUUUUUCCAACAUUUUUUAAUCAGGUAGCUAAAACUUUUGAAAAAAAAAAAAUUAUUUUCAAAAAAACCAACGUCUUGCCCUCCAGAUUAUUGUUCUCUAUUAAUUUUAUAAUAGGUGCUUUUACUCUAAAACUGAAACUAAGCGUAAAAUAUAUAGUUUUGGUAGGUAUGAAUAUUAUAGUUGCGUUAUCAUUUAAUACAAAUAUGUACUAUUCAAUAAUUAAAAGGUAUUAUAAUUAUUAUUAAAAGGUAUUAUAUUAUUAUUAGUAAUUAUAAGGACCAUAUUUAUAAUACAAUUAACUUAAUCGAGAAAAAAAAAAACUAAAAACUGGUGAUCGAUUUUUGACCCACUUCCCGUAGUCCGAUUCACUUGAAAUUUUUUUCUUGCAUUAAUAUUUUUGAUGACAAUAAAAUUAUCAAUAAUCAGAAUUUCAGUUUUCACCCUCAUUUUUAAGAAAAGUAAAAAUAUGGUUUUCAGCCUCAUUUUAAAAUAGAGUGAAAAAAUGGUUUUUACUCUGUAUGACUAUUGGAUAUUUAUUUUAAAAUAUCUAAAAAUGCCUUAUACAACUCUCUUGUAUAUUUAAAAAAAAAUCCACGGUCGGCUGGUUUCACAUUGACAUAACAAUACUUCAAGAAAAAAUAUUGAAAUAUCAAAAAACGCCUCACACAACUUAUUCUGUUCGUAUAUUCUCCACAAUAAUCCACGAUAUGAUUUUGCGAUUUCUUUCAUUUUACUUCCGCUUUUUUUUAAAUAUAUUUAAUUUAAAAUGUUUAAAAAUCCCACUAAAAGUACUAAUAAUUAGUCUAAAAAAAAAAAGUAUUAAAAUGCUUAUUCCGCAUCCGAUUGUGCUUUAGUCUUGUGAUUUGGUCAUUAUCACACAAUUGCAGAUAUCGCCGUACUUAUAUAAUAUGUACUCUCGAAGUUUUUCAGUUAGACGGCACUCGAUUAAUCGUGAGAAAAAAAUGAACCCGGUGGAAAAAAAUUAAAACUACAUAAUUAAUAAUAAUAUAAGUGUGCGAACUUAUCUUGCGGGGGCUUACCAACGAAUACUGAAUAGAUAAAAGAGACCAAUUUAUAACCGGUUUCGACGACUGGGCGGUACGUAUAAGUGUAUUAUUGCGGCCCAGCAUGGCUCUAAACCAUUUUGUCUUACAUAACCUAACCAAAGCAUUGUUUUACUUAAAUUUUGUAUCUAGUUAGUGAGUAAGUAAAUCUUUUUUGAUUUUCUAAGCUGAUUUUAUAUAAUAAUAGGAAAUCGGAAAAAGGCAUAAAGUAAAAGAGCUGAUUAUAUAAAUGGAUGCAGCCACUGUAGUAUAUGAGAAGUUGUAAAGGAAGAAUACAUAAGGUUAUUUCAUUUAUAUCUGUAAAUAACGAUAAACCAUUGCUAAUGAAAGACGAUUCCGAGCGCAGUUCGGUAAUACAUGAUUUAAAGUGCUGUAUUUUUUUUUUUUUUUUUUUUUUUUUUUUUUUGCGAUUUUUGUUUAAAUUUGAUUUCAAAACGCUUACUAAAAAAUAAAAAAGUCUAAAAGUUUUAAAAAUUUUACCACGUAUGCGUAAGUUCAAUAUAAAUAAUGAAAGACAAUUUUGUGUAGUUUGUAAAUAUGUAAGCCAAGUAAUUAGUGGGGCAAAAUUAGGAAAAACAGUUUCAUUAUUUUAAUUCUUUUUUUUUUCGUUAUUCAUUAAAACAAUUCUAGCUAAUAUUUCACCUGUGAAAUAUACCUCUGAAAAAUAUCAGGUCUCUACCUGAUAUUUUCGCAUAAAUGGUUUAUUUUUUUUUUUUAGAUGUUUUUGAUAUUAUUAAAUCAUUUUUAGUUAUUUAUAAAAAUUUGACAUUUUUUUGUAUUUUUAUUUGAAAGGUACUAAGUGUCUAAAAUUGUUUGAGCAAACAGUAAUGCUUGAAAAUUUAACAAGUGAUCUUUAUAAAUUGUACUUAACGGUCAAAAAAAAAAAGUUAGGUAUUAUGAAGUUUUUUUUUUUGUAAGAAAUGUAUGACUAAAUUUUAAAGAAAAUCUUUAUAGUUACAACAUUUUAAACAUGUAAAACAGAACUAUGUUCAAAAUCGUAUUUCGUAAGCAAUAAUUUAUCGUUGAUUUUUACUUGGAAUAUAAUACAAUUGAUUUCAACAGUGUAAAAUCUUUAAAACGUUACAUUAUUUAUAUUACAUUACACUUAAAAUUGACUUAUUAUGUUUUAAGCCUCGAUUGUACCCAAUGUUAAAAUGUUGUUACUAUAAUAAAAAUAGAACAUAUUACUCAAAUCAUCGUUUAUAGAUUUUUAGUGGUUUCAUUUUCAUGUAUCAAUAUGAUAUCAAUGCGACAACACUUGUUUAAAAUUAUAUUAUAACACUACUAGUAAUUUACUGGUGGUAAAAUUGGGUAUGAUAUUUUUAUGUGAUCCCCUGCGGGAGUUUGGAGAUCGACAAAAUUGAACACUAACACGAAUACGAACGCAAACCCGGUUACAGCCUUACCGUCAAUGAACUUUCCCGCGGGAACACCACAGGCAUAUACAAUAAAAACGUCAUAAAGAAACGAAUUCUCUCGCAUCUCCUACUCAAAUAUAAUAUUCUGACACCUCAGGGAAAUCAUUUCGACAAUAUAUAGUUUUAAUAUUCAACGAAUGAAUUAUUACGUAAAAAAAUCUUGCAAUGUAUAUUAUAUUUCAUAUAAGUACGUUACUAUCGUUACUACGCGAGUGUAUAUUAUAUUUAUUUAAUUUAAUUACAUAUGUAUUUUCGAAUUUCGAAUCUAAGCAAAAUUGAACCACUUGUAGCAAUAAAUAUCAAAGUAAUUUAAGUAUUUUACAAAGCGCAACCUCUAGUACUAAUUACAAAACAAAAUAUGAAUUAAUAAUCUAUUGGUAUAUAGCAUCAAAAUUAACUGCAAAUAAUUCCGAGUAGAUAUAUUAGUUAUAAGAACAUAAAUUAUAUCUUAUAGUUCAAAAUAUAUACUUUGUGAUUAAUAACAUAUAAAUAUUAAGAUUCAGUAAUGAUUCAAAUUAAACAUUGCACGCAUAAGACCUAGAAAAUCCAUUUUCAAAUAUUUACAUUUAUAUAUUAUAGUCCAAAUAAAUAAUAUUAUGAAUAAAUGAAAAACAUUUCACUGAAAUUGAAUUUCGGGUAUAUUUUCAAGUGUUAUUCAUAAAUGUGCAGUCUUUAGAGUAAUAUUGUAAAUCUUACAAAGGAAACUUAAAUAUAUUCAAUUUGCUACAACAAACUUUAAUAGGUUUUGAAAAUUUCUUCUAUACAUUUUAAAUUGUAUUCGAUUUUUCUAUUCGUAAAACGUAAAUUACAUUACUGUGAUAGACAGAAACAAUAUAGAUGGGUACUAACAUUCUCGUAAACCGUACAUCAAAAUAAACCGAAAAUCUGUACUUUUAAUACGAAUAAAGAGAUUUGAUUUAAAAAAAAAACAAAAUUAAUUGUAUCCAAUCGCAUGUUUUCAAUAAAAUAAAAAUCUAUAACGACACAAUAACCGAAAUAAUAUGUACUAUGCAUAAAUGGAAGAAAUUACUAUAUUAAAAAAUCCAAAUUUCUAUAUUUCCAUCGUUAUAUACACGAAAAAAAAUCUCAAUAUUAUGUUUUUGAGCUUUAAAGACGAUAAUCAAAUCAAACCUACUUAAAUUUUAAAUGUAUCCUUUCUUAAAACCUCCCACAUCCCAUUCACGAUUUCAACACUUUCACAUUCUAAUGUCACAAAAUUAUUGACGCAAAUUAUCUAGCAUAAGAUUUAUGGCGCUAAUUCUAGAUAGGCCUCCAGUUUAACAAAAACAGUAGAGAAUAUCUAUAUUAGAUACUGAGAAGAACGAAGAAUUAAAACCAAUAUUUUUACAAUAAUGUUUAUUUUUUAUUUUUUUUCUAUCUGUGAACAACUUUUCUACCAGAAAUUUCGCUCCGAUUUUCAAGUAUAGCACUUUUUUGGAAAGGAAAUUUGACUAGGGUUGGUACUUUAGGGAAGUAAUUUUUUUAUUUCCCCAGGAGUUUUCAUUAGAAAUGGGAAUAACCUGAAAAAAUGUAGAAAAAACAAGAUAAUUUACGAAAUUUAUUAUUUUCAAAUCGUAUAGCAUGUAUAAUAUAAUCUAAUUAUGCUCAAACUCGUUUUUUGUUAGCAAUGAUUAACCGUUGCGUACAGAUAUACAUUAAAUUACAUCUCUACCUUCCUGAUUCACCUACAACAGUGACCAUGUGAAAUAUGUCUGUUUACUUUUUUUUUUUUUUAAUAUAUUAUAUACUUUCAUCUGCUAUUCAAAUUUAAGUUAAGUCUAAAAACGAAUAUUGUUAAUUUACGAAUCAUUUAUAAGAACCGUCUGGUCGUAUGAAAUCAGAAUUAAAACGCCUUUCAAAAGCCUAGUAAAGUCUGAAAUAUAAUUUAAAGGGGAAUAGGGGGGGAGGGGGUCAAAGGAAUCAACUAGCACCGUAGUGGUGCAGGGAAUACCGGUGGAUGGAACAAAUCUUCUACUACACUGGUGAGAUUAUCCUGUCUAAUAUUUUAAUAAAAGAUUAGGAUUAAUAAAUAACCGGACAGCGACAGAUUUCUCAGCUAGGGAUGAGAUUGGAAACAAGGAGACAUGUAAAAUUAGUUUUAAUUUUUUUUUAUUGAUCACCUAGUUUUUUUUUUUUUUUUUUUUUUCCCCUUUUUUUUUUUUUUUUUUUUUUUUUUUUUUUAACGUGGCCUAACUUAGGCAACGCAAAUUAACGACAGCUAAUAUAAUGCGUACAUAAUACCAUUUUGUAUCCCUAUUUGAUCAUGAAAACGACACUAUAUUGUUUUUAAUAAAAAACUCUAUGCUAACAACUACAAUAUUUUAUUUUAAAUAAAUAUUAUUUAUUUAUUAUAGAAGAGUAUACGCGAGGGAGGCAAGGAUUUUGGGGUAUUAUCCUUCCUCUGUUGUUUUUUUUUUUUUUAUUUUUACAUAGUGUACAUAAUUUUAUAUGUAGAUUUCAAUAAACUUCCAUGCAAUGAAAUUUUUUUACACUGAUCCCUCCCAUAAAAAAUGUAUGUCUACAUCACUAACGUAACAUGUGAUUUAUUGUAAACUAAACAAAAAAAUGUAAGUAAACAUUUAAAAUAACGAAACUUUACACACUGUUUAAUUCUACUUUAUCGACGAAUUUAAAAAAUAUAUAGUUUAUUUUUUGGAAUAAACUUUUUUUUCAUAAUUAAACAAUUGGACAAGGCAAAUUUUGGUUGAUUUAGGAAAAAUCUGUUUCUACACUAAAAUUUUAAAUUGUAUUUCUUUGUUUAAUCCCUAUUUAUAUGUUUCAGGGUCAUUAUCUUAAUUGUACUUUUGCUAAUAAAAUAUAAUGUGGUUGUAGAAUGAUAUAAUAUAAAAGAAACACUAUAGUUCAAAAAUAAGCAUUCAAUUAUAUCAAAUCGUACGGAAUAAUUUUUAAAACAAUCAAACAAUUGUCAUCCCUGAUGUAUAGUCAAAUGUUAUGAUUGAUUAAUUUUAUAUUUCUAACUAUACGAAUGGAUUAAUCAAAACGAAUGAUAAUAAUAUUGUAUUGUUUAAAAAAUGAAGUAAAGGAAAGCAGAGGCUUUUAUAAAAUAUGCAAGGUUUUUUUAAAUAAUUUUUUAUGCUAAUGAUAAAUUAUAUAAUAAUAAAGUCUGGAAUGCGAACAUUGAUUAUGCCAACUUAUAAUAAUAUAUUGUUUAUAUAAGACCAUCGUAAAUCUUAAAAAUAUUGCGUAAUGAAUAAAAAUAAUAAAAUUUGAACAAAUUACAAUUUGAAAUAAUAUAAUCAACAUGUUUAUAUAAAAAUAAUUUUUAACUAAUGACAAUAGUAAUACAAUGCUAAUGCAAAAUUUAAAAUAAAUAACUAAUUGAUGAACCGAGACGGCAAAUUUAUAUGGGCAAUGUAAAUAUAAGUAUAUGUAGACAAAAAUACGAAACACCAAACAUUUUAUUAUCUUGAAUGAUUGCAUGGACUUAUAGAGUUUCCUUUCGUUUAAUAAUGACUUUUUAGAAAGAAAUUUAGACACUGAAAAAUAUGUGAAUAUGUGCCAAGUAGUUUUAGUAAUGUACUGCGUAAUAUUUCCAACUUUAGAUUCGAGUCGAUGUAAUAUCGAGGAUAAAACCAAACGGGUUUUUUUAAACUUUUAGUCUCACCGAUCUUACUGACACGAAACAAAAUAAAUAAUACCAACAAAUAACAAGCUUCUCAACGAAGUUCGAAUAUAUAGGAUUAUUUACCAGAAAACCGUAAUUAUUAUACCGUGGUUCUCACCAGUUUGCACAGUGGUACACAUUUGUGUGAAUUACUGUGAUGUGUGUCACAAAAAAAUUGUUUUUGAAAUUUGAUUUGAAUUUUUUUAUUAUUUAAAUAUGGAUCGCAUAUUAGUAAAUUUAUAUUUAUAUUUUGAAGAUUGAUGACCGAUAUAAAACAAGUUUAGCAUAAAACAUGUAUAUACGUAAAAAAACAUGCCCUCAAACGCCGAGUUUUGUAUCUGUCAUUUCUCUAAGGUUUCUUUCCUUAUUAAUUUCGUAUUUAAAGAAGUACAUUUUUUAUAGAAAAAUUAUUAAUUAUGAAUGCCUAACUUCUUAAAAAACAAGCAUCGAUACUUUAAUCACUUUACCGUCACCAUCAUAAUCUUCUAUUUCAAGUUAUUCAAGAAAAAUGAAUACACUGGUGAUCAAAGAAAUCAAAUAUCUCAGUUUUUUUUUUUUUUUUUUUUUAAUUUUACUUUGUCAAAAGAGUCAAUGGUAUCAAAUAAAUCAAAAAGAUGUAUAGAAUGAAAUCUUGGUCAUGUAAGUAAAUAAAAAAUUUAACUUUCACGGGAAAAUGUCUUAAAUGUCUGAUUAAUCUAUUUAUUUUUUUAUUUUAUUUUUUAAAAAAUACCCAAGUUUAUAUAAAAUGAACUAAAUGAAAUUAAUUUUAGAUACCAUUGAAGAGAAUUAACUUUAUCAGCUUAUAUUAAUAAGAAAUUUAGGUUUGUCAUACUUAGUAAAGAAGCAACUGAACAAGUUUCAAACAUUGCAUUGUCAAAGAAAUGAUAAUGUCGAAAAAUUUUAGCAAUGUUGGAAGACAUUGCAAAAAAUAUAAAUGAGAAAUUACAAAAUAAAUAGGAAUUUGCAUUAAAAUUAAAUAAGAGUACCGAUGUUCCUUGUGAACUCAGGUUACUUUGCUGACAAUUUCACUGAAUAUUUAAUAUUCUACUAUGCAAGAUCGUAAAGAAAAUAUAAUUUGUACAAGUGAUAAAAUAUGUAGUUUUAAAAAAAAAAAUGUACUUAAAAUAUUAUAAAUUCACUGUACAAAACACAUACAGGACGUUAUUGUUGCUCCAACAGAUUAUUAAACAGAAAAUCUAGGGAUUGUAAAAACACCAUAUUGGUUUUGUCUUAAAAUUUAUCUGUUUUCUUGCUAUUUAGGUUUCGACAUUUUCGGACAUUAUUGUCUGAUAAUAUAUCAGAUAGUAUAUUAUAUCAUAUUGUAUAACAUGAGUACCUACUUAAUAGUGUGUUAUAUUUAUGUUAUAAAAAUCAUGUAAGCUUGUAAAAAUCUUAAAAUGACAUUUUAAAUUUGGGUCCAAAAACUUCAAAAAUGCCCCCAAAACCUUAAAAUGCUUAUGAAACGAAUUUAUGACAAUACGAUCAUUUCACAGUAAGCUUUAGAAAAAAAUGCUAAGUGCAUUCAAAUAUCAUCCUUAAUUGUGUAACAAAUGAUAAAAAUGAUGAUUUAAGCAUAAAUCAAAAAAAGGAAUUAAAAAGUAUAUUGCAUUGGCAUGUAUUGGCACUUUUUUCAAAUUAAAACGAAUUAGCUUCUAUUCAAUUCGACCCACUCAUAUAGAAUUUCAUUCGUUGAACUUUUUCAUUCAAGAAUAAAAUAUGGAUAAUACAAACUGAACAUUUAUGGAAAACGAACAUUAACUAGAAGUAUCAUCAAAUACAAUGUUAAAAUCUAAAUUUGAUGAGUCUUAAAUCAAUUCAUUCUGGAUUUCUUUGCAAAACGAAUCUUCGAAGUGAGCAAAAAAAUUAUACAUUUCUUUUCAUUAACAACUUCGUUGCUGUAUGAAUUAGAAUUUUUAACAUAAGAAAUAACAAAAAUCAAAAAUGAGGUCUAAGCUUAAAUAUUAAAAUAUUAAAAUAGAACUACGCUUUGAUUUUUCAAAAAAUCACAAAAAAAUGCAGACCUAUGUUUAGUUCAUCAAUCGCAAAUAUCACACUGACUUAAUUUUAUAAAUGAAUACUUUUUUUAAAUAUAAAUACCUGUCUAAAACUGUUUAUUUUUAAUUAUGUUAGUUAUAUUUAUAUAUAAGACCAAUAUUAAAUCGACAGGAACUGACUACAAAUAAACAAACAAUAUUGAGUUUCACUAUAAAGAUUUUAUUCAAUGUCAUUUAAUUAUUCUAUUUUAUUCUAUUUACAAUAUAAUAUGCCUUAUUUACCUAUAAAUAAAGAAACGUCAGUUAAUGUUCAAUAUUUCGUUUGUCAGUUUCCUUCGAGUUUUUUUAUUCUUAACAAUUAUUACAUUUUAAAAUACCUACUACCGUUAUAUUUUGUCUUUAUACUUUUAUCAAGUUUAUCUGCGGUUAGGGAGAUCGGUAAUCAAACCUGAUUACUGGAACUCGUAAUUUAACUGUUCCCCUUUGAAACCAUUUCGUAUUGCAUGGUUCUUCUAAAUUAUCGUCCCUCAACGUGACUUUUGAACUUUUCCACUUUAAAGUGUGACCUACCCUCUACGGUCCCAAUACGAGGUAUUUUCCAUUUCCCCUCCUCUUUAUUUCUACGUGUUCUUUUCAACGACAAAAUGUUUUAAGUUGUAAUUUAAAACACAAAAAAUAGCUUGAAGUGGUGAAUUAUUUUUUUUCCAACGUUGGUAUUGGGGCGGCCCGUUGUAGCUUAUCAUUUUUCUGACAACUGAGUACUUAUACUACCCCUCUCCUCCCAAAUAAAAAAAAAAAAAAAAAAAAAAAAAAAAUGAAUAUCGAACGAAAAGUUUAUAAUGUAUAGUGCAAACACGAGACUACACAAAUUUCAUUAAACAUGACCUGUAUUCAAAAGCAAAUAUGUGAUUUAACGUCAAUAGAAAUUUAUAUACUAUAAAUUAUUAUAAACAAUUAAUGUAAACAUUGUACCUCCGUAUUGUGUAUAUUUUGAACAGUGUACAUCACACACACACACACACAAUAUGUAUAAAAAUAAUAAAUAUCGAUUUAAGUCUGAUCUGCUAGCCGAAUAUAAAUACUUCCAUUCCAGUUGGCAUAUUACCAAAACGUACAUGAUCUUGGCACUACGAGUAAAAUAAACCAAUUUCAUUGGCCAAUUCAUAAUGGGUGAUUUGUCGAUCUUUUAACUAACGUUAUUUAAAAUAACGAUUCUUAUUAAUCUAUCAAAUCCAAAUAAAUGAUAACAAUUUAAUUGAAAGAAAUGAAAUAAUAGGUCCAAACCUGAUCCUGUUCCAAGGAAGUUGUCAACCUAAAACCUAAUCAAUGAAAAAGUACGACGGGUUUGAAUAAAACAAGAAAAAAUAAGAAAAAUUUGAUCUAUAAGUUGCCGGUUUCGUACCCGUCAACAUUAAUUGUAACUUCGUGUAUUAACCAAUGAAAUAAGUUUAUUUUUUAUAUGUUGUGGUAAAAUCGUAUACGUUUUGUUAAUAUGUUUCCGGCUGCUCAUAAAAUAUUAUAAUAUUGUAAAUAGGGUACACGAACGUAUAUACUCGUAUAUUUGCAUAAAACGGACGUCAUCCAGGCGCGUCCCUCGCUAAGGGGGUCCGCCGAAUGAUGUUCCAUAUUUAUGUCACAAUAUAUAUUUAGAUUAUAUAUAUAUAUCUAAAUAUUAUAUAAAAUAUAUGAUAUAUACAACUCCGAAAAAAAAUAUUUUUUACUAUUGUGGCCAAAGCUGAUACGUGCCAAAAAAACAUUUUAAACAUGAUAUCUGAAUAAUAAGCCGAAAACGAAAGUUAUAACUGGUUAAUUUGAUAAAAUAAGAUCAACAAUCAAUAAUUUACUAUGACCAUUAAUGACAAGAAACAUACGUAAGUUACCUUGUAAGUUUUUCGACAAAAAAAAAUAUAAUUAAACAGUAAUCAUUGAAAAUAGUUUUAUAGUUUUUCAAAAUAUUCUCCACGAAUAUCAAUACAUUUAUGAACCAAUUUUCGAAGCACUUUUUCCACUCCAAUUAAGAUACCCCCAAAACAUGCAUUUUGAAUGCAUCAACUGCAUCUUCAGGUAUUGGAGAACGUUGAACACGCAAUUUUCGAUUCUGAGUGGAGCAAAGAAGCUUACGGUUUUACAAAGAUGUUUAUUUUUUGGUUUUUUUUUUUUAAUCUGUGUGCAACUUUUCUUCUAGCAGACUUGCUCGGAUUUCUACAUGUAACAUCUUAUAUAAAAAAAAUCGGCAUAGAGAGGUACUUUAUGGAGGCCAUAUUUCGAUUUUUUCAAAAGUUUUUUCAUCAGAUGCGAAAAACCGAAAAAAAACUGGAAAAUUUACGAAAUAUAAUAAAUAUAAUCUUACGCUUUUUUUUUCUUUUGACAAAUUUUCUAACAGCAAUUUUGCUCAAACUUUUAUUGAUAGCAAUGUUUCUUAAAAAAAUUUCACUAGCUAGGUACUAAUGAAAGGUAAUUUUUCAAUUUUCCCAAGAGUUUUCCCAGCAAAUGUGAAAAACAGGGAUAAAACAUAGGAAAAUCGGUACAACAUGAAACAAAUAUUAAUAAAGAAAAUAUAUUAAGCCUAUUUAAUUAUUUUUUUACUAUAAAAUGGCAAAUAUAUUGUUACUGUAGAAAACCAGCCAAACAGAAACACGGUAGCUCGAUGUGGCGUUUCAUCAUCAAAAGUCAAAACAAGUUGAUCAACACACUGUUAUUGAGUUAAUCCACGUUGAAAGUCGUAGUAAAUCAUUGCACGAAAAUGUUCACAAUUUUAUUUUAUUUUUCGACAGUUAUGAAUUUUAUAAGUCACUGUAAACCACACUAAUUGUACUUGUACCGCAAAACGAUUAGAUAAAGUAUGUUGUAAUAAUAUCAAUUAUCAUGUUCUAUUAUAAGAUUUGACGUAGUAUCCCAGGUGUAAUCUUAUCACAAAACAUAAAAAGCAACCUACAUAAAAUUAAUAAUUAAUAUUCUGUUAUUUAUUUAUUUUUCAUGAAAAAAAAACAUGCUAAUAAAUUUUACAGUUAUGCUAGUCCUGAACAAUUUAGUUUUGACAACAAUCACUUUGCCACAAUAAUACAACUAUGUAUAAUAAAAUAUUUUCAUAUUUUGACUCCCUCAACCCCCAUUAAAUUGAUUCAAACACUUCUCUGACCGUCAACGCCGAUAUAUUUUAUGUAUCCAACAGUAUAUACAUACGUACUUACUUAAUAUAAUAUUUAAUAUUUUCGGGAAAAGUGCCCGCGACCGGCAAAACAGAUGACAGGAAUUCGACGAUCGAUAUGUCAAUAUAUAUUAUUAUACCGAACACAAUAUAAAUUACAAUAUAUUAAUCUCAUGUCUCGCAAUUCGGGAGGUGUUUUUAUUACUUCAGUUCAUCAAUCAGUUGGUGGAUAUUAAAAAAAAUAGCACCUCCGACGGACAUAAUAUUAUAUAUACCUAUAUAUAUUCGGGUUUGUUUUAUAAACAUAUAGCCUCCUCGAGGGAAUAACGACAAAUAAGCGCCUCGUUAAAACACCUCCGUGGGGCAGUCGACAUUGUAAUGAAAUAAUAAACGAAUUUUAUCCCCGGGAAACACGAAAAUCCGAUUUCUAGAAAUCGGGUGUUGCAUUAAAUCCGACACCGGUAUUAUUAUGUAUAUACAGAGUGUUACACGAAAUAUUCCAGCUGGGUGGAAUUAAGUUAAAAUGCGAUUUUUUUUUUUUUUUAGGAAGAUUGGGGAUUCUAAAAUAUAUGUUUCAAGCCGAUUGUCAACAUUUAUCAUUGUUCGGUAUUUCAUGGAACAAUGAAUCUUACAUUUUUACUGUAGAAAUCAGAACAGUGAAAAUACAAAUCUGUUUCAAAAGCCUUAAAUGGAAACACCUAUUUCAAACAUCAGAUUCAAAUUGUCCUAUUUUUUUUCCCCAAAUAAUUUUUAAGUUUUAAUUAAGUAUACGUUUUAUUUCCUAUCUCAAAAAUUGCCUGAGAUCUUAAAUAUGAUUUACCUUGAGUUUUCGAAAAAUAAACCCAUAUUGUGUACGUACAGUUAUGUGAUCUGUGGGUACUUUUUCUCCAUAAAAAAAAACUUUCAAAUUUUUUGAAAAUUCGAGAAAAAAAUUAUAUUGUUUUAAUAAACUUUAUAUGCAAAUAAAUACUUUGUAUCUUUGGAAAUUUUUAUUCAGAAAAACCCACAAGAAUUUAUAAUUUAAAAUAUGCUGAAUAAAGUUUAUUUAUUUUGGUACAACAAUCUUCCUAAAAAAAAAAUCUCAUUUUAAUCUAAAGUCCAUCCGGUUGGAAUAUUUCGUGUUAGUAAUUUCAGUGAAACGCACUAUAUAUUUUAUGCAUAAAAUAAUAAUAUACUCGAAUAAUACUAUAAAUUGUUAUUCUGCGUGUACAUACAAUAUAGGUAUACUUUUUAGGAUAUUUCAUAAAGGACUCCCGACCCUAUUCUUAACGUGUGGAUAUUCUUUGACUCUUUUUUUCCCCUUCUCUCGGGGACAUCGUAUACAAAGACGAUAUUUCACGGUAUUUAUAACGUACGAACGUAACGAACAAAAUAUAAAAGCAAAAAACUAAAUAUAGUUUCCCCUCGUACCUACUUACUCCGUUGAGUUAAAAAAAUAUGCACUUAAAAACCUUUUUUUUUUUUUUUUCUUUUGCCUUCUUUAAACCCAUUUUAUUACGUGACAUGCCUCGUUAUUAUUAUUACUUUGUUUUUGUUUAAUUCUACUUCGGAUUAACACGAAAAUAAUUUCACUUCGUCUACGUCACCGCGACGACCGGUCGUAAAUAAAAAUAAUAAUAAGUACUAAUAAUAAGAACUGAUACUGCUGAUAGGUGUGCUAUUGUUGAAGGGUGCAAAAUUGGGAAAAUAGCGGAUCCAUGCAAUUUUUUUAAUUUAUAACUUUAUUUAAAUGAAUGCUAAUAAAAAUCGAUUCUGAGUGAAGUUCGGUUAUACAUAUGUAUAAUAAUUUGAAUGGUAUAUUCGUCAAAAUUUGAUCUUAAAGCUUAUAAAAAAAAUUACUAUAUAGAUAUAUAUAGACUUUAUAUAUUACUAUAAUAAGGUUAUAUUUUUUUUUAAUAUCAAAUGUAACUUAUAAUAAACUUCGAGGUAAAAAAAUAGUAUCAAAAUUAAUGAAAUCGUUCAUACCGUAUACUUUCUUGUUUUACCUAAAUUUUUUCCAGAAUUUUACCACAUACUAAUAAAACUACAAAGAGAAUCAAACAAUGACCUCCUUCCUAAAUGCACAAACAAGAUCCAAAAACCUACAAAAAAAGUUCUCGUUAUUUUUAUGAUUGGAGCAAGAUUUCUGAUAGAAAAAUUGUUACAAACAUGUAAAAACAAAUUGCACACUUACGAGUAAAAAAAACAAUACAUUUCUCGCUACAUUUAGAAUCUAAAAAAUAAAAUUGCUGAUGAUUUAAUGGUUUAGCGUGAUGCAAGCAGCUAUAAUAAGAUUACGAAACGUAGCGUAGCAAAUAAUGUAUAGGGAUUUAUUAUUUAUUUAUUAAUAAAAUUCAUACGGACACAGAGUCCAAUUACAAUAAAAAUUGUUUAUCUUAUUAUUCACAAUUAAGAGCUAAAUUCACAUUACUUUUAAAUUUACAAAAACUAUUAACAAAAGGAUAAAUAUUGUACCUAUUAGCUAUACUCAUUUAACGAUGAAUUGGUGCAUUUAAUACUAAUUGAUUACUAGCUAAAGACGAAUAAAACAAAUUGACAUUUCUUAAAUUAAUUUUAUGAAUCUUAAAACUAAUCAUACAUAAUAAUUCAGGGCAUUCAAUUAAAUUAUUAAGUAAUUUAUAUGAGAAAAAUAGAUCUAAUGGUUUCUUCUUAUUUCUAAAGUAUUUAAAUUUAAUAUACUGAGUAAUGGCUCAUAAGAUGUGUGUGCCUCUCUAUACACAUUAAAAUUAACAGAAACAAAUCUAAAAAAUCGAUGUUGGAUAGCUUCUACUUGUCUAGUUAUUAUAAUAAAUGCUUUAUUUUUUUCUGUUUGUAAACAGUUUUUCUACCGAACUGAAAUGUUCACGAAACUUUUGAAACUUAAUAUAUAUGUUUCGGAAAUAUUUCAUUCAAGUUUAAAAAAUAUUACUAACAUUUUAUGGUAAUGUUACGUAAUACCUAGUUAAUUAUAUAUCUUUUAAAUAUUAUAGUUAAAUAUAUAACAUUUAAGAAACAUUAAAAAAACUAGGAAGAAAUAAAACACUUGUGGGAUUUAAACUCGAGCCUACUGAUUUUUUUCUUUUAAAACCUACCUAUAACCUAUCUAUAUGGAUCUAUACGGAAUUUUUAACCUGUUCAUAUUUUGAUAAAAAUCAUGUAAAUCGCAAAAUUUCAACACAAAUUUAACCAUACUUCACUGAAAAUCGUUAUUCGUUAAUAAUAAUUUAUAGUUGUGUACAGAUAUAAAUUAAAUAAAAUGAUGAGUACAUGUAUCUUACCUUCUCGAAUCCCCACCUACAAUAAUGGUAAACCCUUCAAUAGAAUUAUUUCUUUCUUUGAUUUGUAUAAUUACAUUUUAUAAAAAAAAAACUUCUAAAUAGCUAACUAAGUAUUGUAUGUCUACGAAUGCUGGGCUUGGGAAUAACAAUAUAGGCUAUAAUAUUAUGCAAAAUCAAAUAGAAUGCAAAUAAAAAUUUCGUGCACGAAAUAUAAAUAUAAAUAAAUAUAAACAAACACGCGAUGGUAAGUAUGUGCAUUAUGGAAAUGUUUAACGGGGGGUGUCGGACAAUCGAUUAAAAGAAAUCCUGUUAAAUAUUAUGACGACGUGUUUAUGAUGUUUUUGUUAAUUAUAUUAAAAUUAGAUGUAACACUCUGCUUUUUCCGUGCACAUUUAUAAACGGAAAAAAGGGAGAUACUGCUGAUAGAUAAGCCACUGUUUUAGGAAGGAAUUUCAAAGGAAGGAUAUAUAAAGUAAAUUUAUUUAUUUAUUUAUUUAUAUCUGUAAGCAGCGAAUAUUGCCAAGGGAUUUCUAUAAAUCUACACGAAUUGCCAGUUUUACUCAUUUAUUACCUAAAAAAAUUACAAGAAAAAUCAAAAACCCUAUCCUCUCAAUACGCCCACACGAUAAAAAAAAAAGCUACGAGAAAAUUCCUAUAAAGUUUUAGAUAUAAGUAAGAUUUCUGGUAAACAAAUCGUAUAAGUACAGACACAAAAAACGUAUUAUAGAAAAACCAAUACAUUCCUUUUUCGCUCAGAAUCUAACAGUUUAAAAAGUAAAAAUGUGUUUCCUCACGAUUAUAAUUUUAUAUAGUAAAACAAAAUAGGUAUUUUAUAAUACCUAAUAUAAAUGAUUUUUCCCUUAUAACUAAUAGGUAAAAGAAAAAAUAAAUUAAAAUGUACUUUGAGGACAAAGUUCCUUUCCACUUUAGGGAUUGAAUUUAAACUACUCGCUAAACACUCCUGGAACUAAUAAAAACAUACAUUGAAAUGUUCAGCAAAAUCGGUCUAGUAGUUUUUGAGUCUAUAAACCACAACCAUACGUAUAUUUUGUCUUUGUAUGUACAGGAAGGUAUAAUAUAAUAUAGGUAAAUAAUAUUAUAAUAAUGUUUAUAGUUUUAUACCGAAUUUUCUUCACGCUUACACUACAGGAAUAUUAUUAUGUUAUUAUACCCGUAGACGGUCUAAUACACGAAAUAUUCUAAGAUGGAAUUUAAUUUCACGGGACGGCUUAAUCGAGUACAGUUGGGGGAAGGGGUACCCGAGCGCUGUUAUUUGCUUAACCCUUAAAUCCGCGUUUGCGCAAUUAUUAUAAUAUAUUGGCGGAGAGGUACCUGCCGCGGGAAUUCACGACCCCGGUCAUUGCACGUACUACAAUCCGGGUCACUGUGCCCUCCCCUCAAACAUCACCACCACUGCCAGUACAAUAAUAAUAUUACCGUCCGAUGCCCACAUAAGUUUUACAACACGUGAUAACUUCACCGCAAGAAAUUUACUUAAACAGCUGCGUUGCCCGCAACCCGACAAAUAAAUUUUACGAAAAUUUAAACAUAUGCACAUGCGUGUGACUGUGUGUGCGUACAGUAUUGUGCAUACUAAAUGGACAAUGAAAUGUAAAGACCUUUAAAUAUUCAUGCAUAUACGCACUAAAAAAAAAAAAAAAAACCGAUAAAAAUCAUGUAUAAAUGGUUUUUUUUAAAUACUAUAUUCAUAGUUAUGUCCUAAAAAUCUGAAAAUAUGAAAAAUAAAAUUGUCUAACUAUAUAAUACCGUGAAAUCAUAAAAUUCAUUCUGGUAUAAACAAACUAUGUUUAUUACCAACUAAUAAGGAAAUGCAAAAGUAUAUAUAAAUAUAUUAUGUUUCGUUGAUUAAUAAUAUGUGUUACAUGCAUAAAGUACAUAUUCAGAUUUAAAUUUAUAAAUUAUUAUUACACUCGUUCGUUAUUAAGUUUUAUAUGGGAUUGAUUAACAAGUUUACUAAUGUGUUUUGACCGAAGCAAUUAUAAAAAAUCAUAAAAUUCUAUGUACUAUGAUGAAGAAUAUAAACAGAAAAAUACCAUAGUUUUGCUCUUCGAUAUCACAUAUACAAAAAAACAAAUUAAAAUUGCUUCUGUCAUAACCUAGUAAACUUGUUAAUCAAUCAAAAUCCGUUUUGAAAAAUUAUAACCUGUCGCUCCUAAUCCUUACAUUUUUGUCUGGCUUUUUGGUCUAAAACGUCAUAUUCUUCAGUACCUCUGCCCUUAAAUCGGUCUGUAAAUUAGUGGAAAAAUCUUAUCGUUACUUCGGUCAUUAUAGCUUAAAUAAAUGUUUAAAUUUUAGAAAAUUGAUAAACAUUUUAAAACCUACUCCGACCUCCUUAACUCGAUUCGUUAUUUUAUCAUUUUUAUUCCGAAUGUAUUUUUAAUUCGUUGUUUCAUAAUUUGUAUACUUGCGAUAUUAUACUAGCAGGCGAUGGACCGAAAAUAUAAAAUACUACAAAAACAAUAUAAUAUAAUGAAAAUCGUACGAGAUAAUCGUGAACGGCAGAGCGGCGACAGUCCGUCACGUUUCGAAUUUUUCCCCGCGUUUAGGCGCGCCCGAGGGUGCGGCUUUCGAGGAAAUUGCCUUCCGCUCCAAUUUGCAAACGAAAACGUCCCCUGUUCACCUCUUUCGGUGGAAAUAUUACGAAUCGCGUUCACGCCCACGACCGACAUUCACCUCCUAUUGUGGCACGGGCUACAAACACACGCGCGCACGCAUUUUAUCGGUUACGGAAACAAUUAAAUAUUUUCCUUUUCUUUUCGGAACUACUCGGAGUGCACAAUAUAGCUAAGUGAAUUUUAUCGUGCAAUAAUUUUCGAACGUUACCAUUAUUAAAAAAAAACUACCCGAGACUACGGCGUAACGGUUAUAUUAUGGUCACAAAUCGGCGUAUCGCAUAAACGAUUUCGCCGAUACUUCCAAUGGACCGUAAUAUUGUUUUCGACAGUGCAAUAUAUUGUACAUCAUGCUAAUCACGCAUAUGAAUAAAACGAAAAAAUCAAGAAACAGUACCUAUGUAGGUGGUUGAAAAGACCAAAAGUUAUGAAUUAUUAAUAAAAAUGAAUAAAAUAAUACCUAGCUCAAUUUAUUUACGCAAAUACCAACGAAUUUAACGAUUUUCUGUUUAUAAUAAAAAAAAACUACAAAACUUUUAAUUAGUUUGAAUAAGUUUUUAUUUUUUUAAUCUUAUACUCAAACGAAACUAAAUAAAUAAUUGAUAUUUUAAUUUUAAGUACAUACGUCACUUUACGAGAGAAAAAAAGAAAAACUAUACAUUUCAAAUGUAUAAAAACAAUUUAAUCCUACGUUUCUUGAUUUACUCUUUUCUAUACAAAAUACUUUUCUUCAAACGCUUUUUUUUUUCUUCAAACUAAUUAAAUAUACAACUUAACAGUGCUGAUUUAUGUGCCAUAUUUAUACAAUACUCAUUAAAGAAUUAAUUUGAUCAGUACCGUAACUAGAAGUUGACGACAUAGACAGUUUUCAAAGGCACAUUAAAGUCAGGAGGCACAUUUGAGUUGGUUUAAUAAUGAAAUUUAUAAUAGUAUUAAUUAUAAUAAGUUCAAUUCACAGUCAUUUUACUUUUUAUUAAGAAUUUUAUUUGAAAGGCUAGUUUAGACUUAUAAUAUGGAAAAUAGGGGAUGAGUUCUCCCUAUUUACACCAUUAAGAUACAAUAUAUUAUAUAAUUUGAUAAUAGUACCAUGGAGAGUAGUUAUUGGCACUGAUUUUAUUACAGACAAACUAAAUUAUAAAUUACUUUAAUUGGGAAUUAAUCACAUAAUAUAAUCACAAUAAUUAAGACAGAACUGUAUAUAAAAUAUAUAAAAAUCUUGGAUGUUGCAAGUUGAUUCACUUAUAACAAACUAAAUAUAGAAAAGCAAAAUUCACAAAAGUUUACACAAAAAUUAAAUUAAAUUAAAUAAAAAAAAUACUAUUUCAUCAUUUUACAGUAAAACUUACUAAAAUGCAAUAAAUUCGUCUUACUUUUAAUAGGGAAUCAACUCAAGUUAUGUUAAAUACGUUUAUAUAAAUUUUAACAUAAUCAUUUAUAUACAGUAUUUCUUCAACGAAAUAAUUAUAUACCAUGAAUAAGUAAUUAUUAAUCAUAAUUAUAUAUAUUUAAAAUUUAUUUAAUAUUUUAUAAAUUAGUUAGAACGCAAAUUUAACAAAAAAUCUAAAACAUGAAAUAAUGAAAUAAACCAAUUCAUUGACUCAUUUAUUAUGCUCAGUGGUGUUAAAAUCAAAAUUAAACAAUCAUAAUCAUAGUUGUUUUAAAGAUUAAAAAUAUUAAAAACUAAAACUUUAGUCUUUAUAAUUAUCGCACGCAAAAUCCAAUUUGCAUAAUAAAUUGAAAAUUUAUAUUUUUUUAACGUUGGAUAUAAAGAUUUCAAUUAGGCAUUUUUUUAUUGUUCCGUACAUUUUCCGAAUUUUAAUGAUCUAUGUUUUUAUUUUUCUCGAAUUUAAAAUAUAAUUAAUCAUUACUCAAGAAAAAAAACUUAUAAAUAGCCUAAAAGCCCCUUAAGUAUUUAAUUUCUAAGUAUUCAAGUUGUUAUAAGCAGACAAAUUUAGUUUUCAGAUUGUUCUUUCCAUUUUCGAAAAUUAAAAAUAAAAUGUAAUCAACUUUACGUUAUAGCUAAUAUAUAUAUAUAUGUUGUAGACCAGUUACAGUUCCACUGUAUACAUAUUUUAUUGCUAUCCAGUUUGGAUAAAUCAAGCAACAAUACCAUCUUGCAGUAUACAUUUUAUACGUAAAUUACUGCAAGAUUACACAUAGGUUUAGCAUUUUAAUAUUUAGAGAGCUGUCCACCUCGCUUAUUAGCACACCGUAUAGACAAUAAACAUUAUAUACGUUACGAUCACAACAUAUACGUUUCUUAUUUCACUAUAAUAAACCCUCGAUUCAAAGUUACCUUUAUCAAUUUUAUUACUAGAUUCUUGUUCAGCUACGGAACAAUAAUUUUAUUUGUAUCUUUAUUGUUAUGAUUUUUUUUUUAUAACAAUAUACAUUGUCAAUUUAUCUAUAUGCAAGUAACAGUACUAGAACACUACUCUUAUUACAAAUAACUAUUUGAUUUGGUUUUGUAAUAAAAAUUAGACGAUCUUACACGUGUAAUACCGGUAAUUAAAACUUCCACGCCCCACACUGAUACGUUUUCAAAGUCCCACAUUAGUAAAUACAGAUUUAUACACACACACAAACAUACCUAAUCAGUCAGAAGUUUUGAUAGGCGACCCCUUACGCUUCUUGUCGCAAGUUAUUAUACAAACACAACACCAGGAAGUGUUUUGUACAUCCAAAUCUCGGUACUUUAGUCAGUGUACUUUAAAACGAGCUCAAUGUCCACUUUUUAAUUGUAUGCUAGGUAAAUAAAUUAUUGUUUUUUGUUUCAAGCACAUACGUCAUUAACACAGCGAAAAUAUUAUAUUCGAACCAAACACUUUCCAUAAAAAUAAUUUUGUGUUCGACAAUAGACGGUAUUUUCAUACCGGAGAGAAGUAAGUAUAUUAAAGUUUCGAUCGUUAAACACGUAUCAUCAAAUCGACCGCCCUCCACCGGCGGCGGCGGCAGUGGCGUCGGUGAACAGUACAGGAAUAAAACAAACAUAAUUUCAUCAUCCUUUAUAUAAUGCAUAGAGGCUCGUAAAUCUAAAAAUCUAAAACUUUCACUUUCCUUGCUUUGGUAUGUAAUUAUUCCACAUAUAUACAGGGUGUUCCACCGUAUUUCCCCAAUGAUAAUCAAUAUUCAAAUCUUCCCCCUUUGUUAAAAUUCAAGUUUGUUUUAUUGUUUGUUUUUUUUAUUUUUAUUUUUCAAACAAAUUUCGUGUCGAAGAGACACGUCAUAUAUAGAGACAAAUUUAAUUGUUAUUUACUCUUUAAUUACCAGGAAACAUGUUUAUCGUUUUAAAAAUAGCCACUUAUUAAUAAAUAUUAUUCCAAACGUUUAAACGUAUUAUACAUAUGCAUGUCUGAUAAAUAUUUUUUAAAUAAUAGCCAAUUUAUUAAUUUCUAGAAAAUGGGUAUAAAUUACUUUUAUUAAAGUGCUUCGAUUGUGAUUCUUUUCAAAAAAUAUAACAGCUAUCACUUAGAAACAAAUCAUCAGAUGCAUGAGUUUGUAUUUAAGAUUAAAUUUUUAAAAAUAAAUUACAAUAAAGUAGUUAUUUUUACAAGUUUAAAAAAAAAAAAACAAAUAAUGUGUGUGAUAAUUAGUGAUUAAAAGUUGAAAUUAAAAAAACACUUUUCUCUAAAUAUAUAAUCAUGUCUCUCUUCCACGAAAUCCGAUUAAAAAAAUGUAAAAUACAACAAUUUGAAAAUUAAUAGAUAUAUUAGCAUCGAAGAAACAUGGUGAGUACCCUGUAUCAUAUAUAAAAGCUAAAAAUAAAAAAGCGGAACCUUCCUAAAUAUAAUAAAAUAUUAUAUGAUGUUUAACGUACUAUAGUUUAUACCAUCAAUAUUUUGAGCACUUUAUAAUAAUGAUGAUGGUAUGUAAAAAAAAAAUUAAAUGUAGUUCAUACAGCCUUUGUAAUUAGUUUCGAAAAUAUUUCAAAUAUAAUAGGAUAUGAUAAAAACGUAAUUUAUGUUUACAAAAACUAUUAAAUGUUAUGAUUAGAAAACGGAUCGUAGUUCUAAUAAAAAUAACUGUAUUUUGUACCGGAAAAUUAACUUUACACGUCAUAUUAUUAUUGUACGAUGAUAAAAAUUAUAUAAAUAUAUAUAUAGGUGUACAUUUUUGUUUCCAUCAACUAGAAUAACUACUACUCGUAUGAUAUGUAACUUAAUUAUUUAUGCUGUGUACCUUUUUUGGACUACUAUUUUAGUCAGUAUAAACUAUAUUUUAUUUCAAAAUACAAAACAACGAAAAAUUUACACAAUAAUAUAAAUCUAUAUUAGGUAUAUAUUCAAAAAAUAAACUACUAAAUACAACUAAAUUACGAAAAAUAAUAUUGCUCAAAAGGGGUUCUUUGGAAAAAAAACAAUCUCAUAAUCGUAAAACUCUAAUAAUAGCUAAUUAAUAAUAAUUUACUGUUAAAAAAAAAGAAAAAUAAUCAUAAAUACUAUCUCCAUAUUUUAAAUAACAGAAAAUUUUGGGGCACGUUGUAAAUCCCAAAUUUGUGCAGUUAAAUUAAUAUGUUACUAAAUAAUACUAUAGCUAAUAGCUUGGCAUCAAUUAAGUUUACAGGCUUGCGGUAUUAUAUCCCAACGUUUGCUUUGGUAUUGAAUACAACUAUGUAGAAGUAUUGCAUACUCAAAGCGCCGUCUGACAAGAUGUUAGUAAAGAACUAUAACUUUUAUGCGUCCAUAUAUUUUGUUACCAUGAAACGGUAUCUUAUACAUUAUAUAAAAUAUGUAAAAUAUAUACCUACUGUUAAACUUCAAUUAAAAAUCAGUACGAUGUUGAUCAUAUAGAAAAUAAUCAAGAUUUUAUAAUCUAUUAUAAUAUUUAAUAUUCAAUAAUCAAUACCUAUUUAGUAUUUAUUAAAUUAAUUAAUGAUUCCAAAAAAAUGUCAUUUAUAAUAAUUAUCAUUAUAUUUUUUUUUCACUUUUUUUCUGAUGUCAAAUAUUUUUAUACUUAAUUUUGGUGAAAUUUAAUUUCCAAUUUUACUAGCUUUAUUGACAAAACACUGUCACAGAAAACGUUUUUAUCAGAUACACUGAUUUGUUGACGUAAUGUAAAGAAACGGGAUGAAUUUUUUAUACAAAGUUUAACCAACACGGAAAAGUGAUUCAUCACAUCGAACGUUAUAUUAUUACUUUUUUUCAAAUAGAAUAAAAAAUCAACCAUCGGGAUAAGUAGAAUCGUAUUGAAUACAUAAUAAUCUCCUAUUCCCAUCGGAAUUGAAGAGCCUUGAAAAAAUAUAUUAUUAAUAAAAGAUUUAUUUAUUUUUACCACUAAAAAUGAAAUAUAAAAAAAAACCUGUGACAACUUGCUGUUAAUAUUAGUGUUAAAUAAUUGAUAGUUACAAACCGUGCAGAGUUUGCCUAAUAUAUAUUUAUCGAAUAACAACUACGUAUUUACGUAAUAAACGUGAUCGAAUACGACGAAAACAUAAUAUACACGUAGCAAUACAAAUAUGCACAAACACUAUUUUAAUAGUAAAUAAGUAUAUACAUCAUGUUAAUUAUUAUUUAUGCAUUUCCAUAGGUAAUGUCCACUACUCAGCCACAAGGUACAGCAGACACGACGUUCACCAUGUUGCCUGAAGAACACGAAGACCAAGAACCGUCUAGCUCGAAAGAUUUGUAAGUACAAUAUGAUUAUAUAUGAUAGUAUUUAUUAUACUGCACAGCUCAAAUUGAGAGGAAAAAAUAAGGGUGGACGCUGGUUUUAGUUUAAAAGCUAUCGUUUUGUACCAGAUAAAUAGUACACAUAAAAAAAAUUAAAUAAUUAUGAAUACAUUUUAUUUGACAACUUAAAAAAAAAAAUGUACAAAAUACUCAGCUAUAAACAAUACUAUCCACACCUAUAUUAAAUCUACCUUAUAAAAUAGAAAAAAAAAACACUAUAAUAGAAAAUAUUAUAUUAUAUAGAAUUAUAGGUAGAUUUAUAGCUUUUACAUCUAAGGAAAUAUGGCCGAAAAUAGGAAAAUUGACAAUGUAACAUCGAGUUCAAGGGCAUAGGAAGAUAAGUUACAUGACAUUUUUUUUCGACAUUCUCGUGUGAAUUAACUUGAUCCAAAAACUAAAUUUAAAUUUUACUCACAAUGAAAAUUAACAGUUGUGCUGUACAAAUAGAUACGCUUUCGAUAAAAGCUUUCCUUUUUUUAACUAAAUGAAGUUUAAAUGGUACAAUAAGAUAAAAUUAUAAUACUCGUAUGUUAUGUAUGUUACGAUCAUUUCGUUUUGCAAAUGUGAUUUACUCGCGUACUGUUGUAUCAUACCGCGAAUAAUAGACUGCAAGUCGUAAAUAAUAAUAAUAGAGUAUAUAAUACACACGGCAUUUCAAAAGGUCGCCAACGGGCACACGGCGAAAAUUAGGAUAUUACACUUCGGAUUAUAAUGAUAAUAUUAUGUCUCGUUCAGACCUGCUUGAGUAUAAUAUAUUUCGAUUGUAUAAAGAACAUAAUACAAUAUAAAAUAUAAUGCCAAGAAAACUAAAUCCACCGAAAAGAAUAAAUAUGAAAUCGAUUACAAAAUACGCAGAUCCUAAAAAAACAACAGCGAUUUCAUAUAUUUUCGUAUUCACUUUAAUGUUUUUUUUUAUAUAUAUAUCUUAUAUACAUAUAGUUGAUGAAAAUCUGUUUCACCGUUUCCCCAAACACACACACACACACACAUGACCAACCGCAUUGUUUCAUCGCAUGUGCUGCAGACGAGUAUAUUUACUUAUACAAUAUGCUUAUUGUGCACAGCGUGAACAAAAAACCCAAUAUUUUAACUUUUGGACGUAUCACUUUUGUUCGACACGUUUCCACGCAAUGUUUUCAUAAAUAAUAUAUUUGUAAAACAAAAUAUUACGUUAAAACGUUGAUAAUGAGAUAUAUAUGAAGAUUUUUUCACAAAUAGUCUGUAAAAUCGGUGUACUGCAUGAAUGUAUUAUACAUAUUUACCUAUAUAUGAACAUUAUACCACAAGACCAUCCCAACAGUACCCCCUUGUUUUUUUUUGUUUAUUGGUUAUUUUUGUGUAUUUUGGCAUGAUCAAAAUAUAGUAAAUUAUAUAAAAAUGAUAAAUGCACCCUCCCCUCCAAAAAAAAAAAUUGGUUGCGGUACUGUAUAACAUAAUGUAAUGACCAAAUACUAUAAUAAUACAAAUUUAAUUUAACUCACAAAUAAAACUAACAUUAAAAAUUGUAAACAUAUUUCGGGAAGAGGGGGAGGGGGGUCAUAAUAAAAAAGUCCUAUGUUUACUGCAUAUUUGAUAUUAAAAAUAAAUAAUUAUUUUAUUUUGAAUGGUCAAUAUUCAUUCCGUUUAAUUAUAUUUAUUCAUAACUAAUAAACAAACCACAAUUUGUUUAAAUAAUAGCACGUUUAAAUACUAACAAAUUUAAAUGAAAAUAUUAUUUAUUCGGCAAAUAUACAAACUCUUAACCUUUAAUAAUUAACCCUAAUAGUUUCACAAACGGUUUUUAUAAGGUUAUAACAAAUAUUUUAAAUUAUUUUGGGUAUUCGAUAAAAGAAUAAUAAAAAAAAAAAAUGGCUAUAGAAAUGAUAAGUUACUUUUACGUAAAAUCAAUCACACGUUAUUAGCUUUUCUACCUAAAAUUUCGUUUUUAAGAAUACCUAUACUAGAAAGUUAUUUCGUUAUGCGAGGCUUCGGGAAGAAUUCAUGCGAACAAUAACAAGAAGAAAAACGCAUAACGCAUUGUCAAAACGGAGCAAACUAACCAUGUCGGUUCAACACUAAUGGAAUACAGCCAAAAGCCGAGAGCAAUAUAUAAAUGCCCCGAAGGUAAAUGUCAGUCUCGGUGGCGACGGCUGCAACUAACGUGGUUAAAAAAAAAAAUUAAUAUAUAAUAUAAUAAUAAGGGUUUGACGUUGUUAUUACAGUGCUGAUACUACCCUGUAUUCGUAUAUUAGUUGCUCUUGUUAUACGUGUCGAAACAAAUAAUUGUUGUUUAUAAAUCCAGCAAAGCAACGACAGGCCAAUGGUUAACCCAUCAGCAAAAUAAACAGAAGGGAGGGAAACACGCGGACGCUAUUAUUACUGACCGUGAUUUUUUUUAUAAUAUUAGAACCAAAUAAUUUGUGUAUAUUCCAAUAUUUCAUAUUUUGAACACAUUCAAAAAGAUUUAAAUAAUUAGUCUGAUUUAAAGCUAUACAACAGUAAAAGCCGAACGAAGCGGAUUUCCAUCCUUUUUAGAUUCUGAGUGGAGCGAAGAAGCUUAUGGUCUUACAAAAAUGUUUAUUUUUAUUUUUUAAUCUAUGCGCAACUUUUCUACCAGAAGACUUGCUCAAAUUUCUACAUGUAGCAUCUUUUAUAAAAGAAAAUCGGCGUGGAGAGGUACUUAAAGGAGGCCAUUUUUCGAUUUUCUCAAGAGUUUUCUCAUCAAAUGCGAAAAACCAAAAAAAAAAUUGGAAAAUUUACAAAAUACAAUAAAUAUAAUCUUUUAUAAUCUUUUUUUUUUUCAUUGGAUAACUUUUCUAUCAGCAAAUUUGCUAUUGAUAACAAUGUUCUUAAACAUUUUCACUAGUGAUGUACUUUAGAAAAGUCAUUUUUCAAUUUUCCCAAGAGCUUUCCCAGCAAAUGUGAAAAACAGGGACAACAUGGGAAAAUCAGUACAACAUGAAACAAAUAUUAAUAAAGAAAAUAUAUAAAGCCUAUUUAAUUGUUUGACUAUAAAUUGAUAUAUAUAUUGUUGACAAAGCACACUAUCAACUGAAAUCCUUAGAAUCAUUUUUUCGUAAGUAAUGGUUUAUUGUUGAUUACAGGUGCACAUAAAAUUAUCUAUAACAGUAGCUGCACCCGUUUACAUUAUCCUUUUUUUACGUUUAGGCCCAACGUGCGUGCCUGCUACCAGUUUUAACGUUGUUAUGGGAGUAUCACAAAAAUAAUAAUAUUAUUGAUUGUAUACCUACGAAACCACAUAAAAUAAUAUUAUACUCCUAAAAGUCUUAAAAAUAACAAUCAAAAAAUUAUGCCAUUAUUUCGACGUUUCAGCGAAUAUUUCGAUAUAUUCGGUUUAAGAAGUAUAUUUAUAAUUUGUAAAAUUAUAAACAAUUUUAUUUUAGAUUCUGAGUGGAACUAGUAAUGUAUUGGUUUUACAAUGAUGUUUAUUUUUUGAACACUUUUUCUACCAGAAAGCAUACUCCGAUUAUCAAGUAAAAACACCUUUUCUCAAAGAAAAUGUUUUCUGGAUGGUACUUUGAAGAGGUCAUUUUUUGAGAUUCUCAUUAAUAUUCUAAAUAAUGAGGAAAACCUUGGUCUUUAGGUUUAAAGAUUAAAAAUAAAGUUGUCAUUGGGCACCAUUUUUUUUUUAUUUUAAUCAUUUUUAAACAAUCAUUGUUGUCAUUGAAGCGCACAUUGUUGUAAUCAUUUUACUAUAGUAUGACAUAUACCAUGUAUUGUAUUUUUAACAAAGCAACACUAUAACUGAAAUUGUUUUUUCAUUAGCAAUGAUUUAUCGUUGCUUAUAUUAUUGUAGACAUACUUUAAAUUCCCGUUUGUAUACUACUUUCCCAACUUCUCACCUACAACAGUGGCUGCACCCACAUGCGAAGUAUGUCCGUCCUUUUUUAAUCUUUAAAAUACAAAAUUACUCAACAACAUUCCCUUCCGGAAAUUUAUUCAGAGAAUUUAUUGUCAUUAAAAGCUCCCUAAUAAUAUAAUUCCAAGGAAUGCGAUCUGUACAGUCACAUUUUCAAUAACAAUAAUAUACUUCAAAAUACAAAAUUCCCGGUAUCGUGAAUAACGAGGUUCCUUUAACAUACAUGUUUGAUAUUUGAUAGUUUAUGCAAUAUUGUAUUAAACUACAUACGCACAGUAUUUCAUACAUGAAUUCGGAAUUAACCAUUUCGUAUAAAAGACAAACGUUGUCAAGACACAAAGACUCUACUAGUCGCGUUCACAAAUGAACGUAAUUCGCUUUUAAUUAAAUCUAAUUACAUUUGACAUUAAAGCGGGUAUCAAAUUAACAAAUAUACACAAAGUUUUGUCAUUAAUGAAACCAAAACAUAGAUUAACGAUCAAGUAUUUAUCAAUUAAUUGUACCUAAAUCAUUUACGCAAUAAGUUAUUUUCAUAAUACAUGAAAUAUAUAUUAUAUUUAAUUCUAUCAAAAACAAAAACUCUUAAAUUUCGGAAAUAAUAAAAAUGUAUCGAUAAACAUUUUUUUUUAAAAUAUCGAACAAAAUAAACCACGCUGUUCUUUCUUUUUUAUUAAACUACACUGCUGUACUUCAAUUAUUUCACAAGAGUUUCUUCGUCCCAAUACACUCCAUUGAAUCCAAUGAUUCAAUGAAUGUUUGACUUAAAAUAAUAUAAAUCAUCUAGUCAUAAUGCGCCUGUCAAAAACUCAGACGCUGGCUCACUCGAAAAAUUCAAACGCACCACACUUAAAUAUUUUAUUCAUUAUUCCGCCCUCGUGGAACGUCUGUUAUUUUAUUAUAUGGGUCCGAAUAACUUGAAUAUUAACCUUUCUAAAACUUGUCUCGAACAUGACAUUGUAAUCGGUUUGAUUAUUUAAAAAUAAUGAUUUCUUGCUAAUGUGGAACUUGCAUAACAUAGCUUAACGAUUUAAUUAAAGUUGUCAGCAUUCGCCAACAAUUAUUUUGUUACGUAAAUUCUUGAACUAUGUUUGUGUGCAAAAGGUACGUCUGGAAACUUUUCAAUAAAUGCCAAUAUGUUAUUUUUUAUUUACGCACUACCAACUUUUCGAUUUAUUUGUUAUUUAACUUGUUGUUCAAUAUCGACAGUAAGUAUUCAAUUUGAUGAAUUAAAUAUUAUGGCAUACAAGUGCAACAAAAAUAAUUGGGAGAGACCAUAAGGUCAUAUUUAACUACUAGUUUCGGUAUGUAGUUUAUUAAUAAUGUAUCGCGUAUAAUUAUUUUUUCAUACAUUUCAAAAUCGGUAUAACCAUGAUAAUUAUUUACACAUAAGAAAUCCUUAAUGUUGUAUUCAACAAAAUGUAUAUAUAUGUGUGUAAUAUAAUUAUUAUAUACCUACAAGAAAAUCAUAUGAGAUCGAUGGAUUUUUCAGAUUUACCUAUAUUUAAAUAAAACGGUUUAAAUGAUUGAAAAUGUAAUAAAAAAUAUAAAAUGUGGGUUAAUACUGCUGAGGGUUGUAUCAAUGGUGUAGGUGGGAAGUUAGAAAGGUAGGAGUUAUUUAAUGUAUAUCUAUACACAACAAUAAAUGAGCGAAAAUCAGUUAAGCAUGAUUUUUAAAAUUUGCCCAUGUCUAGAAAGAACUAAUAUGAGUAUUCUGUAAAAAUUCCAGGUCUCUACGAUUAUUUUAACCAAAUUUUAACAAAAACAGAAUUAAAAAUUUCAUGAGUAUAUUUUCCAUUUUUUUCCAAUUAUUAGGACAAUUAUAAAGAAAAUGAAUAAAUGAUCUUGCUAGUACACAAACUAGAUAAAAUUUUCUUAUUGAAGCAACAAAACUCGUAGAAAAGUUGUUUGUAAACAGAAAAAAAAACAAACAUCAUAGAAAAACCAAUACAAUUGAUGCCCUCAGAAUAUAAAUAUUAACGUAAUUUGUUUUAAAAUACUAAAAUAAUGGUUUCUUAGAAUUUUUCGCGGCGUAAUGAAAUUCUCUAAAAGCCACAAUAACAAUAAGUUUUUAAUAAAACUCUUAAAAUGUCUUUUACCCCAGAGAAGAAGAGUUCACAAAUAGUUAAUGGAACUGAAACCUCAUGGGGCUAACACUAUCCAAUUAGUCUUGACAUAUUACGGUCCGUAAAUUUGAACGGAGGUGAACUAGAUUCGAAAAUAUACGGAGCUAUAAAAUGAUUUAUAAGGUAGUUUAAUUCGAGUGACGAAUUUGACGUUAUUUUUCUCGUACUUUUUUUUGGUUUAUCUUCCUCAAUAUAGUCAAACAUUUUAAAAGUGUUCAAUUGAACAACUUUCUACAUUAAACAUACACAUUGCACAGAUUUCAAUUAAUUCAUACCGACAUAACACUCAAUGUAAACACAUACUAAAAUGUACCAUAAUUUUCAAGUUUUAAUAUGAUACCUAUAUACAAAUAUUGAUACAACACUUAAAACUAACAUAUUAAUUAUUAAUAUUAAUUGAAUAAUAAUAUCAAAUAUUUAAUUGUGUUUAACAUAUUUAAACAAAAUAAACACAAACCGGCCAUGACAAUGAAUUAAACAUAGAAAAACCUCCUCAAAUACAAUUAAACAACGAAUUUGAAUAAAGAUAUCGUAAUUUGUCAAAAAUAGUAAAUAAUUAUUAUUGACCCAUUACAAGACGUGAAAAGGUUUAAAAUAAAAAAAUUAUUUUCAACAAUAAGAAUAAAUUAUUUUUUAAUUAAUUGUAUAUUUUUACUUAAAUAGGUAUGUUACUAAAUAAAAUAUUAUCCAUUAUUUCAUUUUAAAAUAACAUUUACAUAUGCAUUACUUCAUAAUCACUUUAUUUUAUAUAAUAUUUUUAAAUAGAAUAUAUUCCGUUAAUAAAGAAUUAUAAUAAAUAGUCAUUUAUAAAAAUAAAUAUAAACAUAAUAAAUUUUGUCAUUAGGAAAAAAAAAAACUAUUCGAAUUCACAUAAUCAAUAUGGUAGUAUAUAAGCACUGUUAAUUGUAAAAUUAACUAUACACUGUUUGACCGUUUUAUUUUAAUACAUUUCACAAAAAAAAAUAUGAACUUAAAUAUAGGUCACAUCAACAAAUUUAAUAAAAAAAAACCUCUAUCAAACAAUUGGGAAAUGUAUUUUAAAAACGAGAACGCUACAGUUAAUCAAAAAAAAGCUUUACUUAUAUUUUAUUAUUAUUUAGACACUAUUGACAAACAAGUCAUGAAAAAUCGUAUGAAAUUAAAUCGAUUUUCAUAACAGUCGUAGGAAAAAAUAAACAAAUAUCGUAGGUAUUAUAAAAUAAAAGUAUCAUUGAACACUCGUAUCAAAUAAUAUCUUCCCAAUACAAAAUCCCAUUAUGUCAAAUCAGACCUAAAAUAUAGUGACCCAUGAAACACGAAACUUUAUGCACAUUAUGGGAUAUGAUAAAACGCUAACGUUUGUACUUCAACGGACAUCCGCAGUAUAGUUGCUUAGAUUAUCAUCAAAUCGUUUCAUGUAAAAUCAAGACAACUUCGUCGUACAAAUAAAAGUGGGGUGGAAGAGAAGUUUAACAAGCAACAUUAUAAUAUCUAAUAUUUAUAAAUUGUUACCUAUAUGAACAAUAGCUAUUUGGCAUAAUAUUAAAUUGUUCGAAAUAUUAAUCGAAAUCAAAGGUUUCCAAGUUUUCUCCAAAUGUGUAAAAUUUAAAAAUUAUGUUUUUUAUCUUUUAAAACCGCCAUAAUAAAAAUACUAGUUCAAUAAUCUACUACCUGAUAAUACGCAUUAUAGAGGAAGGAAUGCUGCUGUUUUUGCGUAUGAAUAUAAAGUUUUAGACCAAUAAGCGAAGGGAAAUUAUACAUACUUGUCAAUGUCCGAUUAAAAUGUUUAAAGUGUGUGUACUACGGAAACUUUAAAAAUUGUUGAAUUGUCUUAGUUAUUUUAGGAAGUCGAUUUUUCAAUUUAAAAUUUAAUAUGUCUAAAAUAAAUGGUAAUGCUAAAUGUCAUUAUUUCACAGAAUUUUCAAAUUAGGUCUUAAGGUCAUAAGGUCUUCGAAAUUAAAAAUCGAAAAUUGACUGCCUAAAUAACCUAGAUAAUUUAUUAACAAAUGAAUGCGUGCUUUAAAAUUUUAAAUCAAACACAAGAAAGUAUGUCUUAAUUUGCACCAGCGUGUUGGUAUUAACCUUACAAAAAUUAGGUGUGUGCUAACCCAUUAUACAACAAAUAUAAUAUGUGUAGAAAAAUCAUUUUUUAGUUGAGUUCGAUCUAAUCGAACCGAUCGAGUAUAUUAUGUAGUAUAAUUGAGUGAUUUUUAAUAUAAAGAAACAUUAAUCAUUUUUAUGUUAUAUAAUUAAAAUAAUGGCCAUUGCGGAAAUACAAAUGUGAUUAUUUUUACUAUAAUAUAUACUCGAUGCAAAAACAAAUUGGUAUCUUAUAAAUUGCAAAAAUGCAAGAAAAUAGUAAAAAAAAAAAGCAAACCAAACAAACGUAAUUGGAUUAAAUUUGAUUUUUGCCAUUUUGAUGUCAAUACACAAACUUACGUUAUAUUAUUAACACUAUUACCGUAUUCGAUCGAAAAAACAAAAACAAUCACGUGUUGUUUUCGAUUCAACCGUUUUGUAUUAAAUUAUAUACCAGGAUUGAAUCGUAUAAGACAGUAAAGUAUAAAACGCGUAUUAUACUAUACAAUUUUUAUUUUUACCACAAUUGAACAGAAAUAAUCAGGUAAAAUAAUUUUCAAUUGAAUUUUAAUCAUUAUUUUAUAUAUUUUGUGUUAAUUACCUAAAAUGUAGGUGAUAAUUUGUUAUAUUACGUUUAUAAUACCGAAAAAUAAUUUUCGGUAUUAGUAUUCAAUAAGUUUUGUUUUUAUUUUAUUCUAAAUUUAAGAAAAUUCACCAUGUUGAUGUGAUUUGUUAAUUUGUUAAUUUUAUAAGUUUAAGUUUUUAAAAUUUAAAAUGUACAGUAUUGUCAGUAUUGUAAUAAACUUCAAAAAAAAAAAUAAAAUAAAAAUGUCAGUCGUUAUAAAGUUGUAUACGUUUUAUACAUAGAGUAUUAUACGUGUAAUGUAUAAAACGUUUUAUAUGCUUAUAUUACCAACCUUGAAUUAUACCAACGAUAGUUCUAUCGGGUACUACCAAAUUAUAUACAUCAAGAAGGAAAACUCCGUUUUCAUUAAACAAAAAAAAAAAAAUUAUGAUAAUAACAAAUAAAGUGUUCAAAUUCCGUUGAAGUGACAAUUGACAAUGACGCGCGGCACGUGGUGCGUUGGUCUCCUUCGCACUGGCUUGCGGUUAUACCGGCAGCAAAACGGCAGACCGAAUGCACAGAAAGUGUAGAAUGACGAGAAUAUGGGAGGGAUCCCGUCUAAACAAUAACGUUUUUGUUGGGGGUGACCCCUCGUAGGUAUCCACCACCCAUACAAAGGUAACAAUAUAAUCCGCUUAAAGGUGGGUGCGUCGCGGGAAACGGGUCGGACACAAAAUUAUGUGCGGCGGAAAACCGAAAACCUCGGCUGGUAGCGAAAUUAAACGCCGGUACCCGUCCCCGACGUCUAGUAUUACGCGCAAAAUUGGAGUACCUACCUUUCAAAUUAUUAUUUUGACGUGAAAACUGAGAGAUUUCUGACGGGUUUCUCCGGACUUACAUAUAAAUCUACCGGGGACGCGUUAUUGUUUUGUUCGUUUCCGGGAAUAAUGUCAUACGCGUUUUUCAGUAUUAGCAAAUUAAAAAAAAAAACAAAAAAACGUUCCACCACUACCCCCUCCAACCAUUUCCUUCCACUAAUUACAAUGUUGCCAGCACGUUUGAAAUAUGUGAUAUGCAUGCGUGCAUAACAUAGGUAUUAUAGGAAGGUAUACAUUUUACGGACGAGACCAUCAUAUCCGAACACCAACAAACGGAAGGAUGAAAAAAAAUUCAUUUAAAAAACAACAUCCCGAUCCUCGAAUCAAAUAACCGCACGAAAAUACCUCGAAUAACUCGUACAAUAUAGUACUAUUCAUAGGGUGAUUUUUUUUUUCUUUUAUCAUAAUUCAGCGGUUUUAACAGAGUAUUUCACGUCAAAUUAAUUUCUAUUUUUAUCAAUAAUUAUAAAUAGCUUUAAGCUUUAGUUUAAAAGUUGUAUUCCUAACCAAACGAAGGUUGUAUCAAGCUGCGGCUAAAUUUAAGUUGCACUAAGGCUCUAAAUAUACAAUCUCUUAGUAUUAAACUAUUAAAAAUUCUGCUAAUUCUACCUCACGCUAAGACAAAUGACGCCACCAUUUAUCAGUUAAACAGUUUAAAAUUUUAAUCGAAGAAGUAAGAAACGAUUUUUGGAAGGAUUUUCACUUUUAGAUGAUAACCCUUCCCGAGAUUCUUCGCUACUUCUCCGGUCAUCAUUUCAAAAUGGUAUAAUUCAAAAAAAUUAAAUCCGAUAUUAGUCUUAUUCAUAUCAAUAUUUCUAGAAAUAUAUUCCCCUUUCGAACAAAAUCGAUUUAAAAAAGAAGAGUUGCUAUUCGAAAUUUUAAUGUGUUUAUAAUACAUAGGAUACAAUUUCAAAAAUAUUGUGAAUAAAAUCAAUAAACAAUUCUAUAAUAAUCUUAUUAUUCGUCUAGAUAUUCGGUCUUAACGACCGAAAAAACAAAAUCAAUUAUAAAUUUUCAUAGGUAAUCCGCUGCAUCAUGAUAAAAAAAUCACCCUAUAUAUCUCGACCAUUGUUCUGUAACCAAACAAAUUCCACGUGACAUGCUACCGCUUCAUAUUCAUUAUGACGUCUCAUUGGUGUUAUUUUAAUGGAAUUAUUAUUUGAUCCUUUUACGAUAAAAUUAUUUAAACAUAGUCAAAUAAUUCAAUUGGCCGGUGUUUUUCUGACAAAAAGAACGGUGUUUAUUUAUUAAACACUAUUAUAAAGACGUACGUACACUUUUUCCGGGUUAAUUAGGUGUUCAUUUCAUCGGAAAUUCAAAACAUAUGAUCGAAACACACGAGUGUAACAGUACAAUAAAUCAUUAUUUGCGUACCAUUAAUCGCGUCAGGUUUAUACACAAAAAGUCACACUUAGGUUAAUUAGUUCAGUAAAAUAUGUUUAUAGAUAUUCGUAAUUUUAGUAUACAUCGGAGUUAUUAUAAUGUACAGUAAAUCGAUAUAUUUAUUAUAAGACUUUUGGAUAAUAAAAAAAAUCAAAAACAGCUAAUCGAAAACAUUUUACAUGCAAAAAAAACUUGUGUUAAUGCAAUAUAUACGGAUAUAAAUGACGCUAUUAAACAGUUUAAGCGAUUUCUCAUAUAUAACGAGCCAAUAUAUAGGCCUUAAUAUGCCUAAAAUUAUACUUCCAAACCUAAGUAAUUUUAUUCAUUGCUAAAAAUAAUAACCUAAAUUGUUACGAAAAUAAAAAAAGCAGACGUACUUCACACGAUGGGUGGACCACUAUUGUAAGUGAAAAUUUGAGAAGAUAGGAUAUAGAAAGAAAUUAAAUUUAUACGAGUAUCUAUAACGGUAAACUAUUGUUAACGAAAAACGAUUCGAAGCGAAAUUCGAUUAUAUAUAUGUUUUGAAAAGCCGUAAUAUUUACUUUCAUUAAAAUUUGAUAUUAAAUCUCUUUUAAAAAAAAUACUAUGAUAGACUCAAUAUUUUUUUCUUGUUGUUCACUAAGUACACCUUAUAAUGAAUCUCCUGUUCAGUUUUCAAGCAUUUCUGUUUAGUCUAACAUUGUUAUCCAUAGAGUAAUACAAUUUUUAAAAAAUUAUAAAUAAAUGUAUGUACAAAUUAUAUGAAGUAAACUGGUUAACUGGUCAAUAUAUGAUAAUGAACUUAUUUUUAUAAAAGCCAUUUGGCUAAAAAUAUUUUAAGUAAUGCGACUUUGUAUGAUUUUUAAUAAUGUUUAUUUUUCAAACCAUUAAUGCAUAAUUUAUUCAAUUGUUUCGUUCGAUUUGUUCCUUUUAAAAGAAAAUGUCGAACAAUGGUUACAAUAUUUUUAUUUAAAUUCAGAUUCAUUCAACUAAAACAAAAAUAAAUAUUACAAAAAUUGGUAGUUAGUACUGAAGAACAUAUAAUUGCAAUAAAUCUUUAGAGUGGUUUUUCGAUAACGACCGAUUGAUGUUUGUCCAGGAAUUACUACAAUUUAACGCCCAAUAUAAAUAAUAUUUUUGUAUGUUUUUUUUUCUUUGUCGUCCAAACUAAAGUAAGAGGAUUACAAAGUAAAUACAAAUUCAAUACGAUUAUCUGGCCUAAGGACAAAUCAAACGGUAUUUAAUUAUAUUAACGAAGUAGAUACCUGCUAUGUUUUAUUAUUUAAUGUCAAUUCCUUAAAAUAAAAAUUUGUUUUUCCAUUAUAAUUCAAUAUACUCCGUAUUCAAUUAUAUUUUUAAUAAGCUCGUAAACAAUCUUGUCAAUUACCUGUAUAAGCCGAUUAAUAUAAUUUGUACAAUAUAUUCUGCUGCCAGCAAUAAAUAAAAACUUUUAAUUGCAUACACCCUUGUUUUAGUAUAUAAUUGUAUUUAAAUAUGAAUUACAACGUGAAAUUGUAAAUUAAAUUUUCGCAACACAACCCAUAUAAACUAACUCUCGACUCCUAAUAAUGAUAUAUACAUUACCCUAAAUAAUAAUACUCAAAAAUUAUAAUUCACGGCGUUUGAAUUCAAAUUAUGAACUUUAUUGGAGCUAAACAUAUGCAUCAAUGAAAAUAACCUCAACUCGUAUAAUAAUUCUGCAGGUAUUAUAUUUUAGUUAGGGUUCGUAUAACACAAAAUAUUCCUAUACGCGACAUUAUGAACGCUAUCGUAAUAGAUUGUAUUUCAAACAAAUUAAGUGUAUAAAUCAUCAUACACGUAAUGCUCAUAUUUAACGAAUGCACGUUCGUGAUAAUUAUUGAGUAAUGAAACCACUUAUAUGUACUUAAGAUGCGUCGUCACUAAAAUUUAUAUUCUAUUUCUGUCUCACACGUAAUAUAGCAGCAAAGAUAUUUCCCGUUUUCAAAGUAUUGUGACUCUGGUUGGGUAAUAAUAACUAUAAGUAUAAACAACAAUGAUUAGAAAAAAAAAAAAUGUUACUAAAGACGGGUGUGCUAUUGCUGUAGGUGAGAAGGUCGAAAGGUAGGAUACAUAAAGUUCUUUAAUUUAUAUCUGAAAGUAACGAUAAAACAUUGCAAACGAAAAACGAUUCUGAGCGGACUGAGAUUGUACACAUUUUAAAAUUCCAUAAUAUUUACAAUGUUUGUCAAAAAUUUAUAUUAAAACUUUUAUAAAAAAAAGAACUACAUUAAACUCAUUUUUUUUUUCUUUAACCACUUAGUACAGAUUAUAAUAAACCGCGUUCUAUCAAAUUAUAAAAAAAGAUACCAAAACAUUUUGAACAUUUUACUACGUCUAAAAAGUCUAAUAUAAGUAUUCUAAGAAAAUGAUGUCAGCUCUUUACGGUAAUAUUUAAUCAAUUUACAAAAAAAAAAAAUUGGAAAUAAUGAAAACGUCAACGCCAUAAACUUUCCCGAAUUUUUAACUAGAUCUAAAAUUCAACAAAAAAAAAAAAAAAAAAAAAAAUUUCGGUAGAAAACAUAAAUUGUGUAAAUUUAAAAUAACGAAAUCUGUAACGCCGUGGCGCACCUAAAUAUUUAUACGGUUUUCGUAAAAUUUUGUUUCCAGUUUCCAAUUAUUAUGAAAACCCCUCAUCAAAUCAAAAAAUGUUCUCUCUAAUGACACCAACCAAAUUCAAAAUGCGACCAAAAAAAAAAAAAUUUUCUUGUAAUUUUUCGAUUGGAGUGAGAUUUUUAGUGAUUUACAGAAAAUUUGGUUACAGACAGAAAAUAAAAAAGACAGACAUACUUCGCACGUGGGUGUAGCCACGGUUGUAGGUGGAAAGUUGAAAAGAUAGGAUACAGAAGAGAAUUUAAUGUACAUACUAUGUAACCAACGAUAAACCAUCGUUUACGAAAAACGAUUCUGAACGGAGUUCAGUUUAUAACGCAUUGUCAACAACAUAUACAUCAUAUUAUAGUAAAAUAAUUAAAUAGGCAUUAUACCUAUAUUUUCUUUAAUAAUAUUUGUUUAAUAUUGUAUCAAUUUUCCGUUUUUCCUACGUUUUUCCCGGUUUUCCCAUGUUUAUCUCGGUUUUUUACAUUUGCUCUUGGGAAUAUCGAAAAAUGAUUUCCCUAAAAUAACUCCCCAGUCAGAAUUCCUUUUAGAAAAAAUGCUAUCAUUGUAAAUCGGAAGAAAAUUGCUAGUAGAAAAGUUGUCCACAGGGAAAAAAAUAUCAUAAUAUUUUACUAAUAUAUUUCGUACAUUUUUCCGUUUUUUUCUCACUGUUUCCCUUUUAUUGGAAAAACUGCCUAAAAAAUCAAGAAAUGACCUCUCUAUUGUACCGCCCCAAGAAAAUUUCCUUUCAUGAAAGGGUCUACAUCUAGUAGCUAGAGCAGUAAGCUGUUUUGGUAGAAAUAAAAAACAUCUUUGUAAAUCCAAUACAUUCUUCGCUCCACUCAUAAUCUAAAUCCACACCGUACAGUAAUAAAUGAUCGCCACGUUCAGUAUCUGAAAUAUGAAUUAUAAAUCCGGAAAAAGGGACAAAUGUCCGUAUGCCCACUGAGUAUUAUUACUUUUGCGGACGCGUUUCAAUCGUACGAGAUUAAACGUAAUCUAUUUCAUGCGGCCACGUGGCAUCUGCACGCGGGAUUUUCCGUACAGUAUGUGAAAACAUUCGCUUAAACGGGGCAAUUUGGUAUCGGCUCGCCUCCGUGGGUCAAAUAUUAACAUCCGUGCGUCCAUGACCGUUUGGAUCGCGUAGCGUGAAACCCACUUUGGUUUUCGUAGUAAUAAUGAUUACAACCGCAAAUCCGCGGCGUUUCUUCGGAUAUCGUUUUCGAAAAUUAUCAAGAAAACUUCUCGGAAAACAAUAUACGUGCCCCGGCCCGGGACCGAUGACCGCAUGUGUGCUGCAAAGACACGUACGACGGGUUUUCCCGGUUUCUGUCCCGUCAAAUAUUAUCAUGAGCAUUAUUGUCGGGCGUCUAAAAAUAAUCUCAAAUUACUUCUCCGGAAUGGGGUCGCCGAUCCUCUCCCGGGAUGUGUUUGUUGAUCCCCCUCGGGAAUGUGUUCGAAAACUCAACACGAGUUAACUUUAUCAAUAUAGAGCAUAUAGAAUAAUAUUAUUCCCUACUCUAUAUUAUAUAAUACUCUUCUCCGUUUUGAAUUUCUAAACGCAGCCACCUGAGGCACGCCGAAAAUGACUUGCCCGUGUUUAUACGCGAUUUUUUGUUCGAAUUUUCCCAAUUAUUUAUAAAAACCGUUUGGAAAAUCAAGGCCAUUCAGUACUCUAAACGUUUAUUCAAUUGGAGCGAGUUUUAUUGUAGAAAAGUUGUUUACAGAUAAAAAAAUAAAACUUUAUACACAUUAUAGUAUAACCAAUUCAUUUAUCACUCCACUAAAAAUUAAACAGUAAUUCAUGUAGGAUCCAUAGAAAAUAUUAGUUUUUAUAAAAUAUGUAAUAGGUCCCGUUGUCCUAAACUCAACCAGAGAGUCGCGAUCGUAUAAAUGCGGGAUGCCUUUGUCACACUAUUACGCAUGAGACAGAAUUAAAUACAAAUAUUAGUAACGAAGCUUCGUAACUAAUUCUAUUAAUUACAAAAAUGAUUUUUAAAACAGACUUUGCAGUAAGUACCACAAUAUUUCGAAAAAAAUCGAAUAUAGAGUGUUUUUCAGAGCGUAAGUAUCAUCAGUUCGCUUCUACUGAAAUAUUUAAUGUAUUAGGUACUUUCUAAAACAUGACAUACAGUACGAUAUGAUUAAUAGAUUUUAAUAGUGUCGCUGUUUAGUUGACAUGCUAUUAUUUAUCACAGUUACGAAUACGAAAUAAGAUAGCGCCGGCGAUUAUAAUAUAAUAUGAUAUAUUAUACACGAAAAUAACGUUGUAUAUCGAAGUGAAAUGGGUAAAAACAAAACAUUUUUUUUUUUUUCGAAACUGUAUUAUCAUUUUUAACAGCGACUUUCGUCAAAAUUUGAACUUAUAAAUAUAUAUUUAUAUAAAAAAAAAAAACUACUAUAUAAUAUAGUCCAACAUUUUUUUUAACCUCUAAUUAAACUUAUAACGAACCUUGAGAUAAAUUUUAAAGCAUUUACAUCUGGCCAAACAACAUAAUCCACAUAAAACUAAAUAAAACUCGAAAAUUCCAAAUACCUAUAAAUAGCUCAAAAUUUCCAGAAUAUUGGUUUUCCCGAUUAUUAAGAAAACAAAACGGUAAAUCAGAAAAUGCAUUUCUUGUCACCCUGUAUUUCAAAAAAUAUACUGUAUUGAACACACCAGAGCAAGAUUUAUAGUAUAAAAGUCGUUUAAAGAUAAAAAAAAAAAAUGUUUAUAAAUAAACCUCAAUGUAAAACUAAUUGUAAAGAUACUACUUAUUUGAAUUUAGAAUAUGACUAAAAUAUAAAAAUAAAAUUUUAAAUCAUAAACAAUUUUCUGUCGUAAAUUUGUCUUUUUUAUCUAUACCUACGUUUUUAUAGUUUUCCCAAAUUUGUAUAAGAACAACUACUUGAAAAAUCAAAACAUAUUCUACUCAUUGAACCAACUAGAUCCAAAAUACUACAAAAAGCUCUCAAUUUUUAAAUUAAAUUAUGAUUUUGGAUAGAAAAGUUGUACACAAACAGAAACAAAUUAAUAAAACAAAAAUUGCCCACAUAAUAAAACCGUAUAUGCUUUGCAUCUAAAAUUAAUACAUUCUUUAAUUUAAAUUUGUAAAAGUGUUUAACAAACCAUAAAUUUGAAUUGUUUUUCAUUUGCAAUUUUGUAUUGUAGAAAAUAGAUAUAAACUAGAAUACUCUAUAAAUAACGCUAAUUUAUCAACUUCUCACUCACAAUAGUCGCUUACCCACCCACUAGUGCAAUGAAUAUGUCGAUUUUUAUAGUUAUUUUAGAAUACUUAUAAUAGUUCUUUUUAAACGUGUUAAAAUUCUAAAAACAUGUUUAAUCGUACUUCACUCGGAAUCGUUUUUCAUUAGCAAUAAUUUAUCGUUACGUACGGAUAUAAAUUAAAUAUUAUGUAUUCUACCUUCACAACUUCCUACCUACAAUAGUGGCACACCCAUCAACAGCAAUAGCUCUUUUUUAUAAUUUAAAUGUUUAACUAAUAAUUGUCUAUACACUCUUAAUAUACAAGUAUAAUAUAGUUAUCACUUAUUACAGUAUUGUUCGUUGAAUGCACAUAAAAUGAUACAUUAUUACCCUCAUUAUCAUUUAAAGCGGAUUAGGUCUUUUCACUGGUGACGAUUUAAUGCGAACCCAAACAGAGGCCGACAUCAAUACCGCAAUUAUAACCGAAAGUUCUGUAUAAAGGUAACUUUAACUCCUCGAACAGAGUUAAUCUCUUUUUAUAUUACUUUUAUACAUCAUAUUUAAAUGCAGAAGCAACUGAACUAUAAACGACAAUUUAAAAAAAGAGCUGAUACUGGAGACGGGUGCAGCCACUGGUAUAGGUGGGAAGUUGGGAAGGUAGGAUACAUAAGGUUAUUUCAUUUAUAUCUAUAAGCAAUGAUAAACCAUUACUGACGAAAGAUAAUUCCGAGCGCAGUUCGGUAAUAUUUAAAAUGCCGUAAUUUUUUUACCUAAACCUUCCUAUGUUUUUUCCCGAUUAUUAUGAAAACUAAUUCAAAAAUCAAAAAAAACGAACUGCAUCAUUAAAAAAAAAAUUAAUAUUUCAACAAAAAAGGUCACUUGUCGUUUUUAAUUGGAGCCAUAUUUGUGCUAGAAAACCUGGUAGGUACUUAUUUAAAAUAACGAAAUCAUGAAAAAAUAGUAUUUUUUCUCGAUUAAUUGUUUUUAUUUUAAUAUCGUAUGUAUUUACCAAUUAGAUAAAAUUUACUUUCAUAAAAUGUGCUACACGUAAAAAUCGGAGCAAGUUAACUAGGAAAAAACGUGUCCACAGACUGGAAAAAAAAAUAAACAUCUCAAUAAAACCAAUAGCUCCCUCGCUACGCUCGGAAUCUAAUAACGAUGGAACAAAUUCGAAAUUCCUAUAAAACAAAAUAUUUUGAAAACUCGGCUUCUAAGCUUCGUAGCUUCUUAGCAUCUAUAAUUUCUGGUAUUUUAUACAGCAAAUUUUUAAAAAUCAAUCGCUUGGCUUCCUAAUCCAUAAUAUUUGAAGAUUAGUGGAAAUAAUGAAAAUACUGGUUUAACUAAGUCAUACUUGCUUUUAAAAAUAUUAAUAGAUUAAAUUUUACAAUGCAUGUUAAUAAUAACUAAUAAAGUAUUGUUUUACAUAGUUAUUUUAUUAUUGUUGAACACUAUUGUAAUCAAAAACAUUGUAAUACGGUUUAAUAAUCUAUCUUUUUAUAAUAUUGAAGAGAUUUGUAUUUGUUAUCAAUAAUUCGGUUAUUCAUUACUUUUAUUAAAGGUAACCAACAGACGCCCAAUACUGAUAUUAAUAUGUUUAUGCGAACUCUACUACCUACUUUUAUUUUUGUCUUUUCAGCCAAAUAUAUUUUUAUAAUUCCUAAAUAAUUGUCUUAAUAGAAAAUAAUACAAAUACUAUUCGAUUUAAUUGAUUCUGUCAGACAAGUAUAUCUUCAUUUAUAUAGUGCAACGGCAACUUAGUUUUUCAAUUCAGUUCUUAUUGUUUUACAGGAUAAUAAAGAAAUAUUUCAUAAAACAACACUUAAUUUAACUCUAUUAUUAUGGGUUAUUGGCUAAGAUGAUACCAGGUUAUGAUACAAAUGGUGUUUUAGUUUUCGUGAUUGACAGUGUAACUAGGAGUCUAAUAAAAAAAUUAUAAAAAAAAAACAUUUUUGGAAAUGCUUGUUUUAUUAAUAUCAAUUAUACGAGGGUUGUCCCAAAAGUAAUGCACAGCGCGCUCUAGCUGUCUUGCAAUGUGAUAUUAUCAGCUGAAUUUAGUAUCAGUUUGUAGCUUGAAGUCUAACGAACACGUGCGUUUUCAGUUUUAGUUGUUUUAGUAAAGUAUGAUGAUGUGUGAGAGCGAUAACGAAAGUGAGAACAAUUCGUCGGCUCACAUUUCUGUUUUUGAGCAACGCGCAUACACUAAAAUCGAAACGAUUCGUGGUAAAACAGUGCCUGAAAUUCAUGCCGCGUUAAAUGAAGUGUGUGGAACGGAUACUGUGGAUCGUAGUACGGUGCAAAGAUGGCAUCAGCGAUUCCGUGAUGGUCGUAUAAGUAUUGAUAACAACCCUCGCUCUGGCCGACCCUCUACGGUUACUCAAGACAACACUAACGCGGCUAUUCUCGCAACUCUACUCGAUGAAGACCGACGAAUAACGGUGAGAGAGAUAGAGAAUGAAACAGGUAUUUCAAAAUCAAGUGUUCACCGCAUUUUAACGGAAANCGGCUAUUCGACACUGAACGAGUUCCAAUUGGCAGUAGUGUAACCGGGGAUUACUACAAAACAUUCCUUGCCAAAAAAUUGCGACCAGAAAUCCGUAAAAAGCGACCAGGAAUGUUACAAAAUGGUGUGUCCAUAUUGCACGAUAAUGCACGGCCGCAUAUCGGAGCACCAGUCGUCGCUCUUUUGGAGAAAUAUGGAUGGGAACGCCUCAUACACCCACCGUAUUCGCCGGAUUUAAGUCCCCCGGACUUUGAUUUAUUUUCAAAACUGAAGGAACCACUUGGAGGGAUCCGUUUUCCCAACUUAGAUAUAGUAAAUGAAGAAGUGAGCCGAAGGAUCCAUGAACUCAACAAAGAUGGCGUCCUAUGCGGCAUUCAAGCGCUCCCGAAACGAUGGCAAUCGUGUAUAGCCAAGCAGGGAGACUAUAUCGAAGGUCUAUAAUAUUGUAUUUAGUUUAAAAUAAAAACUUAUUUAUUCAGAGCAAAUUGUGCAUUACUUUUGGAACAACCCUCGUAGUCUCAAUUUUAUCAAAUUUUGAGAUACAGUGUGUAGCUGUAAUAUAAGCGACGAUAUUAAGUAACAAACAAAUACAGUCGUAAUCAAAUAAAUAUACUUUACACCGAAUAUAGUAGCUGGAACGGAUACGUAAACUCAAAAGUAUUAGUUAGAAAUAUUCCUUUUAAUAGCUAUAUACAUAUUAUAAUAUAUGGAUUCCAAUAUCAUAUUCACUAGUACUAAAGGAAAGAAGUGGUUAUAAUUUCGGUUUUUUUUUUUUUUUUAUUUUAGUUAAAACGUUUAAACGAACAAAAAUAAAAUGUAUUCGAUAUCUCACGCCCUAUCCAUAAAAUGUCUUAUCGGCAACAGACUCGUUAAAAAUAAAAGGGCUACGGACGUUAUUGUAUAAACACAGACUGAAGUAAAUUACCAACGACAUUGUGGACACGUAUAACGAGCAUUGUGCGACGUCCCUAAAUGAGCGUCGGUUUAAUUAAUUUAUUAUUAUUAUCUUAUCGGUGAACAGCAUUAAAUUUGCGACUAUUGUCGAGGGACUUUUGCCACCGACGCGUACCUACCUACCAUAUAUAUAUCUAUUUGCACUGGUUCAUUUUACGCGGAGGAAUAAAACGCUCUUCUAUACUGCAGCAAACCAAAGUGAUCUAAUUUUUAAAGCUUUGCAAGAUUUUGGCUCUCAAAAUGCUCGCGAAAUCGGCCGUUUUCCCGCAUACCAAAUUUGAAAAAUAUUUGAAACUUUGGAUCAAAAUUACGACUAUCAAACAACUCGAGUCGCUGUAUUUAAUUUAGUAAUACGUAAGCUGAUUACUAUAUAACAUAAUAUAGUCUCAGAAGAACCGCUUUUGGUUUCCAUAAAGAAUCAUUAUUUUACUUUAAGAAGCUUUAACUAAUUUAUAGUAAAUACAAUACAUACGAUUGUGGAUAUACUUAUUAUAAAUAAUGUUAGACUUUGUCUACACUAUGUAUUACUACUGAUAGAUCGCUGAAUUCGCUCCACACAUUUGAUCGAACCAUUGAGCUAUCGAAUAUGUUUUAGAGAAUAGAAUUUCUCAUGUCUGUAUUAAGUGUUUUAUUCCCCUUAAACCCACAACCAUUAGAAGAGACAAAGACUAAAUAAGGUGACUUAGUCGUUAAUUCAGUACUGUUCAGUGACACUUAUUAUUGAAGAGUUUUUCUCGUCUUAAACGUAUUUGUUUUACUCAGUAUAGCCAAGAAAAAAAAUAUAUUUAAAAUAAAUAAAAACGCUCAGUUGAAAUUCGAUAAAAAGUUGAAUAAAAUGUCAAUAAACAAGAGGAAAUUUCGAAGCCACAAAAUAACUAAAUAACAUAAAGAAUAAAAAUAUAAAUACAUCUACAAUUUUAUUUUUAAGAAAUAUUUCUAUUUUCUGAUGUGCACCGACUAGAAUUUUUAACAUGUUUCACAAAAUUGAACCUCUAAGGAUAUUGAAUAUUAAAUUAUCAUUUAAUUGUUUUUUUGGUUGUUAAUUUGUAGAAGUUAACAAUACAAUUUUAAAAACCAAUUUUAAUCUAUCACACUAUAAUCGCAGUGAUUUUGUAUGUUAUUUAUGAAAAUUUAAUGUUCUUGAUUUAUUUUAAACCAGCGGUUCCCAACCAGUGGUCUAUGGUCGUCAAAAUACACCCCUUCCACCAAUAAAAAACGUCUGUGACGACUAUGAAUUUGUUCCACUGUCUUUGAAAUUCAUGUAAUAUCCUAUUAAGAGUUAAUCAACUUUUUUUUUCGCCAAUUGCCAAAAGAAAAAAAACAAAAAGGACAUACUUCUCACGAUGGGUAGGCCACUAUUGUAGGUGAAAAAUUGGGAAGGUAGAAAGAAAAUUGAAUGUAUAUCUAUACGCAAAGAUUUAUCAUUGCUAAUGAAAAACGCUCGGUUACACGUGUUUUGGAAGCCGUAAUAUUUAAGAUUUGAAAAUAAUACAUUUCGUACAUUUUUCCGUUUUCUCCCAUUUAUUAAGAAAAACCAUGGGAAAAUCAAAAAACAACCUUUUAAAAAUCCCCCCCCCAGUCAAAUUUGCUUUCAGAAAAAUUUCUAAAAUUUAAAAUCAGAUCAAAAUUUCUGGUAGAAAAAUUGAUCACAGAAAAAAAUAAACAAUGAACAUCAUUGUAAAGCAAAUACAUUCUUCACUCCACUCGGAAUCUAAAAAGGGCAUCAGCUAAUCUAGGUAGUCCGUGAACUAACGAUAAUUCUCUAAGUGAUCCGUAGUGUCAAAAAGUUUGGGAUAUACUAGAUUGCACAGAAACUACAGUUUAAAACAAUUUAAAUAAGUAGAUAUUCGUAUAAUAGAAUUCGUGUAAUACCUAUAUACUAUGCCGUACUAGUUUAGCACUAGUUUAACGAAGUACUAAAACAUUUUCAAAUGUAAAAUCCAUUGAAAUAUGGUUGAAGAUAAACUAUGGAGACAGGAAUGGUUUGAAAAUAGAACGCGUAUAUGCCUAUAAGGUUUAAUUAAUUUAACAACUACCUAAGUUCAAAGAAUUUGUAUACGCUGUGCGUGGUAAACGUGUCCAUUAUAAUAUAUUCUGCACAAUAAGGUUACAUAACAAGCAUUAAAGAAGAGGUGUAGAGGUUUGAACCAGCCUUCUUCCGGAAUACUUUACUACGUCAUUUUUCUCUUAAACAUUAAACGAAAAAAUAAAUAAUUUUUACUCUAAGAAUAUUGUGUUACAUCAUAACCAAAAAAUAUCGUUACACUCCUUUUAAAAUAAUAUAUACCUAUAUAAAUUUUAGAUUUAAAAAUAAAAAUAUACAUAUUUUAGAAAUCAAAUAAAACCAUUCCACUAUUUAAAGUAUUAACGUUUAUUAUAUAAACGUAUUAUGUAAUAAUUAUUAUGAAAAUUAAUAUAAUAACGUUUUAUUAGAUAUAGGUACCAAUCGCUUAUUGUUUUACGAUUAUUUUCGUUUUCUGUUACCUAUGUUUUGUUUUAUAUAUAUAAAUUUUUUUUUUUUUUAUCAAAAAUUUCGUUUAUAACACCAUUUUGUUUAAUGAUAAUGUUUUAAUAUUACCGUUUUCCAUUAUCAAUUUUAAUCGAUUUUUGACAAAUAUAACGGUCUAUAAACAUUUUUGAGCCCUGAUACAAAACUUCAAAUAAUUAUUUAGCACAACAGUUGUCAGAAUGUUUUGAAAAUUGAACUACUUCUAGAAAGAGCUAAUAUAAAUUUUGAAUAAAAAUGUUGUCACUACAAUUAUUUACACCAAAAAAAUAAAAUCGAAAAUAACAGAAACUAAUGAUUACGUAAAAUGUACCGUUUUCCUACUUUUUCCCCUAGUUAUUAAGCAAACUACAAGGAGAAAUUAUGGCCAUUUCAAUAACCCCUGAAACUAAUGAUCAAAUUAAGAUUUCUAGUAGAAUAGUUGUUUAUAGACAAAAUAGAAAACACAUAUUAUAGUAAAACUAAUAUAUUUCUCGCUUUAUUCAGUAAAUAUCUUAAAUAAAUACUUAAAUUAUAAUUAUAUUUUAUAAACAACGUAUUAACUAUGAUCUCUAUGAAUUGAUUGUUACUACUAUCGUUAGUCAAAUAAUUUAUUAUACAAGUCUUUUCAUGUGCGAUUAUUAGUUAAUAAUAGGUAUACUGAUUAUAAUACAGACAAAUUGAGGGCAUCGAAAAUAUAGGUUUGGUUAUAGUGGUGAAAUUUUACUAUCGAGAUUUGAGUUAACUUGCUAAUAAUAACGAACUAAAAGAAAACGUCUUUUUAACAAUCCAAUAAAAACUUUUAUACUUUAUACCUAAAUAUAUGUUUGAAUUGACAAUAUACUGUGCAUGCAUUUGAAACAACGAUACAAAAACAAUAACAAACGAAAUGGCACAAAAUAGUUAAACCUUUUUGCAUGUGUUUACCCAGACAUCAGGUCAAACACAACUUAUAGUCAGACGCACGAGUUAUAAUAAUUAAUUGCAUGCGUAUUGAUCAAAAUAUGAAUAAACUUCAUCAAUGUGAAUAUAUCAAACAAAUGCCUAAGUAAACGGAUUUGCAUAUCAAUUUGUUCACAUUGGUUUGCUAGAAGUCAUACAUCGUGAUUACUUAACUAUAUACAAACACACACUAAUACAUUCUCAUACUGACUUGAAUUUAGUUUCAAAACAGUAAGUUUUAAAUGAAACUUUGUGGCAGAAUAUAUACUGCAAUUUUCCUAAAACAAAUUAUAUUGAACGCCAGAAUGUUAGUAAUGCUAAACAGCGUGUACAUUUCAUGUGUCCGAAGUUUAACAGAUACUUAAAUAAUCUCUAUAUUAUACGGAUUACACACAAUAUAUUGGAUAAAUUUGCUAUUUAAUUGACAGACAUUGUAUGGUCUUGGUCAGUGGCGGUAAAUGACGAAUUUACGGGGAGUGGGAUAAGAAGAGGGUAAUAAUAAUAAUCGAUUAAAAAAUUCCAUAACAGCCUGCUGCAUAAUUUUAAGUAAUCGAAAUAAUAACUAAUAUAACACAAAUAUUAUUAUUAUUAUACCUAAUAUUAACUGUACACUUUUUUUCUCAGACUAAGAAAAAUAAUAAAGAAUCACGAAUUUAAUGAAAAUAAAGUUAAAAUUUCAAGAUUUUCUGAAGAAUAAUAAUAAUAAGAAUAAUUAACUCUAUAAAAUGGCUAUUAUUUUAAAACUUUUCAAAAAUAAUAAAAUAAAGUUAUUUUUUAAUUCUUUUACCAAAACAUAACAACUUAAUUAAAAUAUCAACACUUGUAGUCCUUAUCACUGUAAGUAAUAUAUAAAAAAAAAAUAAUUAUUACCUUUAUUAUCUUUGGAGAUAUAUAUAUCUUCAUGAGACACCCUGUGUUAACUUUUUGGUUAUUUACAUAUCAAAAUUUUAUAUAGAUAUAAAUUUUUAAAAAAUGUUUACCAGUAUGAUACUAAUAUACAGUGACGAAAAUCCUGAGAGGAGGGCGAUCCACCAAUCAUUCCCCCCCUCCUAAAUAUCCACCGCUGGUCUUGGUAUUCUGUUUUAAAUAACCUAAUUAGGCACUUGAAAACAUCGCAACAUUUUGAUUAAAAAGUAUAUUAUAAAUAUGUUUGAAUUCACAACGCCUUUACGUCUUUAAUGUUUGAUUAACCGGGUUAAAAGAACAAGUACUGACAUUUAACGUCAAGCAAUAAAAUAUUGCAAUCUUAACGUUCGUCACAAUAUUAUAAAUUUAAGGUGUAUUAUAGUCUAUCUGAUCCAUUUAACAGCAAGACAUGAUAUGAGAAUGUUACAACGGGAAUCGUACAAACGAAUAAAACUAAAUAUGAUAGUACAAUAUUAUAGUAGUAUAGUAGUAUAAUAUUAUAGUAGGUACACACAAUCGAGGCCGUAACUUUCUUAGUAAUAAUAAUAAAAAAAAAAAAAAAACAAAAGAAAAACAAACCAACAAAUAUUUGAUCGGAUUUAAUUAUUGCGUUUUGUCGGGACUUAGCCGCCGUCGUUGUUGUAAAAAAAUAUUUUUAUAAAUAACUAAUCGAUAAAAUAAUAAUUACGUGUUUUUAACAGAGAUUUAACGGAUAAUGCGAGUUGUAAGGUUAUUAUAUAAUAACAUCGCGUGCGUAUACCUAUAGAGCGUUACAAUAUUGUUAUUAUUAUUAAAAAUGCUCGUACGGAACAUAAUAAAAUAAAGUUUUUAAUAAUAAUAUAACGUCGGCGGCGGCGUAGCGAGCGGAUGAGUACGUAGGUAUGCCGGUAUAAUCUUUUCUCGGUAAACGAUAUAAAAAAAAAAAUAUCUAUAUCCGCGCAAGAGUGCAUUGUGUGUGCGUAUACGGUGUAAUGCGCUGUACCUUUAUAUUAUACCGUAAUACAUAUAAUAAUAACAGUAUAAUAACGUAUAAGAGCACUAUAAAUGGUUCCGGAGAAACGAACUCUUAUAACGAACCGUGAAAAACAAUGUUUCGCUGUGCUUUCCCGAACGCGACACACGCCGCGCGCGCGGCGCGAGUUCAUUUUCAUUAACAAACCCGUCGACGGCCGGGGCCCGGUCGGGUCCCUACAAGCGAUAUUCCGCGUGUUCCUGAAUUCAGCGGAUUGGUCGGCCGCUAUAGAUUUAACUGUUCCCACACUCAGCUGCUGACCAAUCCUGCCGGAGGGGAAGUGAUUGAUCGGAUUGCUUUAUCGCGCUAUAUGAUAUGUUGUGGAUCGAAUGGUGUUUGACCAGAUGGACGUGGUAACCACUCUGCGCGCCCGAAUCAAAACUAAUUUACUAACCUAUGUUUGACAAAAAUGUGCUGUUAUGUGCUGACGCGUUUCCAAAUUCCAAUUCCAACGUUCGACACGUGUAAUACAAUGGAAAUACGGUUUUUGCAGUGCGCUAGAAAUACUUGUAUAAAACAUUUAGAUGCUGCCUCGAUUUGUGCCAACAUCAUUUAAUCCUGGUAUGUAUUUUAUUUCAUUGUAACUUUCAGUCAAAUAAAACAUUUGAUUUGAAAAUACUUAUAAUAAUGGAUCUCGAUGAAAAUAAUGAAAAAUGAUACGAAUAAUUUAUUGGUGAUUAUGGCCUGUAGGCAACCUUAAAUAAUGGUAUUAACCAACAUGUUCCAACUGAAUAACAAAAAGUACUCCAUCGACCUGCUAAGCAGAUCCGCUGGAUUAGCGAAUUGACUUGGGGAUUAUCAUUAUUAUUAUUACAGAUUAUUAUUAUGUCCGCGUGUGGCGUUAUCGGUCCGGAGGAAGAGCGACGGCCCAAUCCGCGUAACUGACGGUUAUAAAUAUUGUUAUGACGACGUUGUUGACGGACGACUUUAAUUUUCGUUUCCCGGCAAUAUAAAACACACGAACCGGGUCCCUCUCGGAAAUCGCGUCGGGCGAGGACUGUUUACCAUCCACACUAAUUAACUGUCGCGAGAUCAUCGGUUACCCGCGAACCGAAAGCCAAAAGACGACGCGUUUAUUGAAAUGUUUGCGUAACGUCGCGAUCAAUCAUUCUCGGAUAAUUUUUAACUCGAGGCUCCGACACUAGCUGCUGUAUAAAGUGCCCAAACCAGUACCUACCUACACGUAGAGGUCAGAUUCGCGUAAUACCGAAACGUAAUAUUUUUUCAUAUUGUAUUGUAUUGUGUAUUAUUACGGUAACUGAAAUUCCGGCGUUUUCCGUUGUCGAUUUAUUAGAAGAAAAAAAGAAUGUCGUAAGAGUUCUAUUUUAUAAACAAAUUAUAAUAAUAUAUUAAUUUUACCGUUACAUUAUGACGUGAAUCCGAGUUUAUGCAUUAUAAUUUUACUUAAAAAAAAAAAAAAAAAAAAAAAACAAUAUUUAUAAUAUCGCGUGGGUACCGUCGUCUCUGAUUAACGAUAAAAUAUUAUAUUCUAGAGGCGCAUAAUAAUAUUAUCUUCUUCAUUUUUCUCCUCGCCUCAUUUCCCAAUUAUUUGCAGAUGGACAGCCACCUUGGUUAGAAACCUCCACCUCACCCGGUCUCAAACUGAUCAUCUAUGCAAAAUAUACAGAAAAAUGAUAAAUAUACACUUGUAAACCCAAUUUUCAAACAACAAGUUUGUUAAUUAAUGGCAUAAUAUUUAAUUAAUAAUAAUAUUAGCUAGGUAUACAGUAUUAUUUAGUAUCUUAUUAGACAACAAAACAAUAAUACAAAAAACACUUUAGCGGUUUCGUGUGACUAAUAAUAAUAACCCCUCAAUAUAAUCGUAGUUGCAUUCAAAUAUUUAUGUUCCCUUACAAAGUUUUUUUAAUACAAACAUUUUACAUUCAAGAAUAUUCUAGAAUAAUACUACAAAAAAUCGACUAAAGAAGAAAUCCGGGCGGUGCAAAUACCACAUUGAGCUUUUGAUCUCAUGAGCAAAAUUUUGUAAGAUGACAAAAAAAAAUACAAUGUAGGUAUACAUUUUUUUUUUUUGUAAACUCAAAUAAUGUUGUAUUAUUUUUUUCGUUAUUAAAUUAUUUUAAUAAAACUCUAGAUUGAAAAGAAGUUAAGACAAUUUUAAUUUCUAUUUAAAUUUUUAAAUGUAGAAAUAUCAAAUAUUGCUCACAAAUGACGAAAUAGUUUAGUAUUAGUUCGCAGUACUCCGCUUUUCUAACCAAAAGAAGUAUACGAACAGUAAAAUAAAUGUGCGUUGCAUCAUGAAAUACGACUUUGCGUCAUUUUAAAAAUAUAUUCAUCAUAUUUUUUAUGGAAACGUCUACGUACUAUUUAUGAAUAGUCUAAUGUAAACUACAUUGUUUUACACACACAGAAACAUUCGAAUCAAUUUUUACAGUAAACUGUUGUUUGGUUGCGGAAAUAUCAUAAUGGCUUUUGUAAUCAUAGAAUCUUACGAUAAAUCCUUCUUGCGGUUUGGUUACAUUAAUAUUUAAUUCGAAGUUAUCGAAGCAUAUAUGCUUGUCUAGAAGAAAAAUAUAAAAUAUUUGUAAACGUAUAACAUCUUUAUCGCAUGCAUUUUUUUUAAAUGAAUAAUAUAAUUUUAAAAAAUCCGGAUAUACUUCGAACUCGUGAGUAAGCAACAGUUGUAGGUGAAAUUAGACUCAAAAUAAUUUAAUUUAUAUACUGAGAGUAAUGAUUGAUCUUUGAACGAAUUCUGAACUAAACUAUAUAAACUGGCAGGAUAUUAGUCGUUUUUUUUUUCCAUUUUAGCUAAGGUAACCCAGAAAUCAACAAAAAUAAAGCCAAUGUAUCGAAUGUUAUUUGUCAGUUUUUUUAAAAAUCAAGAAUUUAUAUUCUAAAUACAAUACUAUCUGAGAAAAAUAAUUCGACUUAUUUUAUUUCUAAUAUCCAAUGGUUAAAUGAGAAAAACACUAGUUGUAUAAUUUAAUUUGGUCAUAAUGGACAAAGAAAUCCCUUUUUAAAAUGUAUUAAACAGAUUUUUAAUUUGUAUUAUUCCAUAAAAACGCUACCCAAACAACAAAAUACUGAAUAUUGCACAAACCAAAAUGAAAAGAAACAGAUUAUGAAAAAUCUACGAAAAUUACAAGAUGAAUCAGUAAUAUUUUAGUUGCAGUCACGUUUUAAUGAAGUGACAAAACAACACGAAUUUAAAAAUGUACCAGUUCGAAUAAGAAUUGCACAAACACGAUCAAGGUUAGACUGCUGCGAAUAUAGAACGUGUAAAUAAUCGUUUAUGAACCCAAUUCGAUUGGAUUUAUUAGAAAAACUUAAACGUAUGAUUUGAAUCCAUUCAAAAUCAUUACAAUUCAAAGAUGCACCUCUCGGAAUGUAUUAAGAAUAGCAAAGUUUGCCUGUAUUGAAUGCCUCACCAGAGCCAAUGUUCACGUUGAAUUCGAGUACAACACCGCAGUCAAAACAAUUUUUUACUAAUAUAAGAAAAUACAACAAGUUUUUCCACUAUGUUGCGCGUGGAAAAAAAACGGUUAUUUUUGUGCAUUUAAUUUGCCGCGCAGCGUUGGACAGCUAGUUAUUUAUAGAGCGAAUUUGGGAAUGGCCAAACGUUUCAAACGUUAGAUAAUAAAGAAAUUCAGCAUGUUCGUUGCAAAAUUUUCGAUGUUCGCUAUUUUUUUCAGUAACCUGGUUGUAACCAAAACCAAAAUCCAAAAUUAACAUCAGAUAUUACUUAUUUUUUUUUUAUUUUUUUUUGGUGAUGUGCAUUGAAUGCUACAUAUAACUAUAAUUUUUGUUAAUACAUACAUUUUUUAUUUCAUAAUGGAAACUUUAACUAAAAAGCGUUUUAAAAGUUUGCGAAUUUUCCACAAAAUAAAAAAAAAACUAAAAUUAGACACAGAUAUGACCGUUAUCAAUAUUGUAAUAACACAUUUUUUUUAUAAACAUACUCAGUUAUCGAAAAUAUAAGAUUCGUGUACAAAAUAGCUACACCACAGCAGUACGUUUAUGCAUUAUGAAUUGAGGUAUAUAACUAUUGAUUUUCUGAUAAAGCAACUUAUAACCAAACUCAUACAUUUUCAUAACACUAAUUGAAAUGUAUAAUGAUACUUAUUCAAAGGUAUUAUACGUGAAAAGUUUUAUAAUAUUAAAUAAAAUGCAUUAUGACAUCUUAUAUUUAUCUGUAAAGCCUUUUUGUUAACAGACUACCAAAUCAAGCUGAAUCUAUACCGGCAUGUAUACUGCAGUAUUUAUAUAGCUUUUUAUUUCAAUAAAUAUACAAUAUAGUACAUAAAUAUAGUAACACACAUAAUCUGUCCGAUUAUGAUCCAAAAGUAUGCACUUAAAAACCAUUAAAACUAUAUUGUUUAAACAUAAUUAUCAAUAGAACUACCAUUGAGACAUUUAUAUUUAUUUUUUAAUACCUCAAAAUGAUUUAUUUUCAAAACAAAUCCAACAACAAACCGUCUGUCUGACGUAGUAUGAAUAGACUUUAAGCUUUUAAAAUCGAUAAAAUAAAGAGAAACAUUGAUAUUAUUAUCACAUAAACAUAUAAAUACAUAUAUAUUUUUUAUUUGUUAACAAGUGUUAAAUACUUUUAAAUAACAUUUACAUAUUAUUAUUACAUUCUCAUAAAUUAUGAUAAUGUUGAAUUGUCCAAUGAACUUUGAUAUUUAUACAUUAAGAUUUUUUUUUAUUUAUUUAUAUUUAUAUAAUUAUUUUUAAAAAAUACAAAACAAAAUUAUCACACUUAAAGAUUAGGUAGUUAAUAAUUGAGGAUAGAUAAAUAAUAAAUAAAAUUGAUUUUAAAAAAUAAUAAUAAUAGACCAACAACCAAAUGGAAACAAAAUAUUCAUAACAGUCAAGUUAAUUAAAAAUAUAUUCAUAAAUAAAAAUAUUAUUUUUCGAAACUUGAUAAUUUGAAAUUAAUUAUACUAUAAAGGAUAUUUGUAAGUUUAAUAAGCACAUUAAUUAUGGUAUAUAUUGGCUGCGCAUAUAUUUGCGCAUAUUAUAGAUUCUGAGUAGAGCGAAGAAGCUUAUAGUCUUCCAAAGAUGUUACUUUUUUUUAAUCUGUUAACAACUUUUCUACUACAAGAUUUGCUCUUAUUUUUAUGUUUAGCACCUUUUCUAAAAGGAAAUCGGUGUGGGAAAGUACUUUAAGGAGGUCAUUUUUCGAUUUUCUUAGGAGUUUUCUCAUCAAUUUGAAAAACCGAAAAAAAUGGGAAAAUAUAAGAAGUGUAAGUAUUAGUUAAAAUAUAUUAUGGCCUAUCUGUGAACAAAUUUUCUACCAGCAUUUUUGCUUUAACUUUUAAUGAUAGCAAUGUUUCUGAAAGGAAAUUUCACUAGGGAGGUAUUUUAAAGAGAUCAUUUUCUCAGAAAAUGUGAAAAAUCGGGAUAAAACAUGGGAAAACCACGAAAAACGUAGGAAAAUUGAGAAAAUUGGUACAACAUUAAACAAAUAUUAUUAAACAGAAUAUAUAAAACCUAUUUAAUUAUUUUACUAUAAAAUGGCAUAUAUAUUGUUAACAAGUAUCACUAACUGAACUCCACUCAGAAUCGUUUUUUUUUUUUUGUAAGCAAUGGCUUAUCGUUACUUACAGGUAACAUACAAUUAUCUACAUACAACAGUGGCUGCACCCGUUCCCAUUAUCCUAGGACUUCUUUUUUUAAUGUAUUUGUCAUAUUUUGAAGUCAUACAAUUAUUUAUUAGUAUUAUAACAUCUAUAUGAUGUUAUUUAUUUUAUUUUUGAAGUAUAACGUUGCAUUUUGUAUCAUAUCAUUAUGCUGUCAAUGUUACUAUUAUUAUUUAUUUUUUUUUUUUUUUAACUAUUAACAAUGAUUAUUCUAUUUUCGAUUAAGCACAUUAACUACGAAAAACCAUACGUAAAAUAAUAAAUAAUGGUAUUAUUUAUAUUCAACGAUAUAGGUAGUUGUGAUUUUUAAAUUCAUUAAGUUUAUUUUUGUAUAUAGAAAAAUAUCUAGCAGAAUUUUACUUUAAAGUAUAGAAAAAGUAUUAGAUUAUUAAUACGCAUUUGAAUAGAAUUACGAGAUUUAUAGUUAUAAUGACUUUUGAAAUAAUAUCUACUUAUGCGGAAACACGGCAACUUGUAUCACUAACUAAAUAAUUGAAUUAUAUACCUACUGGGGAAACCAUGUAAUAUAGGAAGACCUCAAAACUAUUAAACUGUUAUACAAGCCUACCAAAAACCCAUCAAAGCGAAUAAAAUGUUAUCUUAGCUUUUGAAUAUUAUCUGACAUACAAUUUAACACUAAUGAAUAAAAAAUGUCAACACAUUUUUGUCAAUUUCACACAAACGCCAGAAUAUGUAAAAAUAUACAGAAUUCCUACUAACUUUAAAUCAAUAAAAAUCACCACAUAAAAUCUAAAUAUUUUAUUCGUUUUAAAAUUAUCAGGGAAGCAAUGUCCCUUCAAUCAUCAUGAUUUUAACUAAAAGGUCGUUAUCCCUCAUGCCCCUGUCUAGUUUACGCCUAUAGAUACAAACUUUUAAAAUAUUAUAAUACGUUAAAAGCGACUCAGUGAAUUUAUUAAAUAUUAAAAAAUUACCCAAAGAAGUCACUGAAGAGACGAGACGAUGCGUAUACGACACGUUUUAAAGAAUUCCAUUACGUAAUCAUCGUAUUAAAUUUAAAUAGUAAUAGGUAGCAAAAAUAAUUGUUGUGAUUGUAUAGCUUUGAAUAGUGACAAGUCAAAUAAAUUACUGUCUUUGGGUAUAACGUUAGAAAGUUUAUCAUUAGCGAACUGCAUAGAACAAAGAAAUCUAAAAAUCUAAAUUACCUAUAUUAUUAUAAUAAUAAUAAACAAUAAUAAAUUACAUAGAUUAGGUUAAGUUAAGUAUAGGAUUUAUUAUAAAAUUAAUUAAAAUUGUUUGCCUUUUUUUUAUUAAUAAAUGUAAUAAUAAAACUAUAUUGUUUAUACACCGUGUUAUUCACUUAUGAGUUAUUGAUGAAAAUUAAAAUUGGAAACAGCAUAUAAUGGAUAUACGUUCUAAUUGCUCAGCAUUUGUUCACAAGUUAAAAGUUUUAAGAUUAAUAACUAAUUGUUUUUAAACCAAAAACAUAGACAAAUGUUAAAAGUUUAUUUUCUUUUAGCUCAAUUUUCUCUUAUAUUAUUGAAUAGGAACUAGGAAAUACUGUUCAAAUCAAACUAAAUAAACUAGAUACUAUUUGAUCAAAAUAAUUCUUUAAGAGCACGGGUUCUUUUCGGUCAAUUGACUAAACAUUAGUAGGUAUAUAUAUAUUUAAACAGCUGAUACUGCUGACGUGUGUGCCACUGUUGACGGUGGAAGUUAGAAAGGUAGGCUAACUGUAAUUUAUACUUGUGCACAAAGAUAAAUCAUUACUUACAAAAAACGAUUUUAUGCGAAAUUCGAUUGCACAAGUUUCUAAAUGCCACACAUUUACUAUUUUCGACAAAAUGUCAAACUUAUUUUAAUAAAAAAAUACCCGUGAGCAGCAGAGCUCGGUAAAGUCGAAUUUUCCCCCAACUGACUUAUCAAUAUUAAAAUAUUUAAUUUUUUUUUAGAUUCCGAGCGAAGCGAAGUAGCUAUUGGUUUUAUAAUGCUGUUUAUUGUUUUUUUUUUUUUUUGUUCUUUGUUCUAGUCUGUGGACACGUUUUUACGUGUAGUAACUUUUAUGAAAGCUUAAGUUGUCUAGAUGAUACUUUAAAGAGGUCAUUUUUUUUAUUUUCGACGCCAUUUUUUAAAUAAAAGCACUGAAGUGGGAAAAAACAUAGGAGAACGUACCAGAAAAAAUAAUUUAAUCGAAAAAUCACAAGAUACCUUUUUUGUUGCCUUUUUGAUUUACUUUCUUACUGUAUCAUCAAAACUUUUAAGCCACUUUUGAACUUUUAAGAAAUUUUAGUUUGUGACUUUUUUGCUGUAAUUCGGUUAUAAAUACACGUAGACUUGAAACUUGGUAAUAAAAAAAAUAUUAUAAGUAUAUUGGACUUAUCUAGACGUGGUAAAAUUUCCGAAAUCAUCGGACGACUUUUUGUUUUUUUAACAAGCAUUUUUAAAUUAAAUUUAAACGAAAAUCGCAAAAAAAAAUAACGGCACUUCAAAUUGUGUACCACCGAACUUUCGUCUUUCAUCAAGCUAUGGUUUAUCGUUGCUUACAGAUAUAAAUGAAAUAACCUUAUGUAUCCUACCAUCCCAACUUUCCACUUACAACAGUGGCUGCAUCCGUCCCCAGUAUCAACUCUUUUAUAUAAUUGAUCUAAAAUAGUUAUUUACCAGAAUUUUAUUACAUUUUAGCCUACAGAGGUAUUUUAAAUCCGACAUUUCUUCCGAAUUAAAAACGAAAUGCCAGGUAAAAAAGCUGUUUACAGACAGAGAAAAAGAAAGAAGAAACACACAAUAUCAUAAAUGUAUAAAUCAUAAUAUCAUAAUAAUUAAUACAAAAUAUGUCUUCUUAUGUUCAAAAACUCAUUUUUUUAAUGUAAAAUUCGAAUUUGAAAUACGAUAAGAGCAUAUUUAGACAAAUAUUUAUUGAUAAACCACCUUGUUUACGAUAUAAACAAUUUGUUUACAACAUGUUUUAUCCAUUGUUUCAACAUCAAAUUUCAAACUGUAUUAAUUAAUACUUAGUACUUGUACAUAGCAAAUUGAAUCUAGCUAUUUUUUUUUUUUGUUUCUAGGUCUUGCAUUCAAGAUUCAUUGCCAGGAAUAGCACACAGGUAAAAUUAUGAUUACAUUAUUAUAUUAAUAGAUAAGAUUUGAAACUCUAAUUUAUCCGAUAUCCAAUGUCUUUAAAGACCCCCAUUACAAUACUAAAAUAAAACCAGAUUCAAAAAUAAUUUACAUCAAAAUUAAAAAAACGCCGUAUUUCCCACGUUUUUCAUAAUUAUAAUUAUUAAGAAAACUAUACAGAAAAUCAAACGACUUUCUAACUCAUAAAAUAGACAAAAUUUCCUUCCCGAAAAUAUGCUAUCCUUUGAAUUUAAGUAUAGAUUUUUUAAAUAAAAAUAUAAGGGUAAACAUUUUAAAUAAUGAAACCGUUACUCUGUAAUUUGAAAAAAUCAUAUUUUUCAUAUUUUUUUUCCCCUAAAUAUUAUAAAUACUACUUUAGAUACCGAAAAAUGACUUUCUCUAUCAGUGACUAAAUAUUAAAUAGAACAAAAUCGACCUCUUGUUAUUUUUCGAUUGAAGCAAAUUUCUGAUAGAAAAUAUCAUUUGAAAAAAAUUAAAUAAUUAAACCGGGACGCCAAGUUGCUGUAAAUAUUAAAUAAUUUUAAUUUUUUAGUUUUUCCCAAUUAUUAUGAAAACAACUUAAAAUAUCAAAUAAAAACCUUCUCAAUGCAACAAAUAGACAAAAUUAUCUUUCAGAGAAAAAGCAAGAUUUAUGGUAGAAAAUUUGUUAAUAAGAAAAAAAAAGACAGACAUACAUCGCACGUGGGUGAGCGACUUGUUUUUUUAACAAAAGAAUGUUAAAAUCAAAUAUUAAUGAAAAUCGUUAGUGUAAAAAAUUAUGUGGAAGCAAUCUAAUUUUUCAAUAUUUCGGUUUGAUAAUAUAUAAGGCCGAUUAAGAACGAUGAUAAAGUCAGAAUUCUGAAGUUCAGAAGUCUGCACUUACGUGCGAAAUAUGUCAUUCUUUUUAAAUAUUAUACCUAUAUUCCCGUUUUUCUCAUUUAUUGGAAACAUCAAAAAUUACCUCCCUAAAGUACCACCCCAGUCAGAUUUUCUUUCAGAAAAGUGUUAUCAUUAUAAAUCGGAGCAAAAUUACUGGUGGAAAAGUUGUCCACAGAAAAAAAAAAUAAAAAUAAAAAUAAUUGUAAAACCAAUACAUUCCUUGCUCCGCUCAGAAUCUAAAAUCUAAAAAAUGAUAAUAUAUUAUUAUAUACGUACCCACUAAAAUUAAAAUGCACGUAAUUAAGAAAAAACGUCUAUGUUAACAUAAUAAUAAAGUAUUGUACUCCACUUUAAACAAUUUUAAAGAAUGAUAUUCGAAUUUAUCCAAAAUGAAAUACGACGAAAUAAAAACGAUAAAACAUAAAAUUAAUAAUGAAUGCCGUGACACAAUUACGGAUAUACGAACAUGUGAAUUAGCAAAGUGUAGAGAAAAUGGAAAAUUAAGAAAUAAAAUCUUGAAUUAUUAGACUAAACAAAUUUAAAUUUCAACUACAACUAAACUUAAAAAUUACUACGAUCUUUAAAACUCCCUAUCACAGCAAAAUAUAUUAUUAACAGUAUAUCUUCGUGUUAAUUAUUACUCUAAUUUUACAGAGUUUUCAGAAAAACUGCUCAAAACAAUAAACUGUGUUUAUAUUUGGGCAAUAGAGACGUAGUGGUUUCAAAUAAUUCAUCCACAAAGAUUCACGGAAUCGUAUUAGUGGACCCAGAUCUAUUGAAAGAUACAAAGAAAAAGGUAUGCUGAUAUUAUAUAAUAUUAUAAAUGUACAAGUAUAUGAGUAAUUGUGUAUAAUUUAAUUUUUUUUUAAUUACUUUAUGAUCAAAAUAAUAGCACACAACGAUAAAUAUAGAAUUUUAUGUUUCAGCUUAAUGAUUAUAUUAUACAAAUUUUAAAAUGUUUCAAAGACUUAUAACUAUGAACAUGUAUUGCAUACCUUAAAAAUAAAAUAAUUACAAAGAAUAAUUAAAAUAUUAUAUAAGUAAAUAUCAAGUACUCAAGUAACAAAUAAUUAAAAUAAUCACGUAAAUUAAAUUAGCAAGAUAUUAUAAGAAGAAAUCGCGGUAUUUCUAAAUUUGCAUACAAUACUUAAUUCUACCAUAAAAAUCUAAUUUUAUUGUUUUUAUAUUAUUAUGGUUUUCUUUCAAAGUUUUGCUGUUCAACAUUUUCUUAUUUAAAGUUUUGGCGUAUAAACUUUAUAUAAUUAUAGGCUUCUAAAAACUUUACUUCACGAUGACCCACUACAUUUAUUCAAAAUAAUAUGAAGGAACUUUUAUUUAUAAACAAACUAACCAGCUCCUUAAUUAAAAGAUUUAUCACAAUCAUUUGUUUAAAUAAAAGCAAAAUACAUAAAAUAAUAAAUCCAGUUUUAACAAUAUAUUACAAUAUGUACCAAUGAUUAGCCAAAAUUAUUAUUCUAGUAAGUAUGAAUAAAUAACAAAGUUGUUCAGUUAUAAAUCAUAAAUUAAAGAAAUAUUGUUGCUAAAAUUGAUAAUAAGCAAACAUUACCUCUAUCAAAAGUUAAUUUUAUAUUUUUGACAUAUUAUUAUGAUUAUGAAUAUUUUAUGGUUAAAGACUUAAUCAAAAUAUAAAUACAAUAAUUAUAACAAUUGUUCUAAAUAAUUUGGUUAGAAAAUGUGUGUAUAAAUGACGUAUUAAGAGCACAUGGCAUUCAAAAACAUCGCCUUUACCCUUACACAUGCACUGUACUACUUUAAAAAGCGUUGGUUAAAUGACUUUUGAGACCUAAACUAGCGUUAAAAGCAUUUCAUAGCGAUCGUGCUGAGUUUUACAGUAUUAUUAUUACUCUUAUUACUUCCCGGUUCUUUUGCGUCUUUAAUGGAUUUUAAAUGGAGGCCCUUAACAAAAAACGGAACAAUAGUUUAAUAGAAGAAUAUACAUUUCCAGUAUGGAUUGUUGCAUAAAGUUAGCUAAUAAAAAUUCAUCGGAAAAAUCCGUUAUACAAAUAUCACUUUGCACAAGUCACUUAAACUGAUUUACAGUCCCAUUUAAAUUACAUUAUUUUCGAGUUUAAUAUACCUAAUAUAUUCAGAAUUUAUUUAUACAUUGCUACAAAUAUAAUAUUAGCAUUAAAGUUCUAAGUCAAGUGAACAUUUUACAAGCAAUAACACAUAGCUAAGUUGAUUCUUGAAUUAUAAGUUUUAAAUUUCUAAACAAAAAAUAAAAUUGAUAUUACUUUUUAUUUUAUAAUAUAUAUAUAUAUAUAUAUAUAUAUUAUUUAUGUAUUUAUUUACCUAUUUAUUUUAUUUAUUGACGGAAAAAAAAUUCAUUUACUAAAUAGUCUCUAUAUAAAUACAUAAUGUAGUAUAAAUAUUAACAUUAAAAUCCAAUUUUCAUAAAUAUAGCGAAAUACAAACAUAAUUUUAUAAUAUUACAUAUUUUACAUAUGUUAACAUAUGUAACAUAUUUUUAUAAUAUGGAAUAUACAAUCAACUAAAAUUUACUUCAGUAGUAUUUCCUAUGGCCAUCAGUAUAUUAGCAGGUGAAGAUCGUAAAUAAUUCAUAGAAAUAUUAUUAAUUAAAAAACAGUCUUUAUUUCUAGUAGAUUUAAUAUUUAUUCAAAAAUUUAAUUGUGACAACAAAUAAGGUCUAUCUAUAGAAUUAUUUAAUACUUUUGAUAAAAAUGUAUAGUGGAGGUAAUCUCUUCUUUUGUUUAAUGAGUCUAAAUUAAAAUAUGAUAAGAUAUCAUUAUACACUCAGCAUGUCUUGAGCGUUCAGCUUUAAAUUUAAAUGAUAGAAAAUGGAGAAAACGAUUUUUAACUGCUUCGAAAUUUUGGGUCUUACAAAUUUUAUUUAAUAACCAAAUAAGAGAGGUAUAUUCUAACUGUGAUCUCACAAAUGCAAGAUAUAAAUUUCUUAAAGCAUCAUAUUUAUUAAAGUUAGAACAUGUAUAUGUAACAAAACCUAAAUAUAAGACAGCUAGCUUUAUUUGUUAUUUUCUCAAUAUGACUGUUGAAACAUAGCUUAGAGUCAAAAGUAAUACCUAUGUCGACAAAUGAUUUAACUGACUCUAUAGAAAUAUUAUUCAGUUUAUAAUCAUAAUCAAUACUAGUUUUUUGAUACUGAAAGUUAAUACUUUAUAUUUCUUUACAUUUGUUGAUGUUAAAUAUAACCCAUUUAAAUAUACAUAUAUAUAUAUAUAGAGAGAAAGAGAGAGAGUGAGUGAGAAAGAGUAUCACACAAUGUGGUAAAAACAAUUUAUUUCUUACAUUUUUUAAAAUAAUCAACUUUCAAUAUAUAUUAUUCGAAUUUGAAUGUAUUAUACACACAUGUAUCUAAUAAACAGUUUCUUAGUAAUAGCUAUUUAAUUUCUAGAAGGUGUAUACAUUUUUUUUUAUUCAGUGGUUUAAUUAUAGUGCUGCAAUUGAAAUUAGUAGUAGUAACCUAUUGAAUAUAAUUGUUUGUAUACACCUUCUUGAGAAAUUAAAACGACUAUUAUGAAGAAAUUAUUAAUCACAUAUGAAUGUAUGGUACAUUAAAAUUUUUAGAAUAUUUUUUACAGAAUACCUUAUUUGAAAAUUUUGAAAGGAUAUUUUUUAUUUUUAAUGAUUAUAGAAUGAAAAUAAAAAAUUCAUAUUUUCUACAUUUAUUUCUCUCUAACAGGAUUGAAAAAAAAAAAUAAUAUUUAAAUAUUAACAGAGUUAUUACUUAUUACUUAUUAACAUUCAUAAAACAUUGUAGAACAUCCUGUGUAUAUAUUCACUGUCAUGCAAAAAGUGACGCAAUUGUAAAAAAACAUGUUUAAACCUUUAUUUCAUCCCUAUAUGUGUAUGAAAAAAUGUUCCAAUUGAUAUCAUAAAUAGUUUAGAAACUACUUAAGGGGAUUAGAAGCAGUGAUUUUCUGUCUUUGUCUUACACACGUGCAACAUUUUAGACAUUUUCUACUUUCAACAUACCAAAUGAAAUGAAAGCAGAUUUGAAUUUGUCAAGUUUUCUUGAGAUCGACUUUCCUACUUUUUUUUUUAUUUUACUCCAAAAAUUAAAAUAUUCUAUUUGUUUAAUUACUUCUUUUUUUAGGAUUUAAAGGAUAAAAUCAAAAAUUACGGGAAAGAUGAUUUCAAAAAAAAUUAACAAAAAAUUAAAAUCUGUUUUCAAAAUUCCGAUUGUUUCACUAAACCAAUCAAUAUGUUGGAAAUAGAAUACAUCUAAAAGUGUAUGCUACACGUGUGUAAAAUAAAGAUAAAACAUAACCUUUUCCUAUCCUUUGAUUAAAAUCAAAAUUUCAAAUUUAAAAAAAAAAAAUUAAAUCACUCAUGUAUAUACUUGAUCAUUAAAUCAUAAACGAACAUUUAACAUUACAAAUAGUUAAAUUAAUAAAAACAAUUUCACUUACAUAUUAUAAAAUUAAAUUUUAGAUUUAUACUUUCAAUUGUAUGCAUAUCUUAUGCAUUAUACAAUUAUUUCAUUAAUGUGCUAUUAUUUGUGAUUUGAACAUAAUAUGAAUAAAUAUUAUGAUUUUAUUAAAAUGAAUUUGAACCUUAUGAAAAAUCCAUUGUAUGAGCUCCUAUGAACUCUGAAUUGCAAACCAUUUGAAAUAAAUCACUAUCUGUAAUAGUUUUGUUUGCAAUAUUUGAAUGGAUAAUAUACCUAUAGUUAUUAUUUUCAUUUGUAAAGGUAUUUGGACAAAUAACAUUAACUUUCCGGUAUGGUCGAGAAGACGAGGAAGUAAUGGGAUUGAAAUUCUGUAAUGAAGCAAUCAUGUGUUUAGCACAAAUUUAUCCACCUCAUGAAAAUGCACAACGUGAACAAAACACACCAUUACAGGUAAAUAUGAAUUGUUGUACGUGAAUUUAAAAAUAAAUUAUAAUCAGUAAACUUAUUAUGUUUAGCUGAAUAAGAUUUUACAAUACAAUAUGGUAUCAUAAUUACAUAUAAUUAUAAAUCAUCAUAUGUUAGAGUUAAAAAUUCUACAAAAGAAAACUGUUACUAAGUUAUACUUGUACAAAUAUUUUAACUGAAAAUAAUAUAUUCAUCAAAAUGCAUUGAACAUAAUUUUCAAAAGAACUAUUUCAAAAUAUAAGUUAAUAUAAAUAAAUAAAUAUAAGUUGCUAUACACACAACAGUUUUCAUUACAGUUAUAUAAUCAAAUCAACUUUAUGAACUUUACAUCAGAUAUAUAUAAUAUUAAGUAUAGGUAUCAAGAAAUCAUAAAUUGCUGUUAAAAAAUAUUGUUUUAAAAAGAAAUUAAAAACACCUAGGUAAUAUACAAUAAUAAACUAAUAAUUUAACUAUCACCUUAAUCUGAAUCUAAAAAAUGAAUAAAUCAUUAUUUUAUAAACAUUAAUACACAUACCUAUACUAAAAUAACAGUUAAAAAGGAAUCUCUCUCAAUAAACGUCAUUUUAUAUUUUAAAUUCUAUCUCUUAAUCACAGAUAUAUUAUCUGGUAUUAUAUAUCAAAUGUGUUCUUAUUUAAUUUAAUAAUAAAAUCAACAUAAUCUGUUUUGUACUCAUAAAUAAUAAAAUAUUAUUUGUAAAUUUGUUUUUCUUAGGAUAUGUUAAUACAAAGACUGGGAACCAAUGCUCAUGCUUUUUCAAUGGAAGUAACUCAUUUAGCUCCGCCUAGUGUCCAAUUAGUUCCUGCUAAAGAAUACAAUGGCGCUCCAAUAGGGACUAGCUAUGACAUACGGGUAUACAUAGGUAUGAAUAAAAUCAGCAUAUUAUUGAUAUAACAUACACAUUAACCCAUAAAUGAAAUAUAUAAACGUAACUUAUAUAUGUAACAAUAUGUAACAUACACAAACCUAUACUAGCCUUCAAAAGUAUACAGAAUACAUACUAUACAAAAAAUUACAAUAAUAUAUUAAAAGACUACUAAUAUCUUAUAGAUUGUAUAAAAUAUAAAAUAAUAACUUAAAUAAUUUAUAUAAAUAUUAAAUAUAGCUGAAAGGGCGGAUGAAAAAUUACAGCGAAAAAAUAUUGUAAAAAUGGGUAUCAAAGUAGUUCAAAUGGCUUCAGCGCCACCCCCACCUACACCUACACCUAGAUCAGAUCAACCUAAGGGGUGGCGUCAAAAAGGACCACAAGCUACUUCAGAGAAACCAUUUUUACUCAGCGACGGUAAAGUUACCCUGGAGGCUAACCUAGACAAAUCUAUCUACACACAUGGUGAUCCAAUUCAUGUGAACAUAAGUGUGAAGAAUACUAGUAAAAAAGUUGUGAGACGAAUAAAGGUAAAAACUUAUAAUUUAUAUUUUUAUAAAUUAAUAUAUAGGUAUUCAAUACCUAAAGUAUAUACCUAUAAUUUUACUGGAUUUUCUUUAAACUAAUUUUCCAAACCACAAAUAUCUCUUAAUACACGUUUACAGAUCAGGUAAAUUCAUCAAAUUUUAGUUUCUUUAUAAAAUUAAUUUAUUUCAAACAAAUACACGGGUCUACAAAAAAACAAAAUGCAUUUUACUAUAAAUGCAGAAAUAAUAAAUAAAACAGUUUAAAUUAAUAUAAACAAUUUUAAUUUAAAAUAAUUAAUAGAUCAAUUUUCGUAACACUGAAUAUAAUAUUUUAAAUUGCAAACUAUUACAAAUUUAACCAUGUUCUAUUCAUCAGCUAUCAAUUUAUAUUGAUUAAAUUGGAUUAAAUUUAUUUAGGUUUUUAUCGUUCAACAUGUUGAUGUAUGUAUGUUCAGUAAUGGUAAAUUCAAAAACACUGUGGCAACAGAAGAAUGCACAGAUGUCCCCAUACUUGGUAGUGGAGGAUCACUUGAAAAGGAAUACCUAUUAUAUCCAAUCAAGGCAAGAACAAAAAAUUGGAUAGCACUAGAGGAUUCAUUGGGAUCUUCUGUAAAUAAAUCAGAAGGCUCAUUAUCCAGCACUGUAGUAUGUGUAUCGCCAGAAGACAGGAAUGUAUUUGCCAUUUAUGUCACAUACUAUGUAAAAGUUAAACUUUUAAUAGGAGCAAUGGGCGGUCAGAUGUCACUCAAGUUGCCAUUUACACUAAUGCACACGUCAUCGAACACUUAUUCUACAGGUAACAAAUAUUCUUAGACAAUUACUUUAUAGUUUUGUUAAUAAAUAUUCCAGUUUAAUUUAUAUUUCUAUACACUUAACAUAGAAUGCAAGGAUACAUCGUGUCCGUCAUUAGGACCAUGUCCGUUGGUGGAGAGUAAAGAAGUACCAAUAGCAUUAGAUGAACCAUGCUCUAAUAACUUGGGCCUCUGAGGAUUAAUCGAAUCGGCCGAUAAUCGAGACAUACAUUCGACACCAAUUACGGCCGAUCUUAAUGCCGAAGAUGACCAUGAAGACAACCCAUUUAAAUUUCAAAGGAUUUUAUGUUGUUUUUCUAAUUACAGAUAGUGAUAAUGGGUCCAACAAAAAAAUAUAUA